UCGCCUCGGGUGUAGGGAUUGCAAAAAAACAAAACUACACUGUCAAGACUGUGUAGUUUUGUUUUUAUGAUUAGAGGCUCUACAAUUCUCAUGCUGGGAUUGUCUAAAAAAUCUUACUCUGGAUAAGGACGUCGUUCAAGAAGAUUUCGUUGGGCUUAGCCCACUCUUGCAGGCACUUUGAGAGAUCAGAGUGCCUGUAAAGAUGACGACAAAAGCACCAACAUUUACACAGCCAUUACAAAGUGUUGUGGCACUGGAGGGUAGUGCCGCAACCUUUGAGGCUCAUAUUAGUGGUUUCCCAGUUCCUGAGGUGAACUGGUAUCGGGAUGGCCAGGUUCUCUCUGCUGCAACCCUGCCCGGUGUGCAGAUCUCGUUUAGUGAUGGCCGCGCUAAACUGGUGAUCCCCGCCGUGACAGAAGCCAACAGCGGAAGAUACACUGUCCAAGCCACCAAUGGAUCUGGGCAAGCGACUAGUACUGCUGAACUACUUGUGACAGCUGGAACAGCGCCACCAAACUUCUCACAACGACUACAGAGCAUGACUGCAAGACAAGGAAGUCAAGUUCGACUUGACGUGAGAGUGACUGGAAUCCCUACACCUGUGGUGAAGUUCUAUCGGGAUGGAGUAGAAAUCAAAAGUUCCCCCGAUUUUAAAAUUGUACAAGAAGGAGACCUUUACAGCUUAAUAAUUGCAGAAGCAUAUCCUGAAGACUCCGGCACCUAUUCCGUAAACGCCACAAAUAAUGUGGGACGUGCUACUUCAACAGCUGAAUUGCUAAUUCAAGGCGAGGAAGAAGCCGUUCCUGCUAAAAAGACGAAGACAAUUGUUUCGACUGCUCAGAUUUCAGAAACAAGACAAGCCAGAAUUGAAAAGAAGACUGAAGCCCACUUUGAUGCCAGAUCACUUACAAGCGUUGAAAUGAUUGUAGAAGGUGCAACCACCCAACAGCUCCCACACAAGGCACCUCCACGAAUGCCUCCUAGACCUACAUCAAAAUCACCAACCCCAACAACUGCUGCAAAAGCACAAAUGGCACGACAGCAAUCACCAUCACCCGUUAGACAAUCACCAUCGCCCGUAAGACAUGUCAGAGCACCAACACCCUCACCAGUAAGGUCAGUUUCUCCUGCUGGCAGAAUCUCCACCUCACCUAUUAGACCAGUGAAAUCUCCAUCUCCAAUCCGUAAACCACAUGUAGUGACAACAGCUGGGGCUGAUGUCCUUCCUCCUUGGAAGCAGGAAGGAUAUACUGCAACCAUGGAAUCGCAGAUGAAGGAAACAAGAGUAUCUACAAGCACUACCCAAGUGACUGAAGAAAGAUGGGAGGGGAGAUAUGGGGUCCAAGAGCAAGUUACUGUUACUGGUGCUACUGCUGGCGAGGUGGUCACUGGUGCUAGAGAGGUGAGAAAGGACAGUGAAAAAACAGCAGCUAUUGCUACGGUGGUUGCUGCUGUGGAUCAAGCCAUGGUGAGAGAACCAGCUCCAGGUGUUGUGGAGCAAACUGCUAAAAGGACAGCAAUGACUGCAGUCCACGUUCAGCCUGUUCACGAGCAGAUGAAAAAGGAGGCAAUGGUAGUAGUUACCAGUGAUAAAGCCACAAAACAAACUAUGAUAUCAAGAACUAGAGAAGGAAUUGUCACUUCACAAGAACAAAGGCACAUCUCUCCUGAAAAGGUGAGAAAAGAACCAGAGAAAACUCCAGUACCCAAAGUAAUAAUUGCCACAGACAAAGCCAAAGAACAAGAAAGAAUAACAAGAGCUAGAGAAGAAAUAUCUACCAGACAUGAGCAAGUGCACAUUGCUCAUGAACAGAUAAGAAAGGAAGAUAUGAAACCUUCUGUACCUAAGGUAGUAAUUACUACUGAUAAACCUAAACCACCGGUCAUAAUAUCGAAAAGUAAAGAAAGAGUUGCCACCAAACAAGAACAAGUGAGCAUAACACAUGAAAAGACUCAAGCUGGGAAAAAGGCUGAAGCUGUAGCUACAGUCGUUGCAGCAGUUGAUCAGGCACGUGUUCGAUCACCCUGGCAACCAGAACAAGCAGAUGAAGCUUAUGUAAAGCAGAAAACUUUGGAAUAUGGUUAUAAAGAGCACACUGUAACAGACCACGUUUCUGAGGCCCCAGCAGAACGUCAUGUUGUCACUAAAGAAGUUAAAACAGUCUAUGUUCCUCCUGAGAAACAUAUCCCAGCUCCUGAAAAGCAGGAAGUUCAUAUAUCAAAAGAGAUAAAAAGAACAACAGAAAUUGAGAAAACAAUUCAUGUUGAACCCCCGCGACCUCGCACAGCAAGUCCUCACUUCACGGUCUCCAGAGUUGCUGUUCCUAAACCAGAUCAUACAUAUGAGGUUUCAAUAGCUGGGUCUGCCAUGGCUACUCUGGAGAAAGAGUUAUCAGCUACUUCUCCUGUGCAAAAGAUCACCAAGCCUGUGAAACCACCUCAGCUAAAGCCUCACGAAGUCAGGACAAAAGCAGAGCCAGUCGCCCCUCCACAGUUUCCCUUUGGAGAAGCUGCUGAGAAGUAUAAGAGUCACUAUGAUGUUGAGACUAAAAAGGAGACAAGGAUUAAAAGUGAAGCAGUGCGGACAGAACACUUGAUGCUGCAUAAAGAAGGUGAAGCAAAGGUGACAGAAACUGCCAGAGUUCCUGUGCCUGCAGAAAUCCCUGCUACUCCACCCACCUUAGUCUCAGGCCUCAAAAAUCAGACUGUGACUGAAGGUGAGUCUGUCACUCUGGAGUGCCAAAUAUCCGGUCAUCCUCAGCCUACAGUGACAUGGUACAGGGAAGACUACAAAAUUGAGAGCUCGAUGGACUUUCAGAUCACUUUCAAAGCAGGGCUUGCUCGCCUUGUGAUUCGUGAAGCCUUUGCAGAGGACAGUGGAAGAUUUACCUGCACUGCUACCAAUAAGGCUGGGAGUGUCAGUACUUCUUGCCACUUACAUGUAAAAGUUACUGAAGAAAUUGAGACUCGAGAAACCAUUUCUGAGAAGGCUGUUACAGAAGAGAAACGCUAUGUGGAGACAAAGGACAUUGUAAUGGAAGAUGUCUCUGCUGCAGCAGAGGAAGUAUCGGGAGAACCCGUACCUCCUUUCUUCAUAAGAAAACCCAUGGUGCAUAAAUUAAUUGAAGGUGGGAGCAUUAUUUUUGAAUGCCAAGUAGGGGGCAAUCCAAAGCCACAUGUCUACUGGAAAAAAGGCGGAGUUCCUCUAACAACUGGCUACAGAUACAAAGUGAGUUACAAAAAAGAAACUGGGGAAUGCAAACUUGAAAUUUCCAUGACUUUUGCCGACGAUGCCGGAGAAUACACUAUUGUUGUUCGUAAUAAACUUGGAGAAGCUUCUGCAACGGUCUCCUUACUAGAAGAAGCUGAUUAUGAAGCCUACAUAAAAUCACAAGAAAUGAUGUACCAAACACAAAUGACUGCAUACGUACAGGAACCUAAAGUGGCUGAGGUAGCCCCACCUAUUUCCUAUGGUGACUUUGAAAAAGAAUAUGAAAAAGAACAAGCUCUAAUCAGGAAGAAAAUGGCAAAAGAUACAGUGAUGGUCAGAACUUUUGUAGAAGAUGAGGAAUUCCAUAUUUCUUCUUUUGAAGAAAGACUUAUCAAGGAAAUUGAACUCAGAAUUAUUAAGACUACCUUACAUGAACUUCUUGAAGAAGAUGGAGAGGAGAUGAUGGUUGAUAUUUCUGAAUCCGAAGCUGUAGAAGCAGGAUUUGAUUUAAGAUUAAAGAAUUACAGAACCUUUGAAGGGACAGGAGUUACCUUCCACUGCAAGACAUCUGGAUAUCCAUUGCCAAAGGUUGCAUGGUACAAAGAUGGCAAACGUAUAAGGCAUGGAGAGCGCUACCACAUGGAACUUCUGCAAGAUGGCAGCGCCACUCUGCGUUUGCCUGUUGUUUUACCUGAAGAUGAAGGAAUUUAUACAGUCUUUGCCAGUAAUAUGAAAGGAAAUGCCAUUUGCUCAGCAAAACUCUAUGUUGAGCCGGUUGCACCUACAGCAACUCCAGGUUAUAUGCCAGGACCUGAAGUUAUGAGAAGAUAUAGGUCUAUCUCUCCGCGGUCUCCAAGCCGGUCUCCAGCCCGCAGUUCUCCUUCUCGUUCUCCUGCCCGGAGAUUAGAAGAAACUGAUGAAGGGCAACUAGAGAGACUGUAUAAGCCAGUUUUUGUGCUGAAACCUACGUCAUUUAAAUGUUCACAGGGACAGACUGCAAGAUUUGACUUAAAAGUUGUGGGCAGACCUAUGCCAGAGACAUACUGGUUCCAUAAUGGUCAACAAGUGAUUAAUGACUACACCCAUAAAAUAGUGAUUAAAGAGGAUGGCACCCAGUCAUUGAUCAUUGUUCCUGCAAUGCCUGAUGACUCUGGAGAAUGGGCUGUCAUUGCUCAGAAUAGGGCAGGCAAAGCUUCAGUCUCAAUGACACUGACUGUGGAAGCUAAGGAAGACCUAGUCAGACCACACUUUGUGGAAAGGUUGAGAAAUGUCAGCGUGAAGGAGGGCUCUAGACUGGAGAUGGCAGUGAAAGCUACUGGUAACCCUAAUCCUGAUAUUGUAUGGCUCAAGAAUAGUGACAUCAUUGUGCCUCAUAAAUACCCAAAAAUAAAGAUUGAGGGAACCAAAGGGGCAGCUGCCCUUAAAAUUGAAUCAACUGCCAGGCAAGAUGCUGCAUGGUAUACUGCUACUGCUAUCAAUAAAGCUGGGAGGGACACUACCCGCUGCAAAGUAAAUGUUGAAGUUGAACAUACAGAACCUGAACCAGAAAGGAAAUUAAUAAUUCCAAAAGGAACUUACAAAGCCAAGGAGAUUGCAGCACCAGAGUUAGAACCUCUCCAUCUGCGUUAUGGUCAAGAGCAAUGGGAGGAAGGAGAUCUCUACGACAAAGAAAAGCAACAGAAACCAUUUUUUAAGAAGAAGCUGACAUCUUUAAGGCUCAAACAAUUUGGACCAGCACACUUUGAAUGCAGGCUUACACCAAUUGGCGACCCAACCAUGGUGGUGGAGUGGUUGCAUGAUGGCAAACCCUUGGAAGCAGCUAACAGACUCCGCAUGAUCAAUGAGUUUGGUUACUGUAGCCUAGACUACGGGGUAGCCUAUUCCAGAGACAGUGGAGUGAUUACUUGCAGAGCAACUAACAAAUAUGGUACAGACCAUACAUCUGCUACUCUGAUCGUGAAGGAUGAGAAAAGUCUUGUGGAAGAAUCCCAGUUGCCAGAAGGCAAAAGGGGACUCCAGCGAAUUGAAGAGUUAGAAAGAAUGGCCCAUGAGGGUGCUCUACCUGCAGUUGCACUGGACCAAAAGGAAAAACAAAAACCAGAAAUCGUUUUGGUUCCUGAACCUGCAAGAGUCCUUGAAGGUGAAACAGCACGAUUCCGCUGCCGUGUGACUGGCUAUCCUAUGCCCAAGGUCAACUGGUACCUCAAUGGGCAGCUCAUCCGUAAAAGCAAAAGAUUUAGACUCCGUUAUGAUGGAAUCUACUACCUGGAUAUCGUGGACUGCAAAUCAUAUGACACUGGAGAGGUGAGAGUCACUGCAGAGAACCCAGAAGGCUUUAUUGAACAUAAGGUAAAACUUGAGAUCCAGCAGAGGGAAGACUUCAGAUCUGUUCUUCGUCGUGCUCCUGAACCCAAACAUGAGCCUGUUGUUACAGAACCUGGAAAACUUCUCUUUGAGGUACAGAAGGUAGACAAACCUGCAGAGGCAACAACCAAAGAAGUGGUGAAGCUGAAAAGGGCUGAAAGAAUCACUCAUGAAAAGCUUUCAGAGGAAUCUGAAGAGCUGCGAAGUAAAUUCAAGCGUAGGACAGAAGAGGGCUACUAUGAAGCCAUUACAGCUGUGGAACUUAAAUCUCGCAAAAAAGAUGAAUCAUAUGAAGAAAUGUUAAAAAAGACAAAAGAAGAACUUCUUCACUGGACCAAAGAGAUCCCAGAGGAAGAGAAGAAAGAACUUCCUCCUGAAGGCAAAAUCACCAUUCCAACAUUCAAACCAGAGAAGGUGGAGCUUAGUCCAAGCAUGGAGGCUCCCAAGAUACUUGAACGAAUUCAAAGCCAGACUGUAGCCCAAGGAACAGACGUGCACUUUCGUGUGAGAGUGGUGGGAAAACCAGAUCCUGAAUGCCAGUGGUUCAAAAAUGGUGUUCAGAUUGAAAGGACUGAUCGUGUGUACUGGUACUGGCCUGAAGAUAAUGUCUGCGAAUUAGUUAUCAGAGAUGUGACUUCUGAUGAUUCUGCCAGUAUCAUGGUGAAAGCAGUCAAUAUAGCUGGUGAAACUUCUAGCCAUGCUUUCCUGUUAAUACAAGCCAAGCAGUUAGUCAGCUUCACUCAGAAGUUACAAGAUGUUGUUGCUAAAGCAAGAGACUCCAUGGCAACAUUUGAAUGUGAAACAUCAGAACCCUUUGUCAAAGUGAAAUGGUUUAAAGAUGGAAUUGAGAUUCAUUCUGGAGACAAGUACAGGAUGCACUCAGACAGAAAGGCUCACUUUCUUUCUGUAUUAACAAUUGAUAUGUCUGAUGCUGAUGACUACAGCUGUGCACUGGUAGAAAAUGAAUCCAUAAAAACCACUGCAAAGCUUACUGUUGAAGGUGCUGCAGUUGAGUUUAUUAAAGAACUUGAGGAUGUUGAAGUGCCAGAAUCCUUAUCAGGUGAACUUGAAUGUGAGGUUUUCCCAGAAGAUGUGGAGGGGAAAUGGUAUCACGGUGAUGUUGAACUCACUUCUAAUCUUAAAUAUGUGAUUGCAUCCCGCCGUGGUCGUCAGAUCCUCACUAUUAAAGAUGUUAAUAAAGAUGAUCAAGGAGAGUAUAGUUUUGUUGUUGAUGGAAAAAGGACUCACUGCAAACUGAAGAUGAAGCCUCGUCCCAUGGCAAUUCUUCAAGGACUUACUGAUCAAAAAGUCUGUGAGGGAGAUAUCGUGCAACUUGAAGUUAAAGUCUCCCUAGAAAAUGCAGAAGGUGUCUGGAUGAAAGAUGGCCAAGAAAUUCAAUCAAGUGACCGCAUUCAUAUUGUGUUGGAUAAACAAUCACAUAUGUUACUCAUAGAAGAUGCCACAAAGGAAGACAGUGGAACUUACUCUUUUAGUGUUCCUGAUCUUGAGCUCUCAACCACUGGACAGAUCACAGUGUACAGUGUGGAAAUAGUGGUGCCUCUAAAAGAUAUUUGUGUAGUUGAAGGAACAAAAGCCAUCCUCGAAUGCAAAGUUUCAGCACCUGAUGUGUCUUCGUCCAAAUGGUACCUAAAUGAUAAUCAAAUAAAGCCUGAUGAACGUGUACAAGCUGUAUGUAAAGGCACUAAACAGAGGCUAGUGCUCACCACAACCCAUGCAUCAGAUGAAGGACGUUAUAAACUAAUGGUUGGCAAAGUUGAAACAGACUGCAAUGUCACAGUUGAACAAAUUGAGAUUAUUAGAGGUCUCCAUGACAUCACCUGCACUGAAACACAGAAUGUGUCCUUUGAGGUUGAGCUCUCCCAUUCGGGGAUUGAUGUAAUUUGGCAUUUCAAAGGCCAACACAUAAAGGCUGGUCCUAAAUAUAAAAUUGAAGCACAUGGCAAAAUAUAUAAAUUGACGGUGGUGAAGAUGAUGAAAGACGAUGAAGGAGAAUAUGUAUUUUAUGCUGGAGAGAAGAAAACAUCUGGGAAGCUUAUAGUAGCAGGUGGUGCCAUUUCAAAGCCUCUCCAUGACCUGACUGUGGCCGAGUCCCAAACGGCUGUUUUUGAGUGUGAGGUGGCAAAUCCUGAAUCAGAGGGCCGGUGGCUACAAAAUGGUAGACCAUUAGCUACGACAGAUCAGUAUCGUGCUGAAUCUGAUGGUGUAAAGAGGCGGCUUAUUAUCCCUGCGACAAAACUGGAGGAUAUUGGUGAAUACAGCUAUGAAAUAGCAAGCUCAAAGACAUCUGCCAAACUGAAGGUCGAAGCUGUUAAGAUAAAGAAAACACUGAAGAACUUGACAGUGACAGAAUCACAGGAGGCAGUUUUCAGUGUAGAACUGACCCACCCUGAUGUGAAAGGAGCUCUAUGGAUUAAAAAUGGUGUUGAACUUGAAUCAAGUGACAAAUAUGAAAUUACAGUGAAAGGCACUGUUCACACACUGAGAAUCAAACACUGUGCUGUCACCGAUGAGUCUGUUUACAGCUUUAAACUUGGAAAAAUAGGAGCAAAUGCCAGACUUCAUGUGGAAACUGUCAAGAUCAUCAAAAAGCCGAAGGAUGUGACUGCUUUGGAAAAUGCUGUUGUCUCAUUCGAACUGAGUGUUUCCCAUGAUACUGUACCUGUCCGUUGGUUCCAUAAAAAUAUUGAGCUUAAACCAAGUGAUAAAUACAAGAUGAUCUCUCAAAGGAAAGUUCACAAGCUUAUGCUGCAUAACAUAUCUCCUGAUGAUGCUGGGGAAUACACAGCUCUUGUUGGGCAAAUUGAGUGUAAAGCGAAACUGUUUGUGGAAAGCAUACACAUCACAAAGACCAUGAAAAAUAUUGAGAUCCCUGAGACCAAAACCGCCUCUUUUGAAUGUGAAGUUUCUCAUUUCAAUGUGCCUGCUGUCUGGUUGAAAAAUGGUGUGGAGAUUGAAAUGAGUGAAAAGUUCAAAAUAGUUGUCCAGGGGAAACUCCAUCAACUCAAUAUCAUGAACACAAGCAGUGAAGAUUCUGCAGAAUACACAUUUGUCUGUGGAAAUGAUAGAGUCAGCGCAACCCUGACUGUAAAACCCAUCCUAAUUACCUCCAUGCUAAAAGACAUCAAUGCCGAAGAGAAAGAUACAAUAACAUUUGAAGUUACAGUCAAUUAUGAAGGUAUCUCAUAUAAAUGGCUAAAGAAUGGCGUUGAAAUAAAAUCAACUGAUAAAUGCCAGAUACGAACAAAGAAGCUUACACACUCCCUCUCCAUAAGGAAUGUGCAUUUUGGUGAUGCAGCAGAAUAUACUUUUGUUGCUGGAAAAGCAGCUUCAUCAGCGACUUUAUAUGUGGAAGCUCGUCACAUUGAGUUUAGGAAGCAUAUUAAAGACAUCAAAGUGGUGGAGAAGAAGAGGGCUAUUUUUGAAUGUGAAAUUUCAGAACCUGACAUUCAGGUCCAGUGGAUGAAGGAUGGGCAAGAACUCCAGAUAGGUGAUAGGUUGAAAAUUCAGAGAGAGAAAUAUGUCCAUCGUCUCAUCAUUCCUUCCACAAAGAUGUCUGAUGCUGGUCAGUACACUGUAGUAGCAGGUGGAAACACAUCCAGUGCCAAUUUGAUAGUGGAAGGUCGUGACAUUCGUAUCAGAAGUGCCCAGAAAGAUAUUCAGGUCGUUGAGAGACAAAGAGCUGAAAUUGAAUUUGAAGUCAAUGAAGAUGACAUUGAACCACAGUGGUACAAGGAUGGUAUUGAGAUCAACUUCCAAUAUGAGGAAAGAUACAAGUAUGUGGUGGAAAGGAGAGUUCAUCGAAUGAGCAUCUUUGAAACCACUUACUCUGAUGCUGGAGAAUAUACUUUUGUUGCAGGACGGAAUAGAAGUUCUGUUGUUCUUUAUGUGAAUGCUCCAGAGCCACCCCAGAUUAUUCGGGAGCUACAGCCGACUACUGUGGAGUCUGGCAAACCUGCCCGCUUUUGUGCUAUUGUAUCAGGCAAACCCCAGCCCAAAAUUUCCUGGUACAAAGAUGAUCAACAGCUUUCUCCAGGUUUCAAGUGCAAAUUUCUCCAUGAUGCACAAGAAUAUACUCUGUUGCUGAUUGAAACUUUCCCUGAAGAUGAAGCAGUGUACACCUGUGAAGCAAAAAAUUACUAUGGAGUAGCUACAACUUCAGCUUCACUUUCAGUUGAAAUCCCAGAAGUUGUUUCUCCCGAGCUAGAAAUGCCAGUGUACCCACCUGCUGUCAUAAUACCACUACGUGAUACUGUUACAUCUGAGGGACAUUCUGCUUGUUUUCAGUGCAGAGCUACUGGGACAGAUCUGAAAGUCUCUUGGUACAGCAAAGAGAAGGAGAUCAAGCCAUCACGGUUUUUUAGAAUGACUCAGUUUGAAGACACUUACCAGCUGGAGAUUGCUGAAGCUUAUCCAGAGGAUGAAGGAAUCUAUACCUUUGUGGCGAGUAAUUCUGUAGGCCAAGUGACCAGCACUGCUACCUUGAAGUUAGAAGCUCCUGAAAAAAUUGUUCAUGAGAAGCUAGAGGAAGAGGUUGAAAUGGAACUGAAAGUUGCACCAAUCCUGAGAAGAAGGCUUGAACCCCUGGAAGUGGCUGUAAAUCAUGUGGCCAAGUUUACCUGUGAGGUAGAGAUGGCUCCCAGUGUCAAGUUCCAGUGGUACAAAGCCGGACGAGAGAUAUAUGAUGGGGACAAAUACUCCAUUCGCACCUCCAACUACCUCUCCACACUGGAGAUCCCGAGGCCUCAAGUUGUUGACUGUGGAGAAUAUAGCUGUAAGGCUUCCAACCAGCAUGGCAGUGUAAGCUCUACAGCUGUUUUAACAGUAACUGAGGCAUUUCCACCAACGUUUCUUACCAGACCUGAAUCUAUCACUACUUUUGUUGGCAAAAGUGCCAAGUUCCUGUGUACUGUUUCGGGCACUCCAGUCAUCGACGUCACCUGGCAGAAAGAUGGAACAACUAUUUCACCUUCAGACCACCAUAAGAUCUCCAAAGUGGAAAAUAAACAUGUUUUAGAAAUUUCCCGUCUUAACACUAGUGACAGAGGGGCUUACACUUGCAAAGCUUCCAACAAGUUUGGAGCUGAUAUUUGCCAGGCUGAAAUGGUCAUUAUAGACAAGCCCCACUUCAUUAAAAAUUUGCAGUCAGUACAGUCAGCAGUUAACAAAAAAAUACGCCUUGAAUGUCAGGUAGAUGAAGACAGGAAAGUAACUGUAGGGUGGACAAAGGACGGAAACAAAAUCCCUCCAGGCAAAGAUUAUAAGAUUUACUUUGAAGACAAAAUAGCCUCGCUUGAGAUUCCUCUGGCUAAGGUCAAGGAUUCAGGCCACUAUAUGUGCACUGCUUCAAAUGAGGCAGGAAGCAGCUCCUCUUCUGCCAGCGUCACAGUCAGAGAGCCACCAUCCUUUGUGAAGAAGGUCGAUCCAUCUUAUUUACUGACGCCAGGUGACUCUGCACGCCUUCAAUGCAAAAUCAAAGGGUCUCCUGAAAUCCAGGUUACUUGGUUCAAGAACAAUAAGGAAAUACAUGAAAGUAACACACACAGGAUGUCCUUUGUCAAUUCUGUGGCUGUGUUAGAUAUUUUGGAAAUGAAAGUUGAUGACACUGGGACCUACUCAUGUGAAGCUGUCAACGAGGUUGGAAGUGACAGCUGCACCACCGAAGUGGUUGUCAAAGAGCCGCCAUCUUUCAUCCGAACACUUGAACCUGCAGAGCUAGUGAAGGGAACAAACCCCAUUCUUCAGUGUGAGGUUGCUGGCACUGGACCCUUUGAGAUUAGCUGGUACAAAGACAAGAAGCAGAUUCGCAGUAGUAAAAAAUACAGGUUGACCUCUCAGAAGGCUGUUAUUUCUUUGGAGGUGUCCUCAUUUAAUAGUGCAGAUGUCGGUGAAUACGAGUGUGUGAUAGCUAAUGAAGUCGGGAAAUGCAUGUGCAGUGCCACAUACAUCUUGAAAGAACCACCAUCUUUUGUUAAGAAAAUUGAAAACGUGACUGCUCUGGCUGGAGAUAGUGUUACGUUACAGGCUGUGGUGAAAGGGUCAGAGCCUAUUUCUGUGACAUGGAUGAAGGGCAAAGAUAUUAUUAAAGAUGAUAAAAAUAUGAGAGUGACAUUUGAUCACGGUCUAGCAACACUACAAAUUACCGGUGUCCAGCUGAGCUCUGGUGGCAAAUACACCUGCGUGGCUGAGAAUGAUGCAGGAAGUCAGUCCUGCUUUGGUGAACUAGCAGUGAAAGAACCCGCCAAAAUAAUUGAAAAAGCCGAAAUGAUCCAGGUUACAGCAGGAGAACCAGCUAUUUUGGAGUACACUGUCACAGGCACUCCAGAGCUGAAAAUCAAAUGGUUCAAAGAUGGAAACCCACUACCUGCCAGCAAAAAAUAUAGGAUCAGCUUCAAAAAUAACAUUGCCCAGCUCAAGUUUUAUGCCACUGAAAUGCAGGACAGUGGUGAAUACACCUUUGAGAUAUCCAAUGAUGUGGGCAUCAGCUCUUGUACUACCAGCUUCACUGUGCUAGAUCGCACUCUUCCUCCCUUCUUUACUAAACCACUGAAGAAUAUUGACAGCAUCAUUAGCACCUCAUGCCGCCUAGACUGCAAAAUUUCAGGCUCUCUUCCAAUGACUGUCUCAUGGUUUAAGCAGGACACUGAGAUCACUUCAAGUGCCAAGUACACAUUACACUUUGCAGAAGGCUCAGCAUCUUUGGAAAUAAAUCACCUAGAUGCAAAUGACGCUGGGGUCUACAUUUGCAGAGCCACAAACUCUGCUGGUAGCAAAGAGAGCAGUAGCACUUUGUUUAUAAAAGAGCCACCCAGCUUCACUGUAAAACCAGAGUCUCAAGAUGUACUGCCUGCAACAACUGUACAUUUCAAAAGCACCUUUAAAGGCACAACACCACUGACAGUGAAAUGGUUUAAAGGUGAUACUGAGCUGGUGACAGGAGGAGCCUGCUACAUUAUGACAGAAGCAUUAGCAAGUUACUUGGAGCUUUAUGCAGUCAAACCAACAGACUCUGGAAAAUACACCUGCAAAGUCUCCAAUGUAGCUGGUUCAGUAACAUGCAGUGCAAACUUAUUUGUGAAAGAACCUGCUGCCUUCAAGGAGAAGCUAGAGCCAACCCAUCUGGUAAAGAAAGGUGGAUAUGCUGAGCUGACCUGUGAAGUCACUGGUACUCCUGAGAUUAAAAUCACAUGGUUCAAGGAUGAUAGAGAGCUGAAAGAAAGUGACAAAUACAGGAUAUCUUUUACAAAAUCUUUGGCAAGACUCCAUGUUUCAGAGGUUGAUACAGAAGACAGUGGGGAAUACAUUUGCGAAGCCAAAAAUGAUGCUGGAAAAGAUAUCUGCAGCAGUGUUGUUACAGUCAAAGAGUCACCUUAUUUUACCAAGGAGUUUCAGUCCAUGGAAGUCUUGAAGGAUUCUGAUGUGGUUUUGGAGUGUGAGGUGCUUGGCACGCCUCCCUUUGAAGUGUUUUGGGUGAAAGACGAUAAACCGGUGCGGAGCAGUAAGAAGCACAGAAUAAGUAUUGAGAAAUCUUUGAUUAGCCUCCACGUUUUCAGGUUUGAUGCUUCUGAUGUUGGCGAGUAUCAGUGUAGAGUUACAAACGAUGUUGGGAGCUGCCUCUGCCAUUCAGAGGUCACGCUGAAAGAGCCUCCUCAGUUUUUGAAGAAGAUAGAAAAUAUUAGCUCCCUUCGAGGGGGCACAGUUGUGUUUCAGGCUGCUAUUAAAGGUUCCUUGCCCAUCACUGUGUCCUGGUUGAAAGACAAUGAUGAAGUGAUUGAAGACAACAAUAUCAAAAUGACCUUUGUGAACAAUGUUGCCACUCUUAUGGUGAGAUCUAUUGAGCUGAAACAUGAUGGGAAAUAUUUCUGUCAGGCUAAAAAUGAGGCAGGAAUUCAGAGGUGUUCUGCUCUGCUGACUGUCAAAGAACCUGCUACAAUUGUGGACAAGGCUGUGUCAAUAGAUGUGACUGAGGGAGACCCAGCAACCUUGCAGUGUAAAUUUUCAGGAACAAAACCUAUUACAGCCAAAUGGUUCAAAGAUGGCAAGGAACUGACAUUGGGCCCAAAAUAUAAGAUCAGUGUUACAGAUACCGUCUCAGUCUUAAAGGUGCUUUAUGCAGAAAAGAAAGAUAGUGGAGAAUACAUUUUUGAGGUUCACAAUGACGUUGGGAGCAGUAGCUGUUCUGCCAGCAUUAAUGUCCUAGAUCUCAUUAUACCACCUAAAUUCACAAAAAAACUCAAGAAAAUGGACAGCAUUAAGGGGUCUUUUGUCCACCUGGAGUGCAUAGUGUCUGGUUCGCAUCCUAUAAGUAUCCAGUGGUAUAAGGAUGGCCAAGAAAUAACGCCAAGUGAAAAGCACAAAUACUCUUUCCAUGAUAAUACUGCAUUUCUGGAAAUAAAUCAACUGGAAGGCACAGACAGUGGCUCUUACACUUGCGAAGCAACAAAUAAAGCAGGAAGCAACCAAUGCAGCGGGUUCUUAACAGUCAAAGAACCGCCAUAUUUUGUGGAAAAACCCCAGUCUCAAGAGGUUGUGCCCAAUGCUAGGGUUCAGUUCAAAGCACUGGUGAAAGGGUCUACUCCUCUGCAGAUAAAGUGGUUUAAAGACAGCCAGGAGCUCCUGUCUGGAGCCAGUCGAUCUGUCUGGAAGGAUGACACUUCUAGUGUUCUGGAGCUCUUCUCAGCUAGGACAUCUGAUUCUGGGAACUACACUUGUCAGAUAAGCAAUGAUGUGGGGACUGCAACCUGCAAAGCAACUCUGUUUGUAAAAGAGCCCCCCAGAUUUAUUCAGAUGCCAACUUCUGUAGUAGCUUUGCGUGAAGGACAGUCCACCACUUUCGAGUGCCAGGUAGUAGGCACACCAGAGAUCCAGAUUACAUGGUACCUGGAUGGGAAUGAAGUGACUGACCAAGCUAAGUAUGGCAUCUCCUUCAUAGACGGUUUAGCCACUUUGAAAGUCACUCAAGCCAGAGUGGCAGAUAGUGGGAUUUAUGUUUGUGAAGCCCACAAUGAUGCAGGUAGUGAGAGCUGCAGCAUCGAGCUGAAAGUAAAAGAGCCUCCAACCUUUGUUCGGGAGUUGCGUCCCACCGAGGUAGUGAAGGGUUCAGAGGCCACACUAGAGUGUGAGGUGACUGGUACCCCUCCAUUUGAGGUGAAGUGGCUGAAGAACAAUAAGGAGAUGUUCAGCAGCAAGAAAUACGCCAUCUCCGCCAAAGAAUCAGUAUUUACUCUUAAUGUGACUAACUGUGAUGUCUCGGAUGUUGGUGAAUAUCAGUGUAUUAUAUCAAAUGAAGGUGGGAGCUGUUCUUGCAGCACAAGACUCAGCUUAAAAGAACCACCAUCCUUCAUCAAGAAGCUGGAGAACGUCACUAGCAUUUUGAAAGGUGAUGCAUUUUUUCAGUGCGUCAUAGCAGGUGCUCAACCCUUGUCUGUGUCAUGGAUAAAAGAUGAGAAAAUACUAGAAGACGAUGAGCACCACCACAUUACCUUCAAGAACAGCGUGGCCACACUGAAACUUGCUAAUGUUGACCUCAGCCACAGAGGGAGAUAUACCUGUCAGGCAAAGAAUGAAUCUGGCGUGGAGAAGUGCUUUGCUUUGCUUUUUGUACAAGAGCCUGCACAGAUCAUAGAAAAGGCUAAAUCACUUAAAGUCACUGAAAAAGACCCCGUGACUUUGGAGUGUACUGUGGCUGGGACACCAGAGCUUCGGAUAAGAUGGUACAAAGAUGGCAAGCAGCUCCUGCCCAGUAGAUACUACACAAUGAGCUUUGAAAACAAUGUGGCCAGUUUCAGGAUUGAACCUGUAUCAAAGGAGGAUAGUGGUACAUACAGUUUUAAGGUCGAAAAUGACUUCGGAAGUAGCACCUGUGAAGCUGUUCUGACUGUGCUAGAUCAAUCAAUUCCUCCUGUAUUUAUCAAAAAGCUAACCAAAAAGGAUACCAUUCUGGGAUCUUCUAUCCAAAUGGAGUGCAAAGUCUCUGGGUCACUCCCCAUUAUUGCAAAAUGGUUUAAGGAUGGAAAAGAGAUAACUGACAGUGCAAAAUAUAGAAGCCUGUGCCAUGAGAACACUGUGUCACUUGAGAUUGCUAAUCUGGAGCUGGCAGACAGUGCAAAUUAUACGUGCAGUGUCUCUAAUGUUGCUGGAAAUGAUUCUUGCAGUGCUGUCCUGACUGUGAAAGAGCCACCAAGCUUCUUAGUAAAACCUGAAAGCCAGCAAGCCAUACCAGAUUCUACAGUGGAGUUUAAGGCCACACUAAAAGGAACACCACCCUUUACAAUAAAGUGGUUCAAAGAAGACUUAGAACUUGUAUCUGGUCCAACUUGUUUCAUUGGUAUUGAAGGUUCAACUGGGUUCUUAACCCUCUAUUCAGUGGAUUCUUCUAGGAGUGGGCACUACACUUGCCACAUUUCAAAUGAUGUUGGCAGUGACUCUUGCACUACAACACUGAUGGUAACAGAACCACCCAAGUUUGCUAAGAAGCUAGAGGCAGCAAAAGUAGUCAAGCAGGGUGACUCAGCCCGGCUCGAGUGCAAAGUAAGUGGAUCUCCAGAGAUGAAAGUAGUGUGGUUCAGAAAUGACCAUGAAAUUGUUGCCAGUGAAAAAUUCCGGACUUCAUUCAUUGACUCUGUGGCCGUGCUUGAAAUGAAUCAUCUCAGUACUGAUGAGAGUGGUGACUACAUCUGUGAAGCUCACAACCCUGCCGGCAAGGCCAGCUGUAGCACCAAAGUCACAGUGAAAGAACCUCCUGUCUUUAGCAGGAAGCCUUCUCCAGUAGACAUUGUCAAAGGAUCUGAAGUUAUCCUGGAAUGUGAGAUUUCAGGAACACCUCCAUUUGAUGUUGCCUGGUUCAAAGACAGGAGACAAAUCCGCAGUAGUAAGAAAUACAAGGUUACAGCCAAAAACUACCAUACAGGCGUGCGCAUUCUUAAUGUCGAAGCUGCAGAUGUUGGUGAAUAUCAGUGCAAAGCACAGAACGAUGUAGGAAGUGACACUUGUGUUUGCACUGUGAAGCUGAAAGAACCACCAAAAUUCUUGACUAAAAUAAACAGCAUGACUGUUGUGGUUGGUGAACCAGUAGAGUUACAAGCAAGAGUGGAGGGCUCCCAGCCAAUUUCUGUUCAGUGGCUUAAAGACAAAGAGGAAAUUAUUAGAGAAAGUGAGAACACGAAGAUCACAUUUACGGAAAAUAUUGCAACUUUACAAUUUUUGCGUACAGAGACAAGCAGUGCUGGAAAAUACACCUGUCAGAUAAGAAAUGAUGCUGGAAGUCGCGAGUGUAUGGCUACUUUAACCAUUCUAGAGCCUGCAGUCAUUGUAGAGAAAGCAGAGCCAAUGAAAGUUACUAUAGGUGAUGCCUGUACUUUGGAAUGCAAAGUAGGAGGCACACCACAGCUUUCCACUGGGUGGUUCAAGGAUGGCAAAGAACUGACCAGCAGCCAAAAAUACAGAAUCACUUUCCUCAAUAAUGUAUGUACACUUAAAAUUAUGGAUGCAGAAAAGGAAGAUGGUGGAUUAUACACUUUUGCAGUGCAAAACGAUGUGGGGAAAAGCAGUUGUACAGCAUCGGUUGAUGUUUUAGAUCGAAUCAUUCCUCCUUCUUUCACAAGAAAACUAAAAGAAACCCUUGGUGUUCUGGGUUCCUCAGCACUGCUGGAAUGUAAAGUGUCAGGUUCACCUCCUAUUUCUGUUGCCUGGUUCCACAAUGGACUUAAGCUAGUCAGUGGAGAAAAACAUCAAAUCUCCUUUUCAGAUAACCUAUGUAUUUUAGAAGCUAAUUCACUGAGCCACUCAGAAACUGGCACUUACACCUGCAAAGCUACCAACACAGCUGGCUCAGAUGAAUGCAGUGCUGUAUUGAUUGUACAAGAGCCACCUUCUUUUGAGAGGACACCAGAGCCUCUGGAUGUAUUGCCAGGCACAAGCAUCACUUUCACAUGUGUUGUCAGAGGAACCCCUCCUUUUAAGGUCAACUGGUUUAGAGGGGCCAAUGAACUUGUGCCAGGGGACAAAUGUAAUAUCUACUUGGAGGAGUCUGUUGUGGAGCUUGAGUUAUAUGAUGUAACUCCUUCCCAAAGCGGAGAGUACACUUGUCUAGUGACUAAUGAUGCUGGCAGGGUAAAUUGUACAACACACCUUACAGUAAAAGAGCCAGCUGUCUUUGUGAAGAAACUGAGUGAUCAGUAUGUGGAGCCUGGCAAGCCCAUCAUCCUAGAGGGCACUUACACAGGCAGCCUGCCCAUCUCUGUGACAUGGAAGAAGAAUGGCCACACCAUCGCACAGUCUCAGAAGUGUAGCAUCACCACCACAGAGAAAUCCUGCAUCCUGGAAAUACUUGACAGCACCAAAGAAGAUGCAGGAGAAUACUCUUGCCAUGUUGAAAAUGAGGCAGGAAGAGAUGUUUGUGAGGCUGUAGUCUCUACCCUAGAACCUCCGUACUUUGUUACUCACUUGGAACCUCUUGAGGUGUCAGUUGGGUCUUACACAACACUGCAAUGCCACGUUGCUGGAACACCAGAAAUUACUGUGUCUUGGUACAAAGGCGAUACAAAACUCAGGUCUACCCCUGAGUACAAAGUGUUCUUUAAAGACAAUGUUGCUACACUUAUUUUCAACAAAGUGGCUAGCAACGACAGUGGAGAAUAUAUCUGCAAGGCAGAAAACAGUGUAGGAACUGCAUCUACAAAGGCUCUCUUAACAGUUCAAGAGCGCAAACAACCACCUUCCUUUGCAAGAAAACUAAAGGACAUCGAGCACCCUGCUGGUUUACCCCUCAAGCUUAUGUGUCGGCUCAAUGGCUCAGAGCCCAUUACUGUCACUUGGCACAAAGAUGGUGUGCUGCUAAAGGAUGACCACAGUGUGCACACAUCCUUUGUAGAUAAUGUUGCAGUGCUGCAGCUGGUGCGAACUGAGAUGAAUCACACCGGGCAAUACUCCUGCACAGCCACCAAUUCUGUGGGUACUGCCACCUCAAGUGCUAGGCUCACAGUGGCAGAACCCAAGCAAGCACCUGUCUUUGAUAUCAAACCAGAAUCUAUUGAUGUGCCUUUUGGAGAAAGUGCUGACUUUGAAUGUCAUGUUACGGGAGCCCAGCCAAUACACAUAACGUGGUCCAAGGAUGGUCGGGAGAUCCGAACUGGAGGAAAUUUCAAUAUUACAUUCACAGCCAACACAGCUCACCUUCGCGUGCUCAGAGUGGGUAAAGGAGACUCUGGCCAAUAUACUUGCCAAGCUAGUAAUGAAGCUGGGAAAGACUUCUGCUCAGCCCAACUCAGUGUCAAAGAACCUCCCAAGUUCAUCAAGAAGCCGGAAGCUUUGCGGUUCGUGAAGCAGGGUGACACAGUUCAACUUGAAUGUAAAAUCAGUGGCACACCAGAGAUUAGAAUCGUGUGGUACAAAAAUGAUCAGGCACUCCAGGCAAGCGACAGGCUGCACAUGUCCUUUGUAGACUCUGCAGCAACGCUGACCAUCUUGGGUGCCACUGCUGAAGAUGCUGGGGAUUACAUCUGUGAAGCCCACAACUCUGCGGGCACAGCCAGCUGCAGCACUUCAGUCACAGUGAAAGAACCACCCAUUUUUAGCAAGGUGCCAAGCCCUGUGGACACUCUUAAAGGCUCAGAUGUUAUCCUUCAGUGCGAGAUAGCAGGGACCCCACCCUUUGAGGUGGCUUGGUUCAAGGACCGGAGGCAGGUCAGGAGCAGCAAGAAAUUCAAGGUGACAGCAAAGCACUCCGUUGCCAGUCUUCAUAUUCUCAAUCUGGAAUCUCAAGACACUGGAGAAUACCAAUGUAAAGCUAUGAAUGAGGUGGGAAGCGACACUUGCACCUGCCCAGUGAAAUUCAAAGAACCUCCACGGUUUGCCAAGAAGCUGAGUGACACUGCAAUCUUCAUCGGGGAGCCAACAGCCCUGCAGGCAGUAGUGGAAGGAUCCCCACCAAUUUCUGUUGUCUGGCUCAAGGAUAAGGGUGAAGUUAUUAGGGAGAGUGAAAAUGUUCAAAUGUGGUUUAUGGACAACAUUGCAACUCUUGAGAUUGCCAGUGCAGAGGGAACUGACGUUGGAAAGUACAUCUGUCAGAUCAAAAAUGAUGCUGGCAUGCGGGAGUGCUCUGCCUUUUUACAGGUCCUAGAACCAGCAGUCAUCUUAGAGAAGACCGAACCGAUCACAGUAAUGGCUGGCAAUCCUUUUACCCUGGAGUGCAAAGUAGGAGGAACACCUGAGCUUAUCACCAAGUGGUACAAAGACGGCAGAGAACUAAAGAGUGACCGCAAAUACCAAAUUACCUUUUUCAACAAUAUAUCCACUUUGAAAGUCUUUUCUGCAGACAGGGGAGACAGGGGCUUGUAUACUUUUGAGGUGCAAAAUGAAGUAGGGGACAGCAGCUGCACUUCUUCAGUUGAUGUUUCAGAUCGCCUUGUUCCUCCUUCAUUCUCAAGAAAACUAAAGGAAACAAAUGGGGUGCUGGGAUCCUCCGUGCUGCUGGAGUGCAAAGUGUCUGGCACAGCUCCCAUAUCUGUGUCCUGGUUUCAAGAUGGAAAUGAGAUUGUUAGUGGAGAAAAAUAUGAAAUCUCAUUCUUGGAUAAUGUUUGUGCUUUGAAGUUGAAUGCCCUGGAUGUCACAGAUACAGGGUCAUAUACAUGUAUGGCAGCCAACGUGGCUGGAUCUGAUGAAUGCAGUGCCUUCUUGACUGUACAAGAACCACCUUCUUUUGUGAAGACACCUGAUCCCCAGGAAGUUUUGCCUGGAUCAAAUGUGACAUUCACCAGCUACAUCAAGGGCAGUACUCCCUUCAAAGUGACCUGGUUCCGAGGCAUCAGGGAGCUGGUGCCAGACAGCAACUGCUCAAUCUCUCUCAAUGAGUCUGUGGCACAGCUGCAGCUGUACAACGUGGAGCCAGGCCACAGUGGGGACUAUGCCUGUGUGGUCACAAAUGAUGCUGGCAGUGCCUCAUGUACAACACAGCUCUUUGUGAAAGAGCCUGCAGUCUUUGUGAAGAAAUUAAGUGAUUUCAGUGUGGAGCAGGGGAAGUCCAUUGUGCUGGAAAGCAGCUACAUUGGCACCCCUCCCAUCUCUGUCACCUGGAAAAGAAAUGGCAUGCCCAUUGCUCAGUCUCAACGCUGCACUGUUACAACUACUGAAAAAUCUGGCAUUCUUGAAAUCUUCAACAGCACAAAGAAUGAUGAAGGCGAAUAUACCUGUGAGGUGGCAAAUGAGGCGGGUGGGGAUGUUUGCCACAGCCUUGUAUCCAUCUUAGAACCACCCUAUUUUGUCACGCACCUGGACCGUGUGGAGGUGAAGGUUGGCGAGCCCUUGACCUUAAAAUGCCAGAUUGGCGGUUCACCAGAAAUCAAGGUGUCCUGGUACAAAGAUGACACCAAGCUCAGAUCAACACAGGCUUACAAAAUGCACUUCAAGAACAAUGUGGCAACACUGGCGUUUUCUGCUGUAGAGGAUAGCAACAUUGGAGAAUACGUCUGCAAAGCAGAAAAUAGCAUCGGCUUUGCCACCUCCACAGCUUUGCUUGUUGUUAAAGAACGUCAACUUCCCCCUACAUUCACCAGAAAACUAAAAGAUAUUCAGGAGGUGGUUGGUGCCCCAGUGACAUUUGACUGCCGCAUAACUGGCUCAGAGCCUAUCCAGGUGUCUUGGUACAAGGACGGGGUUCUCUUAAGCGACACUGAUAACGUGCAAUCAGCCUUCUUAAAUAAUGUUGCAACUUUACAGAUCUUGGAAACUAGUAUGGAUUACUGUGGCCAGUAUACUUGCUCAGCCCAAAAUGCUCUGGGGACUGCCUCUUCCAGUGCCAAACUUCUCCUCACAGAACAUCUACAACCUCCCUUCUUUGACAUCAAGCCGGUAUCUAUUGACGUGGCACUAGGGGAAAAGGCAACCUUUAAGUGCCACGUGACUGGUUCUGCUCCCAUGAGGAUUACUUGGACUAGAGACAACAGAGAGAUUCGUCCAGGUGGAAACUACAAAAUGACACUGGUGGAAAACAUGGCCAGCUUGACCGUCCUAAAAGUUGGUAAAGGGGAUGCUGGACUCUACACAUGUACUGCCAGCAACAGUGUUGGAAAGGAUGCGUGCGCAGCUCAGCUGGCUGUACAAGAACCACCAAGGUUUAUUAAGAAACUAGACUCCUCAAAACUUGUGAAACAGCACGAUUCCACAACGUAUGAAUGCAAAAUAGGUGGAUCUCCAGAAAUUAAAGUCACCUGGUACAAAGGAGAAACUGAAAUCCAUCCCAGUGAAAAAUACAGAAUGUCCUUUAUGGAUUCAGUGGCAGUCAUUGAAAUGCACAAUCUCAGUGUUGAAGACAGCGGUGACUACACUUGCGAAGCUCAGAAUCCAGCGGGUAGCGCAAGCACCAGUACUACACUGAGAGUAAAAGCACCUCCCAUUUUUACCAAGAAGCCCCAUCCAGUUGAGACCUUGAAAGGGUCUGAUAUUCAUCUGGAGUGUGAGCUGCAGGGCACUCCUCCAUUCCAGAUUUCGUGGUAUAAAGACAAACGAGAAAUUCGGAGCAGCAAGAAGUAUAAGGUCAUGUCUGAGAACUACAUAGCUAGUCUUCACAUUCUCAGUGUGGAUACUGCAGAUGUUGGUGAAUAUCACUGUAAGGCUGUAAAUGAUGUGGGAAGUGACUCCUGUAUUGGCUCUGUAGCACUAAGAGCACCACCAACCUUUGUGAAGAAGCUGAGUGAUCUCACUGUCGUAGUCGGGGAGUCGAUUGAACUGCAGGCUACAGUACAAGGAUCACAGCCCAUUUCUGUACUGUGGUUAAAAGACAAAGGGGAAAUCAUCAGAGAAAGUGAUAAUCUUUGGAUCUCCUACUCAGAAAAUAUUGCAACUAUGCAGAUUGGAAAUGCAGAACCAACCAAUGCUGGAAAAUACAUUUGUCAGAUAAAAAAUGAUGCUGGAGUUCAGGAAUGCUUUGCCAUGCUGAAAGUGCUAGAGCCUGCAGUCAUUGUAGAGAAGCCAGGCCCAGUCAAGGUUACAGCUGGAGACUCUUGUACUCUGGAAUGCACAGUAGAUGGCACACCAGAGCUUACUGCUAGGUGGUUUAAGGAUGGUAAUGAACUGUCCACUGACCAUAAAUAUAAAAUCAGUUUCUUCAACAAAGUAUCUGGGCUUAAGAUCCUCAAUGCAACACUAGAAGACAGUGGAGAAUAUACUUUUGAGGUGAAAAACAGUGUUGGUAAAAGCAGCUGCACAGCCUCAGUGCAUGUUUCAGAUCGUAUUAUACCUCCUUCUUUCACAAGAAAACUGAAAGAAACAUAUGGUCAGCUGGGUUCUUCUGCUGUACUGGAGUGCAAAGUUUAUGGGUCACCACCUAUUCUGGUUUCCUGGUUUCAUGAUGGACAAGAGAUUACCAGUGGAGAGAAAUAUCAGGCUACUCUUACAGACAAUACCUGUUCUCUGAAAGUGAAUGGACUUCAGGAGUCUGAUAUGGGAACUUAUUUGUGCACAGCUACUAAUGUAGCUGGCUCUGAUGAAUGCAGCGCAUUUUUGAGUGUUAGAGAACCACCAUCUUUUGUGAAGAAACCUGAACCACUGGAUGUUUUUUCUGGGGCAAACAUAGCCUUUACUAGUAUCAUAAAAGGUUCCCCCCCACUGGAAGUUAAAUGGUUCAGAGGCAGUGUUGAGCUAGUACCAGGACCCAGAUGCAAUAUCACCUUGCAAGAUUCAGUUGCAGAACUGGAGCUGUUCGAUGUACAUCCACUUGAGAGUGGAGACUACACCUGCCAGGUCUCUAACGAGGCAGGGAAAAUCUCUUGCACAACCCAUCUUUUUGUCAAAGAACCAGCCAAAUUUGUGAAGAAGGUGAAUGAUUUAAGUGUAGAGAAAGGGAAAAAUUUAAUCUUGGAAUGCACAUAUACGGGUACUCCACCGAUUUCAGUGACAUGGAAGAAAAAUGGAGUGAAAAUAAUGCACUCUGAAAAGUGUAGCAUCACCACUACAGACACAUCUGCCAUACUGGAAAUCCCUAGCAGCAAACUAGAAGAUCAGGGGCAAUAUUCUUGUCAUAUUGAAAAUGAUUCUGGGAAAGAUAAUUGUCAUGGUACAAUCACAAUACUAGAACCACCUUACUUCAUUACACCCUUGGAGCCAGUGCAGGUGACUGUUGGGGAUUCUGCAUCCUUACAGUGCCAGCUUGCUGGAACACCAGAAAUGAUUGUGUCAUGGUACAAAGGCGAUACAAAGCUGAGAGGAACUGCUACUGUGAAAAUGCACUUUAAGAACCAAAUUGCUACUCUGGUUUUCAGCCAGGUAGACAGUAGUGACAGUGGGGAGUACAUCUGCAAAGUAGAAAACUCUGUUGGGGAGGCUUCUUCAUCAUCUUUGCUUACAGUUCAAGAGCGUAAACUUCCUCCUUCUUUUACACGAAAAUUAAGAGACGUUCAUGAAACUGUUGGCUUACCAGUUGUGUUUGAUUGCGGCAUUGCUGGCUCAGAACCUAUCGAAAUAUCUUGGUUUAAAGACGGCGCGCGUGUGAAAGAGGACUACAAUGUUCACACGUCCUUUGUAGACAAUGUAGCAACUCUCCAGAUUUUGAAGACAGAUAGGAGAUUUAUUGGGCAGUACACCUGCACAGCUGCCAAUGCUAUUGGGACUGCUUCUUCUAGUGGCAGGCUUGUCCUUACAGAAGGGAAGACUCCUCCAUUCUUUGACAUCCCACUUACAUCUGUGGAUGGCAUUAUUGGAGAAAGUGCUGAUUUUGAGUGUCACGUUUCUGGAACACAGCCCAUUAGAGUCACUUGGGCAAAAGAUAACCAAGAAAUUAGAACAGGAAAGAACUAUCAGAUCAGUUAUGUAGACAACACAGCCCAUUUGACCAUCUUGAGAGUUGACAGGGGGGAUUCUGGAACAUAUACAUGCUAUGCUAGCAAUGAAGUUGGAAAGGACUCUUGCACAGCUCAACUGGCGGUUAAAGAACGAAAAAUUCCACCUACUUUUACUAAGAAACUAUCUGAAGCAGUAGAAGAAACAGAAGGGAAUGAACUUAAACUUGAGGGUCGUGUUUCUGGCUCUCAGCCUUUGACUGUUGCUUGGUAUAAGAACAAUCAGGAAGUCCAUUCAAGUGCUCACUGUGAAAUAUCUUUCAAGAACAAUACCCUGCUUUUGCAUAUAAAGGCUGUAGAGCAAUCAGAUGCUGGUUUAUACACCUGUAAAGUGUCCAAUGAAGCAGGAAGCAUAUUGAGUACAUCUUCCAUUGUUAUCAGAGAACCUAAAAAGCCUCCAGUUUUUGACCAGCCUCUUCAGCCAGCAGCAGCAGAGGAAGGUGAUACCCUACAGCUUAGCUGUCAUGUCCAGGGAUCACAGCCAAUCCGAAUUCAGUGGCUGAAGGCAGGAAGAGAAAUAAGAGCUUCAGAUAGAUGCAACUUCAGCUUUGCUAAUGGAGUAGCUCUUCUAGAACUUGCUGCAGUUACCAAAUCAGAUUCAGGAGAAUAUGUAUGCAAAGCUUCAAAUGCAGCUGGCACUGAUACUUGCAAAUCUAAAGUGACAGUCAAAGAAAAACCGACAGCUGCUCCAGCAGCUAAGAAAGCAGAAGUGGAAGGCAAACUUUAUUUUGUGUCAGAGCCUCAGAGUAUCAAAGUCAUGGAAAAGACCGUUGCAACAUUUAUUGCAAAAGUUGGAGGAGAUCCAAUUCCAAAUGUUAAGUGGAUGAAGGGAAAAUGGAGGCAACUCAACCAGGGAGGCCGCAUUAUAAUCCAGCAGAGAGGAGAUGAAGCCAAACUAGAAAUAAAGGACACAAUAAAAACUGAUUCUGGCAUGUACAAAUGUGUAGCUUUUAACCAACAUGGUGAAAUUGAGAGGAGUGUAAAUCUGCAAGUUGAAGAAAGAAAGAAAGAAGUAGUUGAAGGAGAUCUCAGGGCAAAACUAAAAAGCACUCCAACAAAAACAAAAGAGGAAGAGCAACCUAUCGAUAUCUUGGAACUUCUCAAAAACGUAGAUCCCAAAGAAUAUGAGAAAUAUGCUCGCAUGUAUGGAAUUACAGAUUUCCGUGGCCUCCUGCAAGCCUUUGAGUUACUAAAGCAAACCCAAGCAGAAGAAAGUCAUAGAUUGGAAAUUGAGCUCACAGAAAAAGCUCAAAGGGAAGAUCAGGAGUUUGAUGAACUCGUAGCUUUUAUUCAGCAACGACUCACACAAACAGAGCCUAUUACUCUGAUCAGAGACAUUGAAAAUCAGACGGUUUUAGCAGAUGAGGAUGCUAUCUUUGAAUGUGAGAUUAAGAUUAACUAUCCAGAAAUUAAACUAUCAUGGUACAAGGGAACCCAGAAACUGGACUCCAAUGACAAAUACGAAAUUAGAAUUGAAGGUGAUCGCCACAUACUAAGAAUUAGAAACUGCCAGCCUGAGGAUCAGGGAAAUUUCAGAAUAGUGUGUGGACCACAUAUUGCCAGUGCCAAGCUAACUGUGAUUGAACCUGCAGUAGAGCGGCAUCUUCAUGACACUACUUUCAAGGAAGGAAAAACAUGCACACUGACUUGUCAGUUCUCUAUCCCAAAUGCCAAGUCUCAGUGGUAUAGAAAUGGGAGACCUAUUAAGAUAGGAGGGAGAUAUUCAACACAAGUCUCUGACAAAGUGCACAAACUCAUCAUCAAGGAUGUUAGAACAGAAGACGAGGGACAGUAUACCUGCAAGCUUGACAGUCUAGAAACAACAGCAGAUCUGGCCAUUGAAGCGGAACCAAUUCAGUUCACGAAAAGCAUACAGAACAUUGUUGUGAAUGAACACCAGUCUGCAACCUUCGAGUGCGAGGUGUCUUUUGAUGAUGCAGUUGUGACAUGGUAUAAAGGCCCCACCGAACUGAGAGAGAGUCCCAAGUACAGCUUCAGAAGUGAAGGUCGUUGUCAUUACAUGACUAUUCACAAUGUUAAUGCAGAUGAUGAAGGCGUGUAUUCUGUAAUUGCUCGUCUUGAACCAAGAGGAGAAGCAAGAAGCACUGCAGAGCUCUAUCUGGUAACCAAAGAAAUCAAAUUGGAGUUGAAGCCACCAGAUGUUCCUGAUGCCAAGGUUGCAGUUCCACCUCAAAAACCAGCUGAAGCUGCCCCUAUUCCUAUUCUUCUGCCUCUUGUUCCACCUCCAGAGGAGAAAAAGCCAGCAGAGAGAAAAGUUCCAUUAAAGAAAGUCCCCCAAAAGGUGGUUAAAAAAGGUCCUGAAGAAGUCCCACUACCUAAAGUUCCUGAGGUGCUACCAGAGAAGCCCAAAGAGAUCAAAAUAACAUCCAUGGCAAGGAGAGAAGAGAUACAUGAAGAAAAGAAAAUACAUGAAAUGCCCAAAGAAAUUUAUGAAGAAUGGGAAGAAGAUUAUGGCGAAGACCAUGACUAUUAUGUCAAGGAAGAAGGCUAUGAUGAAGGGGAAGAGGAAUGGGAAGAAGCUUAUGAGAAAAGAGAAGUGACUUAUGAAGAAAAAAGAAUAAUUCAUGAAGAAGUGACUGAAGUUCCUAAGAAACCUGUGCCUGAGCGAAAACCACCAGCGAUUACAGCUGAAAAGAAGGAAAAGAAGGAAGUAACUGUUCAAAAAGUUGUCAAGAAACCUGUUGAUGAAAAAGUGGAGGUAACAACUCAGAGAAUUGCAGAAGAAAAAGUCAAACGGACUGAGGUGCCAGAGGUGCCCAAGAAAAUUCCAGAAGAGAAAGUGCCCACUGCUGUCCCUAAAAAACCAGAACCACCACCAGCCAAAGUGCCUGAGGUGCCCAAGAAAGUGAUUUCAGAAGAAAAAAUACACAUUGAAGUUCCUAAAAAACCAGAACCUCCACCACCCAAAGAACCUGAGGUGCCGAAGACAGUUGUUCCAGAAAAGAAAAUACCUGUGCAAAAAAUACCAGAACCUGUGAUUGUCCCAGAACCAGAGGCUGCACCUGAAGAACCAGAACUCCCACCAAAGGAAGCUCCUGAAGCAAGGAAGAAAGUUGUGGCUGCAAAACCUGGUGAGCCUCCAAAACUGGAACCCCCACCUGCUAAAGUGCCUGGACUUGUAAAGAAACCUCGCAGAGUAAUUCCUGAGGUCACUCCCCCACCAAAAGAAGAAGUUGUUUUGAAAAGAGUUCUUAAAAAGAAACCUGAAGAGGAAGAACCUAAACCAGAAAAAGAGCCUAAACCAGAAGUUAAACCAGUACCUACACCAGUAGAAAAAAUUAAGAAACCUGAAGUCCCAGAAGUUCCUACGAAGAAAACUGAGAUACCUGUCAUAAAAAAAGAGGAGAAACUUGUGCCUGAACCACCAAAAGAAACUAAGCAAGCAUCUGUCCCAGUUCCUGGGCCUGAACCUAAACCUGCAGUAGCUCUAAAAUCUCCAAAACCAGCUGCAGAACCUGCACCUGCUGUUACUGCUCCAGUGGCAGCUCCAGUUGUUGGAAAGAAAGCAGAGGCCAAGCCACCAAAAGAAGAAACUCCAAAGGGUAUCAGUCCAGUCAAAGCCAAGAAGACACCUUCACCAGCAGAUGCAGAAAGAAGGAAACUCAGGCCAGGCAGCGGUGGUGAAAAACCUCCUGAAGAGCCUCCAUUUACUUACCAACUCAAGGCUGUGCCACUGAAGUUUGUCAAGGAGAUGAAAGAUAUAGUGCUAAAAGAAGCUGAGUCUGUUGGGUCUUCUGCAAUCUUUGAAGUCCUUAUUUCACCAUCCACUGCAAUUACCAGCUGGAUGAAAGAUGGAAGUAACAUCCGAGAGAGCCCAAAACACAAGUUUAUUGCUGAUGGCAAAGAUAGGAAGCUGCAUAUUAUUGAUGUCCAGCUGUCCGAUGCUGGUGAAUAUACUUGUGUAUUACGACUGGGGAACAAAGAGAAGACCUCUACAGCCAAACUUAUUGUUGAAGAACUCCCAGUGCGGUUUGUGAAAACGCUUGAAGAAGAAGUGACUGUCGUUAAAACCCAGCCACUGUACUUAACAUGUGAGCUUAACAAAGAAAGAAAUGUGGUCUGGAGAAAGGAUGGUAAAAUCAUUCAAGCCAAGCCUGGGAAAUUUGCUCUGGGUGUUAUUGGUUUGUCACAUUCCCUCACGGUCGCAGAUUCAGAUGAUUUUGAUGCUGGCACUUACACUGUUACUGUGGAAGACUCUGAACUAUCAUGCUCAUCUUGUGUUAGGGUAGUAGAAGUUAUAAGGGACUGGUUAGUAAAACCCAUAAGAGACCAGCAUGUUAAACCAAAAGGAACAGCUACUUUCAGCUGUGACAUUGUCAAGGAUACACCAAACAUUAAAUGGUUUAAAGGAGAUGAGGAAAUUCCUGCUGAGCCCACUGACAAGACAGAAAUCUUGAAAGAAGGAAAUAAAAUUUUCCUGAAAAUCAAGAAUGCUGGUCCUGCUGAUAUUGGAGAAUAUGCAGUGGAAAUUGAAGGUCGCAGAUACCCAGCUAAGCUGACCCUUGGUGAUCGUGAAGUUGAACUUCUGAAGCCAUUAGAGGAUGUUACAGUUUAUGAGAAAGAGACAGCAAACUUUGAUACAGAAAUAUCUGAAGAUGAUAUUCCUGGUGAAUGGAAGCUGAAAGGAGAAGUCCUGAGACCUUCACCUACAUGUGAAAUCAAAGCUGAAGGAGGAAAACGCUUCCUAACCUUACACAAAGUCAAAUUAGAGCAAGCUGGCGAAGUCCUUUACCAGGCCUUUAAUGCCGUCACUACAGCUAUCCUGACAGUAAAAGAAAUAGAAUUGGACUUUGCUGUGCCUCUAAAAGAUGUCACUGUUCCCGAGAAGCGCCAAGCAAGGUUUGAAUGUGUCCUUACCAGAGAGGCCAAUGUUAUAUGGUCUAAGGGCACUGAUAUACUCAAGAUUGGAGAAAAAUUUGACAUCAUUGCAGAUGGAAAGAAGCACAUUCUUGUCAUCAAUGAUUCACAGUUUGAUGAUGAGGGAGAAUACACUGCUGAAGUUGAUGGCAAGAAGAGCACAGCAAGACUGUUUGUGGAAGGUGUGAGGCUGAAGUUCAUAUCACCUCUACAGGAUCAAACAGUAAAAGAAGGGGAAACAGCUCAGUUUCAGUUUGAGCUUUCUCAUGAAGACAUGCCUGUGAAAUGGUACAAAAAUGACAAGAGACUUCACACAAGCAGAACAGUUUUAAUUACUUCAGAGGGCAAAGUUCAUAAACUAGAAAUAAGAGAAGUAACACUUGAUGAUAUCUCAGAAAUAAAGGCCGUAGUCAAGGACUUGAACACACAAGCCAACCUAAAAGUCUUAGAGGCCGAUCCAUAUUUCACUGUGAAAUUACAAGACUACAGUGCUGUAGAGAAAGAUGAUAUUACUCUGGAGUGUGAACUUAGCAAAGAUGUGCCAGUAAAAUGGUACAAAGAUGGUGAAGAACUAGUAGCUUCCAACAGAAUUUCCAUAAAAACAGAUGGUUUGCGCCGUAUUCUGAAGAUCAAGAAGGCUGCAGAGAGUGAUAAGGGUGUUUAUGAGUGUGACUGUGGAACUGAUAAGACAAGUGCCAAUAUCAGCGUUGAGUCUCGCUUAGUUAAAGUGGAGCGCCCACUGUAUGGAGUGGAAGUAUUUGUUGGUGAAACAGCACGCUUUGAAAUUGAAAUUUCUGAGCCUGAUGUCCAUCCUGUAUGGAAGCUAAAGGGAGAAACCCUAACACCUUCACCUGACUGUGAAAUCAUUGAAGAUGGGAAGAAGCAUAUUCUUGUCCUUCAUAACUGCAAACUUGAUAUGACUGGAGAAGUGUCUUUCCAAGCUGCCAAUGCUAAAAGUGCUGCUAAUCUGAAAGUGAAAGAACUGCCUCUUAUCUUUAUCACUCCACUAAGUGAUGUGAAGGUCUUUGAGAAGGAUGAAGCUAAGUUUGAAUGUGAGGUAUCCAGAGAACCCAAGACUUUCCGCUGGUUGAAAGGAACAGAAGAGAUCACUCCUGAUGAAAGAAUUGAAAUUAUUUCAGACGGAACAAAGCAUGCUCUGAUUAUUAAAUCUGUUGCCUUUGAGGAUGAAGUAAAAUACACAUUUGAAGCUGAGGAUAAACGAACAAGUGCCAAGCUAAUUAUUGAAGGUAUCCGCCUGAAAUUCCUUACUCCUCUCAAGGAUGUAACAAAGAAGGAGAGAGAAACUGCAGAGUUCACUGUGGAACUCUCCCAUGAAAACAUCUCUGUGGCCUGGUUCAAGAAUGACCAACGAUUACAUACCAGCAAAGUGGUUUCAAUGACAGACGAUGGCAAAUUCCAUACGCUCACAAUCAAAGAUCUUACUAUUGAUGAUACUUCUCAGAUUAAAGUAGAAGCUAUGGGAAAAUUCUCAGAAGCUAAACUCACUGUUCUUGAGGGAGACCCUUACUUCACUGGGAAGCUGCAGGAUUACACUGCUGUAGAGAAAGAUGAAGUAAUCUUACAAUGUGAAAUCAGCAAAGCAGAUGCCCCAGUGAAAUGGAUGAAGGACGGCAAUCCAAUUACUGCAUCAAAGAAUGUUGUUAUUAAGGCUGAUGGUAAAAAGAGAAUCCUUAUUCUCAAGAAAGCUUUGAAGAAAGACAUUGGACAGUACACUUGUGACUGUGGUACUGAUCAAACCUCUGCCAAACUUGAUAUUGAAGACCGGGAUAUUGAGAUUGUACGGCCACUAUACAGUGUGGAGGUGAUUGAGACAGAGACUGCCCAUUUUGACAUUGAAAUCUCUGAGGAAGGUGUCCAUGGCAAUUGGAAGCUAAAAGGAGAACCCCUGACUGAAUCAGCCGAAUGUGAAAUCAAGGAGGAAGGAAAAAAGCACUUCCUUACACUGUACAAUGUACGCUUAGAUCAAGCUGGUGGAGUAGAUUUCCAAGCAGCAAAUGCCAAGUCUGGUGCUCACCUUCGAGUGAAACCUCGAGUAAUUGGCUUGCUGAGACCCCUCAAGGAUGUAACAGUGACAGCUGGGGAAUCAGCAACCUUCGAUUGCGAACUCUCUUACGAGGGAAUCCCAGUAGAAUGGUUCCUGAAAGGAAAGAAACUGGAGCCCAGUGAUAAGGUUGUGACCCGUGCUGAAGGGAGAGUUCACACGCUUGUUCUUAGAGAUGUCAAGUUAACAGAUGCAGGAGAGGUAUCACUGACAGCAAAAGAUUUCAGAACUCAAGCAAACCUUUUUGUGAAAGAACCCCCAGUUGAAUUUACUAAACCACUUGAGGACCAGACUGUUGAAGAGGAGGCCACUGCAGUACUGGAAUGUGAAGUUUCCAGGGAAAAUGCAAAAGUUAAAUGGUUCAAAAACGGAGAAGAAAUUCACAAAUCAAAGAAGUAUGAUAUAAUUUCUGAUGGCAGGGUCAGAAAACUCAUCAUCCACGGCUGCACACUGGAUGAUGCAAAAACAUAUGCCUGUGAUGCUAAGGACUUUAAGACAUCAUGUUUUCUCAAUGUGGAGCCUAUUCGCGUUGAGUUCCUGAAACCUCUGACUGACCUUGAGGUUAAAGAAAAACAAUCUGCUCGGUUUGAAUGUGAGAUUUCUCGUCCAAAUGUCAAGGUGAAGUGGUUUAAGGAUGGCGUGGAAAUUAGAAAAGGCAAAAAGUAUGACAUAAUUUCUAAAGGUGCAGAACACAUUCUUGUCAUCAGUAAAUGUGUCUUUGAUGAUGAAGCUGAAUAUUCCUGUGAAGCAAAAACAGCUCGAACUUCUGGCCUACUUACAGUGAUAGAGGAAGAGGCCGUUUUCACAAAAAAUCUUCCUGACCUUGAAGUAAAUGAAGGUGACACUGUAAAAUUGAUCUGUGAAGUUUCAAAGCCUAAUGCUGAAGUUACUUGGCUUAAAGGAGAUGAAGAGGUGCCUGAUGGUGGUAGAUUUGAACACAUUGCUGAUGGUAGAAAGAGAAUUCUUGUUAUACAUAAUGCUCAUCCUGAAGAUGCUGGCAAAUACACUUGCAAGCUCCCAAGCUCAAGUACGACAGGGAAACUUACUGUACAUGAACUUGCAGCAGAAUUUCUUACCAGACCACAAAAUCUUGAGGUGCUUGAAGGAGAAAAAGCUGAAUUUGUCUGUUCAGUAUCCAAAGAAGCCAUUACAGUACAGUGGCUGAGGGGUGACACAGUCCUGGAGCCUGGUGAUAAGUACGACAUCAUUUCAGAUGGCAAAAAGAGAACACUUGUGGUUAAAGACUCUAUUCUAGGAGAUACAGGAAUGUAUACUGUGAUGGUUGGUGAUGCUAAAGCUACAGCACACUUAGCAGUGAUUGAAAAACUCAAGAUUAUAACUCCUCUUAAGGACCAAGAAGUUAAUGAGUGUCAAGAAAUUAUCUUCAACUGUGAAGUCAAUAAAGAGGGUGCCAAAGAGAAAUGGUACAAAAAUGAUGAGGCAAUAUUUGAUAGUGCAAAGUACAUUAUUGUUCAGAAGGGUGUAGUCUACACUCUCAGAAUCAGAGAUGCAGAGUUGAAAGAUCAAGCUACCUACACCAUCUCACUGACAAACCAGAGAGGUGAACACGUUAAAAGCUCUGCUGCCUUAAAAGUAUUAGAGGAGGAUCUCAGAAUUGUUGAGCCCCUUGAAGACAUUGAGACCAUGGAAAAGAAAACCGUCACAUUCUGGUGCAAAGUCAAUCGCCUUAAUGCAACUCUCAAAUGGACAAAGAAUGGAGAAGAGAUCACGUUUGACAGGCGCAUUUUGUACAAAAUUGAUAAAUUCAAGCACUCAUUGAUCAUUAAAGACUGUGGGUUUAUAGAUGAAGGUGAAUACACUGUUACUGCUGGACAAGACAAAUCAGUUGCAGAGCUUAUCAUCACAGAAGCGCCAGCAGACUUCACUGAACAUCUUCAGGACCAGACUGUCACUGAAUUUGAUGAUGCUGUCUUUACGUGCCAGCUUUCCAAAGAGAAAGUCAGUGUAAAAUGGUACAGAAAUGGAAGAGAAAUCAAAGAAGGCAAAAAAUACCAAUUUGAAAAGGAUGGAAAUCUGCACAGAUUAAUCAUAAAAGACUGUAGACUAGAUGAUGAGUGUGAAUAUUCCUGUGGAGUGGAUGACAGGAGAUCUAAGGCAAGACUUUUUGUUGAAGAAAUCCCCGUUGAGAUUAUUCGACCACCACAAGAUAUUUAUGAAGCUCCUGGUGCAGAUGUCAUCUUCAUGGCUGAAUUGAACAAAGAUGGUGUGGAGGUCAAGUGGUUGAGAAACAACAUGAUUAUCAUCCAAGGUGACAAACAUCAGAUGAUGAGUGAAGGGAAGGUCCACAGGUUGCAGGUGUGUGACAUAAAGCCCCGUGACCAAGGGGAAUACAGAUUUAUCGCCAAAGAUAAGGAAGCUAGAGCUAAGCUUGAAUUAGCUGCUGCACCUAAAAUCAAGACUGGUGAUCAAAACCUUGUGGUUGAUGUUGGGAAGCCUUUAACUAUGACUGUCCCGUAUGAUGCCUACCCAAGAGCAGAAGCUGAAUGGUUGAAAGCAGGGGAAAGUCUGCCCACAACAACUGUUGAUACAACAACUGACUGCACUACCUUCAAAAUUCAUGAAGCAAAGAAAUCAGAUAAGGGAAGGUACAGGGUUGUGCUUCGAAACAAACAUGGCCAGGCAGAAGCAUUCAUCAAUGUAGAGGUCAUUGAUGUUCCAGGUCCAGUUAGAAACUUGGAAGUCACUGAAACUUAUGAUGGUGAAGUUGGUCUCGCAUGGCAAGAACCAGAAAGUGAUGGUGGAAGUAAAAUCAUAGGCUACGUCGUUGAAAGACGUGAUAUCAAGCGUAAGACCUGGAUUGUGGUCACAGAUCGUGCUGAAAAUUGUGAAUACACUGUUACUGGACUUCAGAAAGGAGGAGUUGAAUACCUCUUCCGUGUUAGUGCACGCAACAGAGUGGGCACUGGUGAGCCAGUGGAAACAGACACACCUGUGGAAGCUAAGAGCAAAUUUGAUGUUCCUGGUCCUCCUCAAAAUGUAGAAGUUACUGAUGUGAACAGGUUUGGAGCCACACUUAGCUGGGAACCACCUGAGUAUGAUGGAGGAUCUCCGAUUACUGGCUACGUUAUUGAACUGCGUAACAGAGCUACCAUCAGAUGGGAGCCGACUAUGACCACAGGGGCUGAUGAACUGUCAGCUGUCCUGACUGAUGUUGUGGAAAAUGAAGAAUAUUUCUUCAGAGUAAGAGCUCAAAACAUGGUUGGAGUUGGCAAACCAAGUCCUGCUACACGUGCAGUAAAAAUCAUGGACCCAAUAAAGAGACCAAGUCCUCCCAUUAACCUUGAGCACUCAGAUCAAACUAAGUCAUCAGUUCAGCUCACAUGGGAACCUCCUCUCGAAGACGGAGGAAGUCCAAUCUUAGGCUAUAUUGUUGAAAGGCAAGAGGAAGGAACAGACAAGUGGAUUCGUUGUAAUCCUAAACUAGUACCUGCUCUUACUUUUAAGGUAACUGGAUUGAAACAAGGAUCCAGUUAUUACUACAGAGUCUCAGCAGAAAAUGCAGCUGGUGUGUCUGACCCAGCAGAGGCUAUUGGGCCAUUAACUGCAGAUGAUACUUUUGUUGGACCUACAAUGGACCUAAGUGCAUUUAAGGAUGGGCUGGAAGUUAUUGUUCCAGAGCCAAUCAAGAUCCAUGUUCCCACCACUGGGUACCCUGUGCCAACUGCCACAUGGUCUUUUGGUGACCAAGUCUUAGAAGAGGGUGAUCGUGUGAAAAUGAAGACCACUGCCUCCUUUGCAGAACUUGUAAUUACUCCGAGUGAGCGCCCAGACAAGGGAAUUUAUUACUUAACAUUAAAAAACCCUGUGUCAUCUGUUUCAGGAGAAAUUAAUGUUAAUGUCAUUGCCUGUCCAAGUGCACCAAGAGAACUCAAUGUUUUAGAAGUACUCAGGAGUACAGUACAGCUCGCAUGGGAACCUCCAGAAGAUGAUGGCGGAAGUCCAGUUACUGGCUAUAUAAUUGAAAAACGUGAAGUAAGCCGGAAAACAUGGAUCAAAGUUAUGGAUCAUAUUGUUGACCAAGAGUUCACUGUACCUGACCUUGUCCAAGGGAAAGAAUAUUUAUUCAGAGUUUCUGCAUGCAAUAAAUGUGGCCCUGGAGAACCUGCAUAUAUUGAUGAACCUGUAAAUAUGUCAAUACCAGCAACGGUUCCCGACCCACCAGAAAAUGUUAAAUGGAGAAAUCCAACAUCAAAAGGAAUCUUCCUAACAUGGGAGCCUCCCAAAUAUGAUGGUGGUGCCCGCAUUAAGGGUUAUCUGGUAGAAAAAUGCCAACGUGGUACAGACAAGUGGGAGAUAUGUGGGGAGCCUGUUAUUGAAACAAAAAUGGAAGUAACAAAGCUCAAGGAGGGAGAGUGGUAUGCUUAUCGGGUUAAGGCUUUGAACAGAAUGGGAGCAAGUAGGCCAAGUAAGCCAACUGAUGAUAUUCAGGCCAUUGAUUCAAAAGAGGCUCCAGAAAUUUUCUUAGAUGUGAAGCUUCUUGCUGGACUCACUGUGAAAGCUGGAACCAAAAUUGAGCUGCCAGCUAAAGUAACUGGAAAGCCUGAGCCCCAGAUUACUUGGACCAAAGCUGAAAAAAUUUUGAGACCUGACAACAGAAUCACCAUUGAAAGCCAGCCUAAUCAUUCUACAGUCACUAUUACAGACAGCAAGAGGAGUGACAGUGGAACCUAUAUUAUAGAAGCUGUGAAUUCCAGUGGACGUGCUACUGCUGUUGUUGAAGUUAAUGUUCUUGAUAAACCUGGUCCACCAGCUGCAUUUGAUGUAUCAGAAAUUACAAAUGAAUCCUGCCUUCUGACAUGGAAUCCUCCACGAGAUGAUGGGGGUUCUAAAAUUACCAACUACGUCCUUGAGAAAAGAGCUACAGACAGUGAAAUAUGGGACAAGUUGUCAUCGACUAUUAAAGACACAAAAUUCAGAGCUACUAAUUUAACUCCUCAUAAAGAAUAUGUGUUUCGAGUCAGUGCUGAGAACAUGUAUGGUGUUGGGGAGCCAGCACAGUGCAGCCCCAUCAUUGCCAAAUAUUCAUUUGAUCCACCAGGCCCUCCAACAGGUCUCAAGCCUACAGAGGUCACUAAAGAUUCAGUCACUUUAACAUGGAAUGAACCAGAUGAAGAUGGUGGCAGCCCCAUAACUGGAUACUGGGUUGAAAGAUAUGAUCCUGAGCAGGAUAAAUGGAUAAAAUGCAACAAAAUGCCAGUGAAAGAUACAACAUUCAAAGUUAAAGGUCUUACAAAUAAGAAGAAAUAUAAGUUCCGAGUCUUGGCAGAGAAUCUUGCAGGACCUGGAAAACCAAGCAAGGAAACAGAGCCAAUCUUAGUGAAAGAUCCAAUCGAUCCACCAUGGCCUCCCGGAAAGCCAACUGUGAGAGAUGUUGGCAAGACAUUCCUAACCCUGAAUUGGACAAAGCCAGAACACGAUGGAGGGGCAAAGAUUGAAUCUUACGUUAUUGAACUGCAGAAGACUGGAACCGACGAGUGGGUGAGAGUGGCUGAAGGAGUUCCCACAACUGAACACUUCCUCAAAGAUCUUAUGGAGAAACAAGAAUAUUCAUUCCGUGUAAGAGCUGUGAACAGGGCUGGCGAGAGUGAGCCCAGUGAACCCAGUGACCCUGUGCUGUGCAAGGAGAGGCUCUACCCUCCUUCACCACCCCGGUGGCUUGAAGUUAUUAAUAUUACUAAAAACACAGCAGAUCUUAAAUGGACAGUACCAGAAAAAGAUGGGGGUUCCCCAAUUACCAACUACAUUGUUGAAAAAAGAGAUGUAAGGCGGAAAGGUUGGCAGACAGUUGACACGACAGUGAAAGAUACCAAGUACACAGUGAGCCCACUGACUGAAGGCUCAUUGUAUGUGUUCCGUGUGGCUGCUGAAAAUGCCAUUGGACAGAGUGACUACUGUGAAAUUGAGGACUCAGUGCUUGCUAAAGAUACCUUCACAACCCCUGGACCUCCAUAUGCCCUUACAAUAGUUGAAGUGAAAAAAGGCCAUGUUGAUUUAAAAUGGGAGCCACCUAAGAAUGAUGGUGGCAGACCGAUUCAAAGAUAUGUUAUUGAAAAGAAGGAAAAGUUAGCCACUCGCUGGGUAAAAGCUGGGAAGACAGCUGGUCCAGAUUGCAAUUUCAGAGUGACAGAUGUCAUUGAAGGUACAGAUGUACAGUUCCAGGUUCGUGCAGAAAAUGAAGCUGGAUGUGGUCAUCCCAGUGAACCAACUGAACUUGUCCAUAUUGAAGAUCCAACAAGCCCUCCUUCACCUCCUCAGGAUUUACAUGUCACAGAUGCAGGCCGAAAGCACAUUUGCAUUGCAUGGAAACCUCCUGAGAAGAAUGGUGGUAGUCCUAUUAUUGGAUACAAUGUUGAGAUGUGCGAAGCAGGAACAGAAAAAUGGAUGCGAAUCAAUUCUCGUCCAAUUAAAGAUCUAAAGUGUAAAGUGGACGAGGGUGUUGUUCCAGACAAGGAAUAUGUGCUAAGAGUCAGAGCUGUCAAUGCUGUUGGAGCUAGUGAGCCAUCAGACAUCUCAGAAAAAGUUGUUGCCAAGGACCCAGACUGUAACCCAACCAUUGAUCUAAAAACUCGUGACAUUGUUGUUGUUAAAGGACAGAAACUAAGUAUCCCUGUACCCUUCAGAGCUGUUCCAUCCCCAGCUAUAACAUGGCACAAAGACGGCAGAGAGUUGAAAGCUGGUGACAGAACAACAAUGAAGAGUGACUAUACCUCUGCAUUGCUUGAAGUGAUAGACAGUGUUCAUGCUGAUGCUGGUGUUUAUACUAUUACACUCGAGAACAAGCUGGCAUCAACAACUGGUUCAGUCAAUGUCAAAGUCAUAGGUCCACCUGGACAGUGUAAAGACAUUAAGGCAAGCGAAGUAACUAAGAAUUCUUGCAAGGUAUCCUGGGAGCCUCCAGACUUUGAUGGUGGUACUCCUAUUUUGCAUUAUGUUCUGGAACGCAGGGAAGCAGGUCGUAAAACAUACAUCCCAGUCAUGUCUGGUGAAAAUAAGCUUUCAUGGCAAGUCAAAGAUCUUAUCCCCAACUGUGAAUAUUACUUCCGUGUUAAAGCUGUCAAUAAGAUUGGAGGAGGUGAUUAUCUUGAACUAAGAAACCCAAUCAUUGCAGAAGACCCGAAACAGCCCCCAGAUCCACCUGUCGACCUUGAAGUCCAUAAUCCAACAUCAAAAUCAGUAACUCUUACAUGGAAACCACCCCUGUUUGAUGGUGGAAGCAAGAUCAUGGGCUAUAUAAUAGAAAAGCUUGCUAAGGGCAAGGAGAGGUGGGAGAGAUGCAAUGACUAUCUGGUACCCUUACUAACUUACCCAGUGAAAGGCCUUGAGGAAGGAAAGGAAUAUCAGUUCCGUGUUCGUGCUGAGAAUGCUGCUGGCAUCAGCGAGCCUUCUCGGAUUACUCCUUUUGUGAAAGCUGUGGAUCCUAUUGAGGCUCCAAAAGUCUUUCUUGCUGCAAACCUACAGUCUGGCCUUGAGGUGAAGAGAGGUGAUGAGAUCAUACUUGAGGCACAUAUUUCAGGAUCACCCUAUCCAUCUAUCACUUGGCUGAGGAAUGAUGAAGUUAUCAGACCAGAGGAUAUCAAAAAGAGAGUAAUAGUACCUAAAAAGAAGAAGGGUGAAGCUGAAGAAGAGAAACCUUUCCAGCUUUCACUGCCAGAACGUAUGAGUGUAGACAACCAUAAGGAAGGAGAGUCUAUACUAUCAAUUCGUGACUCCAUCAGAGCUGACCAUGGCACAUUUACAAUUAAAGUAGAAAAUGAUCAUGGAGUUGCAAAAGCCUCAUGUGAAGUCAAUGUGUUGGAUACACCCGGGCCUCCAGUCAACUUUGUAUUUGAAGAUUUGAGGAAAAAUUCUGUCAUUUGCAAGUGGGAGCCUCCCCUUGAUGAUGGUGGAAGUGAAAUCCUGAACUAUGUACUGGAAAAGAAAGACAAUACAAAAGCUGAAAUGGGCUGGGUAACUGUCAGUGCAACACUCAGGCAUUGCAAAUUCCAUGUAACAAAACUGAUUGAAGGAAAAGAAUAUCUAUUCCGCGUAUUUGCUGAAAAUAGAGUUGGAGCAGGACCACCAUGUGUUUCAAAACCAAUGACAGCUAAAGAUCCUUUCUCUCCACCAGAUGCACCUAAUAAGCCUGAUGUGGAAGAUGUAACCAGCAACAGUAUGCUGGUUAAGUGGAACGAACCAAAAGAUAAUGGCAGCCCUAUCAUAGGAUACUGGAUUGAAAAACGUGAAAUUAAUAGUACUCAUUGGGCUCGGGUCAACAGGAACCUUGUGAAUGCUCUGGAAGUAAAAGUUGAAGGACUGUUGGAAGGUUUAACUUAUAUCUUUAGAGUAUGUGCUGAAAAUGCAGCUGGCCCUGGUAAAUUUAGUCCACCAUCAGAUCCAAAAACUGCACAGGACCCAAUAAUGCCACCUGGUCCACCGAUUCCAAGGAUUGCUGAUACAAGUGCAACGUCUAUUGAGCUAGAAUGGGCACCUCCUGUGUACAAUGGUGGUGGAGAUAUCACCGGUUACCACGUGUACAAACAACUGGUGGGAGUAAAUGAGUGGUCACGAUGUACAGCGAAACCCAUUAAGGUUCUACAGUUUACUGUUGGAGAAGUCAGAGAAGGUGCAGACUAUAAACUCCGUGUUACUGCACUCAAUGCAGCUGGCGAAGGACCACCUGGGGAAACUGAACCCGUAACUGUUGCAGAACCUAAAGAACCUCCCACUGUUGAGCUGGAUGUUUCUGUGAAAGCAGGCAUUCAGGUCAUGGCUGGGCAGACUAUUAAAAUUCCUGCUACUGUGACAGGGCGUCCUACUCCCACCAUUGUAUGGGCUGUGGAGGAGGGUGAAUUAGACAAAGAUCGAGUUGUUAUUGAAAAUGUCGGCACAAAAUCUGAGUUAACCAUUAAGAAUGCAUUGAGAAAAGACCAUGGAAGAUAUGUAAUUACUGCUACCAAUAGCAGUGGUUCAAAAUCUGCAGGAACCAGAGUAGAAGUAUUUGAUGUUCCCGGACCAGUCCUUGACCUAAAGCCAGUGGUCACAAACAGAAAGAUGUGUUUGCUUAACUGGUCUGAUCCUGAAGAUGAUGGUGGCAGUGAAAUCACAGGCUUCAUUGUUGAAAGGAAGGAUGCCAAAAUGCAUACAUGGAGACUGGCUGUAGACACAGACAGAUCUAAAUGUGAUAUUACAGGUCUAAUUGAAGGGCAGGAAUACAAAUUCCGUGUUAGUGCCAAGAACAAAUUUGGUACUGGUCCACCUGUUGAAAUAGGACCCAUUCUUGCAGCUGAUCCAUUAGGUCCUCCAACAGCACCUGAGAGGUUCAUGUACACAGAGAGGACAAAGUCAUCCAUUACACUUGAUUGGAAGCCACCACGCAGUGAUGGUGGCAGUCCCAUCUUAGGUUAUAUUGUUGAGAAGAGGAGACAUGAUUCAAAAGAUUAUGAAAGAGUUAAUGCAAGGCUCUGUCCAAAAACAUCUCUUCUCGUUGAUAAACUGGAUGAACUUCAUAUGUAUGAAUUCCGUGUGAAAGCUGUCAAUGCGAUUGGAGAAAGUGAGCCAUCACUGCCCCUCAAUGUAGUUAUACAGGAUGAUGAAGUACCUCCAGCUGUUACGUUGCGUUUGGCUGUGAGAGGAGAUACUAUCAAAGUCAAGGCAGGAGAACCAGUUAACAUUCCUGCUGAUGUAACAGGUCUGCCAAUGCCGAAGAUUGAAUGGGACAAGAACGAAGUUUUAAUUGACCAAACAUCCGAUGCACUUAAGAUAACCAAGGAAGAGAUAUCUAGAAGCGAGGCAAAAACUGAACUUAUCCUGCCUGCAGCAGUGAGGGAUGAUAAAGGCACUUACACUGUGAGAGCGUCCAAUCGUCUUGGCACUGCAUUUCGCAAUGUGCAUGUCGAAGUGUAUGAUCGUCCUUCUCCACCAAGAAAUCUUGCAGUUUCUGAUAUUAAAGCAGAAUCAUGCUAUUUAACAUGGGAUGCACCUCUUGAUAAUGGUGGUAGUGAAAUUACCCAUUACAUUAUUGAAAAACGUGAUGCUAGUAAGAAGAAAUCUGAGUGGGAAGAAGUCUCCAAAGGCGCUGUUGAGAGAAGAUUUGGGGUAUGGAAUCUUGCAACAAAUGAAAAAUAUCAGUUUAGAGUCCGGGCUGUAAACAAAUAUGGAAUAAGUGAUGAAUGCCUCUCAGAGAAAGUUGUUAUUAAGGAUCCCUAUGGUCUUCCUGGACCUCCUGGAAAGCCAAAAGUUUUAGAUCGCACCAGAUCAUCUAUGUUGGUGACUUGGGAGCCUCCUUUGGACAAUGGUGGCAGCCCAAUAACUGGCUAUUGGUUGGAGAAGAGAGAGGUGGGAGGCGUCUACUGGACACGUGUCAACAGGGCUCCAGUAACAAAACCAUCAGUAAAAGGUCUAGAGCACAAUGUGCUUCGUUUGGCUGAAGGUGUCGAAUACCAGUUUAGAGUUAUGGCUGAAAAUCUUGCUGGAAUUGGCCCUCCCAGUGAACCAUCAGAUCCAGCUUUGGCAGCAGAUCCCAUAUUUGUGCCUGGUCCACCAUCUUGCCCAGAGGUCAAAGACAAAACCAAAUCAUCUGUAGCACUUGCAUGGAAGCCUCCCCAAAAGGAUGGUGGGAGUCCUAUAAAAGGAUAUAUUGUUGAAAUACAAGAUGAAGGUAGUACUGAGUGGAAGAAGGUGAAUGAAGGAGACAAACUCUUUCCUACUUGCGAAUGUGUUGUUCCCAACUUGAAAGAGCUCAGAAAAUACCGAUUUAGGGUGAAAGCUGUAAAUGCUGCUGGAGAAUCAGAACCAAGUCCUGCAACAUCAGAGAUACCUGUCCAAGAUAUUCUAGAGGAACCAGAAAUCUUCCUUGAUCUUGGAGCACAGGAUUUGCUCUCUUGUCGUGCUGGCACAACAAUUAAAAUCCCAGCUGUUAUCAAGGGUCGUCCAGUUCCUAGAACAUUUUGGGAGUAUGAAGGAAAAGCAAAAACAGCAGCAAAGGAGGGAGGUCAUAAUGUACCUGAAGAAGCUCAGGUGAAAGCAACUGAUACACGUUCAGAGAUUAUCAUCCCUGACUGCAACAGAAGUCAUUCUGGACGAUACAGUAUUACAGCAAAGAACAAAGCAGGACAAAAAACAGUGCACGUCAGAGUCAAUGUGCUUGAUGUCCCUGGUCCACCAAAAGACCUAAAAGUAAGUGAUAUCACAAGAGGUAGCUGUAAACUUUCAUGGAAGAUGCCAGAUGAUGAUGGUGGAGAUAGAAUCAGAGGCUAUGUUAUAGAGAAAAGAAAUAUUGAGGGGAAGGCCUGGACUAAAGUCAAUCCAAACUGUGGCAGUACUUCCUUUGUGGUACCUGAUCUCAUAGCUGGCCAAGAGUAUUUCUUCCGGGUACGUGCAGAAAACCGUUUUGGAGUUGGCCCUCCUGCAGAAACCAUCCAGCGGACCACAGCCAGGGAUCCAAUUCAUCCUCCUGAUCCACCUAUUAAACUGAGGAUUGGCCUUGUAACCAAGAACACAGUGAGCCUGACGUGGAAACCACCAAAGAAUGAUGGUGGAGCUCCUGUUACACAUUAUAAUGUUGAAUGUCUCCGCUGGGAUCGUACUGGAGAAGUGAAAGAGUCUUGGAAGCAAUGCAACAGACGUGAUGUGGAAGAAACAAAGUUUACUGUUGAGGAUCUUGUAGAAGGUGGAGAAUAUGAAUUCAGAGUCAAAGCUGUAAAUAUAGCAGGUCCUAGCAGACCUUCAGCCACUGUUGGCCCACUUGUUGUCAAAGACCAGACGUGUCCACCAUCUAUUGAGCUCAAAGAAUUUAUGGAAGUUGAAGAGGGAACAGAUGUUAAAAUUGUGGCCAAGAUAAAGGGUGUACCCUUCCCCACAUUAACAUGGCUAAAAGCUUCUCCAAAGAAACCAGGUGACAAAUCACCAGUGGUGUAUGAUCAACAUGUCAACAAGAUCGUUGAUGAAGAUACUUGCACUUUAUUGAUCCAACAGUCUCGUAGAAAUGAUACAGGCUUAUAUACUAUAACAGCUGUAAAUAAUUUGGGAACUGCUUCAAAGGAGAUGCGGCUGAAUGUUCUGGGUCGUCCUGGACCUCCAGUAGGACCUAUUAAAUUUGAAUCCAUUUUGGCUGAUAAAAUGACAAUAUCAUGGCUUCCUCCAUUAGAUGAUGGUGGUUCUAAGAUUACGAAUUAUGUUAUAGAGAAAAAAGAAGCAAAUAGGAAGACAUGGGUACCUGUUACUAAUGAGCCUAAGGAAUGCAUAUUCACUGUUCCCAAGUUGAUGGAAGGCCAUGAAUAUGUGUUCCGCAUUAUGGCACAAAACAAAUACGGUAUUGGAGAACCUUUGGAUAGUGAGCCAGAAACAGCACGAAACCUUUUCACUGUCCCUGGACCUUGUGACAAGCCAACAGUUAGCAGUAUAACACGUGACUCAAUGACUGUAAACUGGGAAGAACCAGAGCAUGAUGGUGGCUCUCCUAUUACUGGUUACUGGUUGGAGCGCAAAGAGACCACCGGAAAGAGAUGGACCAGGGUUAACAGAGAUCCUAUCAAGCCUAUGGCACUGGGGGUUUCAUACAAAGUUACAGGCCUUAUUGAAGGCUCUGAAUAUCAGUUCCGUGUUUCAGCUAUCAAUGCGGCUGGUGUUGGCCCACCAAGCAUGCCAUCUGAUCCAGCACUUGCUAGAGAUCCUAUUGCCCCACCUGGCCCUCCUAUACCAAAAGUGACUGAUUGGACAAGGUCUUCUGUAGACUUGGAGUGGACUCCACCAGUAAAGGAUGGUGGUUCUAGAGUCACUGGCUACAUUGUUGAGUUUAAAGAGGAAGGAAAGGAAGAGUGGGAACGGGUAAAAGAUAAAGAAAUUAGAGGAACCAAGUUUGUUGUGACAGGAUUAAAAGAAGGCUGUUUUUACAAAUUUAGAGUUAGAGCAGUAAAUGCUGCUGGCAUUGGAGAACCUGGAGAAGUUACAGACAUUAUUGAAAUGAAGGACAGAAUUGUGGCUCCUGAUAUUAAUUUGGAUGCAAGUGUCAGGGACAGAAUUGUUGUUCAUGCUGGAGGAGUAAUUCGGAUCAUAGCAUAUGUCUCAGGAAAACCACCUCCAACGGUGACUUGGAGCAGGGAUGAGCAUGCUCUGCCAGAAGAAGCCAAAAUUGAAGAAACAGCUAUUAGUUCUUCUUUAGUCAUCAAGAAUUGCAAAAGGAGUCACCAGGGUUUAUACACUCUUCUUGCUAAAAAUGACGGUGGUGAGAGGAAGAAGACAAUUAUUGUUGAUGUGCUAGAUGUGCCAGGCCCAGUUGGAAUGCCACUCCUUACGGAGAAUCUAACCAAUGACUCUUGUAAAUUGUCAUGGUUUGCUCCAGAAGAUGAUGGUGGUUCUCCUAUUACCAACUAUAUAAUUGAAAAACGUGAAUCUGACCAUAGAGCUUGGACUCCAGUGACCUGCACAGUUACAAGACAGAAUGCUACUAUUCAGGGACUCAUUCAAGGGAAAGCCUACUUUUUCCGAAUUGCAGCUGAAAAUAUAAUUGGCAUGGGUCCUUUCACAGAAACAACAAAAGAGAUUCUCAUUAGAGAUCCAAUAACUGUUCCUGACCGUCCAGAAGACCUGGAAGUAAAAGCAGUCACCAAGAACUCUGUUACACUAACUUGGAACCCUCCAAAAUAUAAUGGAGGCUCAGAUAUCACCAUGUACGUUCUAGAGAGCCGUCUCAUUGGAAAAGACAAAUUCCACAAAGUUACAAAGGAGAAAAUGCUUGAUAGGAAAUUCACUGUAGAAGGCUUGAAAGAGGGUGACACCUAUGAGUAUCGUGUGAGUGCUUGCAAUAUUGUAGGGCAAGGCAAGCCAUCAUUUUGCACUAAACCAAUCACGUGCAAGGAUGAAAUUGCUCCUCCCACACUUGACCUUGACUUUAGAGACAAACUUAUUGUCCGAGUUGGUGAAGCUUUCAGCUUGACUGGACGUUACUCAGGCAAGCCUGCACCAAAGGUUACUUGGCUAAAGGAUGAUAUUGUUGUGAAAGAAGAUGACCGAAUAAAGAUCAAGACAACUCCUACAACUCUUUGUUUGGGAGUACUAAAAUCUGUCCGCGAAGACACAGGCAAAUAUUGUGUUACUGUAGAGAACAGCACAGGAUCAAGAAAAGGAUAUUGUCAAGUUAAUGUUGUUGAUCGCCCAUCACCUCCAGUAGGCCCAGUUAUAUUUGAUGAAGUCUUUAAAGAUCAUAUGGUAGUUUCCUGGAAACCUCCGUUAGAUGAUGGAGGCAGUGAAAUUACAAAUUACAUAAUUGAGAAGAAGGAUGCACACAAAGACGUGUGGAUGCCAGUUACCUCUGCCACAGUGAAGACAACAUGCAAAAUUCCCAAGCUGCUUGAAGGAAGAGAAUACCAAAUUCGAAUUUAUGCUGAAAAUCUUUAUGGCAUAAGUGAUCCUCUCAUCUCUGAUGAGAUGAAAGCCAAGGACCGUUUCCGUGUUCCUGAUGCACCUGAGCAACCAAUCAUUAAGGAUAUAACCAAAGAUUCUGCAGUAGUGGUUUGGAACAAGCCAUAUGAUGGAGGCAAGCCAAUAACAAACUAUAUUGUAGAAAAGAAGGAAACAAUGGCUACAAGAUGGGUCAAAGUUACCAAAGACCCAAUUUUCCCCGGUACAAAGUUCAAAGUACCUGAUCUCCUUGAAGGCUGUCAAUAUGAAUUCCGUGUUUCAGCAGAAAAUGAAAUUGGCGUUGGUGAUCCUAGUCCACCAUCAAAGCCAAUUUUUGCUAGAGAUCCAAUCGCAAAACCAAGUCCACCGGUUAAUCCAGAAGCAGUAGAUAAAACUAAAAAUUCAGUUGAUUUAUCUUGGCAACCACCUCGCCAUGAUGGAAAUAGCAAGAUAAUUGGCUAUCUUAUAGAGUAUCAGAAAGUUGGAGAUGAAGAGUGGAAACAGGCUAAUCUUACAGCAGAUUCUUGUCCUGAAACAAACUACAAAGUCACUGGUCUUACUGAGGGAUUAACGUAUAAAUUCAGGGUCAAGGCAGUCAAUGCAGCAGGCGAAUCUGAUCCAGCGCAUGUUCCUGAUCCGGUGGAAGUAAAGGACAGGCUUGAACCUCCUGAGUUAAUACUUGAUGCUAAUAUGGCCCGAGAACAGCAUGUAAAAGCUGGAGAUACCCUGAGACUUAGUGCUGUUAUUAAGGGUGUUCCAUUCCCAAAAGUUACUUGGAAGAAAGAAGAUCAUGAGGUGUCACCCAAAGCUGAUAUUGAGGUUACAGGAGUUGGCAGUAAACUUGAAAUCCGUAACACUGUCCAUGAAGAUGGUGGAAUGUACUCCCUGACAGUUGAAAAUCCAGCUGGUUCAAAGACCGUUUCAGUAAAAGUUGUGGUCUUAGAUAAGCCUGGUCCACCCAGAAAUCUGAACGUCAGUGAUGUUAGAAGUGACUCCUGUUAUAUCACUUGGAUGGAACCAGAAGAUGAUGGCGGCUCUGUCAUUACCAACUAUGUGGUGGAGAGGAGAGAUGUAGCUUCUGCACAGUGGGUAGCCAUCUCAUCAUCCUCCAAGAAACGCAGUCAUAUGGCUAAAUAUCUCAUGGAAGGCACUCAGUAUCUCUUCCGAGUUGCAGCUGAGAAUCAAUAUGGUAGAGGUCCAUAUGUGGAAACGCUUAAACCUAUCAAAGCUAUAGAUCCACUGCAUCCUCCAGGGCCACCAAAGAAUCUGCAUCAUGUAGAUGUUGACAAGACUGAAGUUUCCCUUGUUUGGAAUCGACCAGAUCGUGAUGGUGGUGCUGAGAUAACUGGGUAUUUGGUGGAAUAUCAAGAAGAUGGUGCAGAUGAAUGGACUAAGUUCCAGACAGUCCCUAUGCUAGACUGUGUUGUUACAGGCCUACAGAAAGGAAAAAUAUACAAAUUCCGUGUGAGAGCUCAGAACAUUGUUGGUCUUAGCCUUCCAGAUACAACUAUACCAAUAGAGUGCCAAGAAAAACUAGUACCUCCAUCUGUGGAUCUAGAUGUGAAGUUAAUUGAAGGUCUCGUUGUUAAGGCUGGCACCACAGUGCGCCUUCCAGCGAUUAUGAGAGGUGUGCCAGUUCCCACAGCAAAAUGGGUUACUGAUGACACUGAAAUUAAACCAGAUGGCAAAUACAAGAUUGAGACUGACAAUUACUCAACUGUGCUUACUAUCAAAGACUGUGUAAGAAAAGAUACGGGAGAAUAUCUACUCACAGUAUCUAAUGCAGCUGGCAGCAAAACUGUGGCUCUGCACCUUACAGUUUUGGAUGUUCCAGGCCCACCAACUGGUCCUAUUAAUAUUCUUGAAGUAACACCGGAAUAUAUGGUUAUUUCUUGGCGUCCUCCUAAAGAUGAUGGUGGGAGUCCUAUAAUUAAUUAUAUUGUUGAGAAGCGUCAAUCAAAGAAAGAAACCUGGGGAGUGGUUAGCUCUGGAACAAGUCACACAAAAAUUAAGGUACCACGACUGCAGAAGGGCUGUGAAUAUAUUUUCCGUGUUCGUGCUGAAAAUAAGAUAGGCAUUGGUGCACCUCUGGAUUCAGAACCAACAGUUGCUAAAUACAUGUUUGAUCCACCAUCCCCACCUGGUAAACCAACUGUUUAUGAUAUUACAGAAAAUGCUGCAACAGUGUCUUGGACUCUACCAAAAUCUGAUGGUGGAACUCCAAUAACUGGUUAUAUACUUGAACGUCGGGAAGCAUCUGGUAAAUGGGUGCGUGUCAAUAAGUCACCUAUACUUGAUAUGAAAUACAGAGUCACUGGUCUUUUUGAAGGCAACACAUAUGAAUUCAGAGUUCUUGCAGAAAACAUGGUGGGCUUAAGCAAACCAUCUCCAAGCUCUGAUCCAAUAAAAGCAUCACGUCCUAUCACUCCUCCUGGACCACCUAUAAAUCCAAAGUUAAAAGACAAAACUAAAGAAUCAGCUGAUCUUGUGUGGACAAAGCCCCUCAAGGAUGGUGGCAGCCCAAUUCUGGGAUACAUUGUGGAAUGUCAGAAAACUGGAACUACACAGUGGAAUAGGAUUAAUAAGGAUGAACUCAUUAGACAGUGUGCUUUCAGAGUACCUGGAUUAAUAGAAGGAAAUGAAUAUAAGUUCCGAAUAAAAGCUGUCAACAUUGUGGGAGAGGGAGAACCAAGAGAACUACCAGAAACUGUACUUGCAAAGGAUAUUCUUGCUCCUCCAGAAGUAAGCCUAGAUGUGACCUGUCGAGACUUAAUUACUGUCCGAGUAGGUCAAACAAUACAUAUUACUGGUAAAGUAAAAGGUCGACCAGAUCCUGAAAUAACAUGGUCUAAAGAUGGCAAAGUAUUAGUCCAAGAAAAGCGUGUUGAAAUACUUCAUGAUCUACCUAAUGUUGAACUGCAAGUGAAAGAAGCCAAAAGAUCUGAUCAUGGCAAAUAUAUAAUAGCAGCUAAGAACAGCUGUGGACACGCUCAAGCUUUUGCUGUUGUUAAUGUACUUGACAGACCUGGACCAUGUCAGAACCUGAAAGUAAGCUAUGUCACAAAAGACUCUUGUAUGAUCUCUUGGGAGAGUCCAGUGGAUAAUGGUGGCUCUGAAAUUACAAAUUACAUAGUAGAAUACCGUCAACCAAAUCAGAGGGGAUGGUCAAUUGUCUCCUCUGAUAUUACUAAACGACUAGUAAAGGCAAAUCUUAUAGAGAACCGGGAAUACUUCUUCAGAGUUUGUGCAGAGAACAAAAUAGGUCCAGGUCCUUGCAUUGAGACCAAGACUCCUAUCCUUGCUAUUAAUCCUAUUGACAAGCCUGGAGAGCCAGAAAAUCUUCACAUUGCAGAGAAAGGAAAGACAUUUGUAUAUCUAAAAUGGAGAAGGCCAGAUUAUGAUGGUGGAAGUCCCAAUUUAAGUUAUCAUGUUGAGAGAAAACCGAAAGAUUCAGAUGAAUGGGAAAGAGUUCACAAAGGCAGCAUUAAGGAAACACACUACAUGGUAGAUAAAUGUGUGGAAAAUAAAAUUUACCAAUUCCGAGUUCAAACCAAGAAUGAGGCCGGUGAAAGUAACUGGGUAAAAACAGCUGAAGUUGUCGUGAAGGAAGAUCUCCAGAAACCAGUGCUAGAUUUGAAAUUAAGUGGGGUUCUAACUGUGAAAGCAGGUGACACAAUUAGAAUUGAGGCUGGAGUCAGAGGAAAACCACAGCCUGAAGUUGUAUGGACAAAAGACAAAGAUGCCACAGACCUCACCAGAUCUCCAAGAGUCAGUAUUGAAACAACUUCUGACACAUCUAAGUUUGUUCUCACAAAAUCAAGGCGUACUGAUGGUGGGAAAUACGUGAUUACUGCAACUAAUGCAGCUGGUAGCUUUGUAGCAUAUGCUACUGUUAUUGUCUUGGAUAAACCAGGUCCUGUACGAAACUUGAAAGUCACUGACAUUUCAAGUGAUAGAUGUACUGUUACUUGGGAUCCUCCAGAAGAUGAUGGUGGCUGUGAAAUACAGAACUACAUCCUGGAAAAAUGUGAAAGCAAACGUAUGGUUUGGUCUACAUACUCUUCCUCUGUCCUUACAAACUAUGCAAAAGUGACACGCCUCAUUGAAGGUAAUGAAUAUAUAUUCAGAGUGCGUGCAGAGAAUAAAAUAGGCACUGGCCCACCAACAGAAACACAUCCAAUUAUUGCAAAAACAAAGUAUGAUAGACCUGGACGCCCCGACCCUCCAGAAGUUACAAGAGUUAGCAAAGAAGAGAUGACUGUAGUUUGGAAUCCACCAGAAUACGAUGGUGGCAAAUCAAUUACAGGAUACAUUUUAGAGAAGAAAGAGAAACGGUCACUAAGAUGGGUUCCUGUUACUAAAACGCCAAUCCCAGAGAGACGCAAGAAGGUUACUAAUCUCUUCCCUGGUCAUGAGUACCAGUUCCGUGUCAGUGCUGAAAAUGAAGUCGGACUUGGAGAACCAAGCUUGCCAUCAAGACCUGUAAUAGCCAAAGACCCAAUAGAACCACCUGGUCCUCCAACAAACCUGAGAGUGGUUGAUAGCACAAAGACUUCCUUAACCCUUGGCUGGGGAAAACCAGUGUAUGAUGGUGGUGCUCCAAUUAUUGGGUAUGUUGUGGAAAUGAGACCAAAAGUUGAGGGUGCUGAUCCUGAAGCAGGAUGGAAACGAUGUAAUGUUGCUGCUCAAGUUAUUCAUACAGAAUUCACAGCUACCAGCCUGGAUGAGAAACAAUUGUAUGAGUUCAGGGUUUCUGCCCAAAACCAGGUUGGCCUUGGCCGACCAGCAGAAUUGAAAGAAGCUGUGUCUCCCAAGGAAAUUCUUGAACCUCCUGAGAUUGAGUUGGAUGCAAGCAUGAGAAAGUUAGUCAUAGUCAGAGCAGGAUGCCCUAUUAGACUUUUUGCCAUUAUUAGGGGUCGCCCAGCACCCAAAGUCACCUGGAGGAGAAUGGGCAUUGAUAAUGUUAUCAGAAAAGGACAAGUUGAUCUGGUUGACACUAUGGCCUUCUGUGUCAUUCCCAAUUCAACACGUGAUGACUCAGGCAAAUAUUCAUUGACACUUGUUAAUGCAGCUGGAGAAAAGGCUGUAUUUGUGAACGUCAGAGUUCUGGAUACUCCUGGACCUGUGUCAGACUUCAAGGUUUCAGAUGUUACCAAGAUGUCAUGCCAUCUUUCAUGGGCACCUCCAGAGAAUGAUGGGGGUAGCCCAGUGACUCAUUACAUCCUGCAGAAACGGGAGGCUGACAGGAAGACCUGGGCAACAGUCACAGCAGAACUAAAGAAAACUAGUUUCCAAAUAGCGAACCUUGUACCUGGAAAUGAAUAUUACUUUAGAGUAACAGCAGUAAAUGAAUAUGGGUCUGGUGUUCCAAGUGACAUACCAAAACCAGUUCUAGCAUCAGAUCCACUAAGUGAACCUGAUCCACCAAGAAAACUUGAAGUUACUGAAAUUACAAAGAAUAGUGCUACUUUAGGCUGGCUGCCACCACUUCGUGAUGGAGGCUCUAAAAUUGACGGAUACAUUGUUAGCUAUAAAGAGCAUGAUCAACCAGCAGAUCGCUGGACAGAAUAUUCAGUUGUUAAAGAUCUCUCCAUUGUUGUAGCUGGUCUGAAAGAAGGAAAGAAGUACAACUUUAGAGUGGCAGCUAGAAAUGCUGUAGGAGUAAGCUUGCCAAUAGAAGCUGCAGGAGAAUAUGAAAUUAAAGAACAACUCAUCCCACCUAAGAUUCUGAUGCCUGAUCAUGUUCACGUUAAAGCUGGAAAGAAACUGAGAAUCGAAGCUCAUGUAUAUGGGAAGCCUCAGCCAGUCUGUAAAUGGUUGAAAGGAGAUCAAGAUGUAGUUACAUCUAGUCGCCUUGCUGUGCACAAAGCAGAAAAGUCUUCUGUUCUUAUCAUUAAGGAUGUGACUAGAAAAGAUACUGAUUUUUACACUCUUACUGCAGAAAAUAGCUCUGGUACUGAUAGUCAGAAAAUCAGAGUGACAGUCAUGGAUAAACCAGGUCCGCCACAGCCUCCAUUUGAUAUUUCUGAAAUAGAUGCUGAUGCUUGCACUCUUUCAUGGCAUAUACCUCUUGAAGAUGGUGGCAGCAACAUUACAAACUAUGUAGUUGAGAAAUGUGAUGUAAGCCGAGGAGACUGGGUAACAGCUUUAUCUUCUGUCACAAAGACAAGCUGCAGAAUUGGAAAACUGAUUCCUGGAGAGGAGUAUAUGUUCCGUGUUCGUGCUGAAAAUCGUUUUGGGAUUUCUGAGCCACUUCCUUCUGGCAAGAUGAUCGCAAGGUUCCCAUUUGAUGUUCCCAGUGAACCAAAGAAUGCACGUAUUACCAAGGUCAAUAAGGACUGCAUUUUUGUUGCUUGGGAUAAACCAGACAGCGAUGGAGGCAGUCCAAUUACUGGUUAUCUCAUUGAGCGCAAAGAAAGGAACAGUUUGCUGUGGGUGAAAGCUAACGACACAGCUGUGCGCUCCACAGAAUACCCUUGUGUGGGCCUCAUCGAAGGUCUUGAGUAUGCUUUCAGAAUUUAUGCUUUGAACAGAGCUGGAGCAAGUAAACCUAGUAAACCAACUGAGUUUGUCACAGCAAGAGCACCAGUUGAUCCCCCUGGAAAACCUGAAGUUAUUGAUGUCACUAAGAGUACUGCAUCACUGGUAUGGACAAGGCCAAAGCAUGAUGGUGGUAGCAAACUUAUUGGCUACUUUGUGGAAGCUUGCAAAUUACCUGGUGAUAAAUGGGUUCGGUGCAAUACAACUCCACAUCAAAUACCCCUAGAAGAGUACACUGCAACUGGUUUGGAAGAAAAUGCUCAGUACCAGUUUAGAGCAAUUGCCAAGACAGCAGUUAACAUUAGCCAACCUUCUGAACCUUCUGAUCCAGUGACCAUUCAUCCAGAAAAUGUUCCUCCCAGAAUAGAGUUGGAUCUGUCUAUGCAAUCACAGCUUACAGUAAAAGCUGGAACUAAUGUGCGUCUGGAGGCAAACGUAUAUGGCAAACCAAUGCCAGCAAUCACCUGGAAGAAAGAAGGAGAAAUUUUAAAGCCAUCUGAAGGUGUUAAGAUCACCACAAAGAGAAAUCUUGCUACAGUUGAGUUGUUCAGUGUUAACAGGAAGCAAACAGGAGACUACACUAUUACUGCUGAAAAUGCAAGUGGAUCAAAGUCAGCAACCAUUAGGCUUAAAGUACUUGAUAAGCCUGGCCCACCAGCCUCUGUCAAAAUCAAACAUAUGUAUGCAGAUCGUGCGAUGCUUUCUUGGGAGCCUCCUCUGGAAGAUGGAGGUUCAGAAAUUACUAACUACAUUGUAGACAAGCGUGAAACAAGCAGACCUAACUGGGCCCAAGUCAGUGCCAAUGUACCCAUUACAAGCUGCACAGUGGAGAAACUAAUAGAAGGACAUGAGUAUCAGUUCCGCAUUUGUGCUGAAAACAAAUAUGGUGUUGGAGACCCCAUCUUAACUGAACCAGCAGUUGCUAAGAAUCCAUAUGAUGUACCUGGACCUUGUGAUCCACCAGUAAUUAGCAAUGUAACAAAAGACUUUAUGACUGUUAGCUGGAAGCCACCAGCUAGUGAUGGUGGAUCCCCAAUAACUGGUUAUAUACUGGAGAAGCGUGAAACGAAGGCUCUUAACUGGACAAAAGUUACCAGAAAGCCUGUCAUUGAGAGAACGGUUAAAGCUACUGGACUCCAAGAAGGAACAGAAUACGAGUUCCGGGUGAUAGCAUUGAAUAAGGCUGGACCUGGCAAGCCUAGUGCACCAUCAAAAGCAGUGUAUGCUCGUGAUCCUCAAUAUCCUCCUGGCCCACCUGCUUUCCCAAAAGUGGUUGAUACUACACGCAAUUCAAUAAGCCUGUCAUGGAGCAAACCAGCAUAUGAUGGAGGAAGCCCUAUUAUUGGUUAUCUAGUGGAAUCAAAAAGAGCUGACACAGACAACUGGGUCAGAUGCAAUCUACCCAAGAAUUUACAGGCUACACAAUUUGUGGUAACAGGGCUGAUGGAAGAUACAGAGUACCAGUUCCGUGUUUAUGCUGUCAAUAAGAUUGGAUACAGCGAUCCUAGUGAUGUUCCUGAUAAACACACUGCCAAAGACAUUUUAAUUCCACCUGAAGGAGAACUUGAUGCAGAACUAAGGAAAGUCCUUGUGUUGCGUGCUGGAGUCACAAUGAGACUUUAUGUGCCAGUAAGAGGACGUCCACCUCCUAAGAUUUCAUGGUCUAAAGUGGGUGCCAACCUAAGAGAUAGACAAGGAUUAGACAUCAAGUCAACUGAUUUUGAUACCUUCCUGCGUUGUGAAAAUGUAAAUAAAUAUGAUGCUGGAAAAUAUGUCCUCAGUCUGGAGAACAGCUGUGGCAAAAAGGCAUACACCAUUGUUGUAAAAGUACUUGAUACUCCAGGCCCACCUAUUAACCUGAUUGUAAAGGAAGCAUCUAAAGAUUCUGCCUUCAUUACAUGGGAACCUCCUCUAGUAGAUGGGGGCAGUCCAAUCACAAAUUAUGUUGUUGAAAAACGUGAUGCAGAAAGAAAGUCGUGGUCCACUGUAACAACAGAAUGUCCAAAGACUAGCUACAGGAUAACUAACUUAGAGGAAGGCAAAUCUUACUUCUUCAGAGUUUUUGCUGAAAAUGAAUAUGGUAUUGGUGAUCCUUGUGAAACUCGUGAUGCUGUCAAAGCUUCUGAAACACCUGGGCCAGUUGUGGAUCUAAAAGCUUCAGUUGUAACAAAAUCCUCAUGCAAUUUGGUAUGGAAGAAACCUAUCAGUGAUGGUGGAAGCCGUAUUUCUGCAUAUAUUGUUGAAGUCCUGAUUGGUGAAGAUAAAUGGCAAGAAGUCAUGCGGGGAAAGAACCUCCAUUUUUCAAUGAGAGACUUAAAAGAAGGACAAGAAUACACUUUCAGAGUGAGGGCCCAAAACGAUGCUGGAUAUGGAACUCCAUCAGAGAUCACAAUUGUAGCAAGAGAUGAUGUUGUGGCACCUGAACUUGACUUAAGAGAUCUACCUGAUUUGUGCUAUACAGCUAAAGAAGGUAGCAAUUUCCGUCUUAAAAUCCCUAUGAAAGGCAAGCCUGUCCCAACCGUAACUUGGAAGAAGGAUGAAGACCAGGCAAUUACUGAGAGUGGAAGAGUUGCAUUUGAAUCUACAGCAGUUAACACCACUCUUGUAGUACAUGACUGCCAGAAAGCUGAUGCUGGGAAAUACACAAUAACUCUGAAGAAUGUUGCUGGCAGCAAGGAAGGCACUAUUUCUGUGAAAGUUGUUGGUAAACCUGGCAUACCAAGAGGUCCGGUGAAAUUUGAAGAAGUCACAGCCGAUGCCAUAACCUUAAAGUGGGGCCCUCCAAAAGAUGACGGUGGUUCAGAAAUCACUAACUAUGUUCUAGAGAAGAGAGAUAAUGUAAACAAUAAGUGGGUAACUUGUGCCUCUGCAGUCCAGAAAACCACAUUUAGAGUUACGAGACUUCAUGAAGGAAAUGAAUAUACAUUCAGGAUCAGGGCUGAGAAUAAGUAUGGAGUAGGGGAAGGUCUUAAAUCAGAGCCUAUCAUUGCAAAACAUCCAUUUGAUGUCCCAGAUGCUCCUCCACCUCCCAAUAUUGUUGCUGUUCGGCAUGACUCUGUAGCUUUGACUUGGACUGAUCCCAGAAGAACUGGAGGUUCACCAAUCACAGGUUAUCACAUUGAAGUUAAAGAAAGAAAUAGUCUUCUGUGGAAGAGAGCAAAUAAAACUCCAAUAAGAAUGAAAGAUUUCAGAGUGACAGGGUUAACUGAAGGUCUGGAAUAUGAAUUCAGAGUAAUGGCAAUCAAUAUGGCUGGAGUAGGUAAACCAAGUCUUCCAUCUGAGCCAGUUGUGGCACUUGAUCCUAUUGAUCCUCCUGGGAAACCUGAAGUUAUCAAUGUAACCAGGAACUCAGUAACACUCAUUUGGACAGAACCAAAAUAUGAUGGUGGACAUAAGUUAACUGGCUAUAUUGUUGAAAAGCGUGAUUUACCCAAAAAGACUUGGACAAAAGCUAAUCAUGUGAAUGUUCCAGACUGUGCAUUUACUGUAACUGACCUUACUGAAGGCUGCAAAUAUGAGUUCAGAAUUAGAGCAAAGAACACCGCUGGAGCUAUCAGUCCUCCAUCUGAAUCCACAGGAACCAUAAUAUGCAAGGAUGAGUAUGAGGCACCAAGCAUUGUUCUGGAUCCUACUUUGAAGGAAGGUUUAACAGUAAAAGCAGGGGAAACCAUCACACUGUCUGCUAUUAGUAUCCGUGGCAAGCCACCUCCAACUUCUGCAUGGUCAAAAGCUGGAAAAGAUUUUAGACCUUCAGAGCUUGUGCACAUUGAAACCAAACCAACUUCUUCUACUCUAAGUGUCAAAUAUGCAGCCAGAAAAGAUUCUGGAGAAUACACAAUCACUGCAACCAAUCCUUUUGGCACUAAGCAGGAGAGUGUACAUGUGAAAGUUUUAGAUAUUCCAGGACCUCCAGGGCCUAUUGAGAUCAGCAAUGUUUCAGCAGAAAAAGCGACUCUUACAUGGACACCUCCUGAAGAAGAUGGUGGAUCACCAGUGAAAUCAUAUGUUCUUGAAAAGAGAGAAACUAGUCGACUGCUCUGGACAUUGGUUGCUGAAAACAUUGAGAGCUGUAGGCAUGUUGUUAGCAAGCUCAUUCAAGGAAAUGAAUAUGUUUUCCGUGUCUCAGCAGUAAAUCAGUAUGGCAAGGGUGAACCAGUACAAUCAGAACCAGUUAAAAUGGUGGAUAGAUUUGGUCCUCCAGGUCCUCCUGGAAAACCAGAAGUAACAAAUGUGACUAAAAAUACUGUCACAGUUACCUGGAAAAGGCCAGUCGAUGAUGGUGGAAGUGAAAUCACAGGUUACCAUGUGGAGCGAAGAGAAAAGAAAGGUUUAAGAUGGGUCAGAGCAACAAAGAAACCAGUUUCAGAUCUUAGAUGCAAAGUAACUGGUCUUCUGGAAGGAAAUGAAUAUGAAUUCCGUGUCAGUGCAGAAAAUAGAGCUGGAGUUGGACCACCAAGCGAUACUUCAAACUCAGUCCUUUGCAAAGAUGUUGCUUACCCACCAGGUCCACCUGCAAAUCCAAGAGUGACUGAUACUACAAAGACAAGUGCAUCUUUAGCCUGGGGAAAGCCUCACUAUGAUGGCGGUCUUGAAAUCACUGGCUAUAUAGUUGAGCAUCAAAAAGAAGGGGAAGAUGAAUGGGUGAAAGACACAAUAGGGACUGCUUUAAGAAUCACUCAGUUUGUUGUAGCUCAUCUGCAGACAGGGGCCAAGUAUAAUUUCAGAAUCUCUGCCAUGAAUGCUGCAGGUGUCGGUGAACCAGCCAUAAUUCCAAGUGUGGAAAUCACUGACCGAGAAGAGAUUCCUGACUUUGAACUGGAUGCUGAGCUAAGAAGAACACUUGUUGUUAGAGCUGGAUUAACUAUUCGGAUUUUUGUACCAAUUAAAGGACGUCCAACUCCAGAAGUUACAUGGACAAAAGAUGAUGUCUCGCUCAAAGGACGUGCCAGUAUUGAAAAUACCGACUCUUUUACACUCUUGAUUGUCACAGAGUGCACCAGAUAUGAUGCAGGAAAAUACGUAAUGACUCUUGAAAACGCUGCUGGUAAGAAGACUGGCUUUGUAAAUGUGAAAGUCUUGGAUACACCAGGUCCGCCAAUAAACCUUAAGCCUAGAGAAAUAACCAAAGACAGCAUCACCCUCCAAUGGGAUAUGCCUCUGGUAGAUGGAGGUUCACGUAUAACAAACUAUAUUGUUGAGAAACGUGAAUCAACUCGGAAGGCAUAUUCAACAGUCACAACCAACUGCCAGAAGUGUUCUUUCAGAAUUCCUAAUUUGGCUGAGGGGUGUGAAUAUUAUUUCAGAGUUCUGGCUGAAAAUGAGUACGGUAUUGGUGAACCAGCUGAAACUGCAGAACCAGUAAAAGCUUCUGAGGCCCCAUCCCCACCUGAGAGCCUUAAUAUUAUGGAUAUAACACGGAACUCAGUUAGCCUAGCUUGGCCAAAACCAGAACAUGAUGGUGGCAGCAAGAUCACUGGGUAUGUAAUUGAAGCACAGAGAAAAGGAACCAACCAGUGGGCACAUAUCACCACUGUAAAAACACUGGACUGCGUGGUAAAGAAUCUAACUGAAAAUGAAGAGUAUACUUUCCAGGUUAUGGCAGUUAACAGUGCUGGAAGAAGUGCCCCAAGAGAAAGCAGACCAGUUAUUAUCAAGGAGCAAACAAUGCUACCAGAGUUUGACCUCCGUGCUCUUUACCAGAAAACAGUCAUUGCCAAAGCUGGUGACAAUAUCAAGAUUGAAAUCCCUGUACUUGGUCAUCCAAGGCCUACUGUGACUUGGAAGAAAGAAGACCAGAUACUUAAGCAAACACAAAGGGUAAAUUACGAAAAUACAGCAACUGCAACCAUACUGACCAUCAAUGAAUGUAUUCGAAGUGAUAGUGGUCAAUAUCCACUGUCAGCUAAAAAUAUUGUUGGAGAAGUUAGUGAAGUAAUCACAGUUCAGGUUCAUGACAUACCCGGACCGCCUACUGGACCAAUCAAAUUUGAAGAAAUUUCAUGUGAUUUCCUGACAUUCUCGUGGGAGCCUCCUUUGAAUGAUGGUGGUGUACCAAUAAGUAACUACGUUGUAGAAAUGCGUCAGACUGACAGUACCACGUGGACUGAAUUGGCAACUACAGUGAUACGUACUACAUUUAAAGCCAUUCGUCUUACUACUGGAGUUGAGUAUCAGUUCCGCGUUAAAGCUCAAAACAGAUAUGGAAUUGGUCCAGCCAUUACUUCAGAGUCUGUAGUUGCCAACUACCCAUUUAAGGUACCUGGGCCUCCUGGCACUCCUCAGGUGAUUGCAGUCACCAAAGAAACCAUGACCAUUAGCUGGAAUGAGCCAGUUACUGAUGGUGGAAGCCCAAUACUGGGAUAUCACAUUGAAAGAAAAGAGCGAAACAGCAUUGUUUGGCAGACUGUAAGUAAAAUGUUGGUGUCAGGCAAUAUCUUUAAAUCAACUGGACUUACCGAUGGCAUUGCAUAUGAAUUCCGUGUUAUAGCAGAAAAUCUGGCUGGGAAGAGUAAGCCAAGCAAGCCAUCUGAGCCUGUGUUUGCCCUGGACCCAAUAGAUCCACCUGGUAAGCCGAUACCUCUGAACAUUACAAGACAUGCGGUUACACUGAAGUGGACUAAACCAGAAUAUAAUGGAGGCUUUAAGAUAACUGGCUACACUGUUGAAAAAAGAGACCUUCCUAAUGGCCGUUGGCUGAAGGCUAAUUUCAGCAAUAUACUAGAGACUGAAUUCACUGUAAGUGGUUUGACGGAAGAUGCUGCCUAUGAAUUCCGUGUCAUUGCUAGGAAUGCUGGUGGAGCUGUUAGUCAGCCCUCAGAGCCAUCAGAUGCAAUCACUUGUAGAGAUGACAUUGAAGCACCAAGGAUAAAGGUGGAUGCUAAAUACAAGGAGACCAUAGUGCUGAAAGCAGGUGAAGUUUUCAGACUUGAGGCCGAUGUUUCAGGUCGCCCUCCACCAACUAUGAUGUGGACAAAGGGAGAAAAAGAACUUGAAGACACAGCAAAAUUAGAAAUAAAAAUAGCAGAUUUCUCUACCAUUCUCAUCAAUAAAGAUUCCUCAAGAAGAGAUGGUGGUGCUUAUACACUUACUGCAACAAACCCUGGUGGCUUUGCCAAGCAUAUCUUCAAUGUUAAAGUUCUUGACAGACCUGGUCCCCCAGAGGGGCCUUUGGCUGUGUCUGAAGUCACUGCAGAAAAAUGUGUGCUGUCAUGGCUACCCCCACUGGAUGAUGGAGGAGCAAAGAUUGACCAUUAUGUGGUUGAAAAACGUGAAACAAGUAGAUUGGCAUGGACAUCUGUAGGCACAGAAGUUCCAGUGACUAAAUUGAAAGUUACUAAACUGUUGAAGGGCAAUGAGUACGUGUUCCGAGUUAUGGCUGUUAACAAAUAUGGAGUUGGUGAGCCUCUGGAAUCAGAGCCCAUUAUUGCAGUAAAUCCAUAUGUUCCACCUGAUCCACCUAAAACACCUGAAGUUACAGCAAUUACAAAGGAUUCUAUGGUUGUCUGUUGGGGCCAUCCUGAUUCUGAUGGUGGGAGCCCAAUAACUAACUAUAUUGUGGAACGUCGAGACAGGGCUGGUCUACGGUGGGUGAAAUGUAACAAAAGGGUUGUUACUGACUUGCGUUAUAAAGUGUCUGGACUGACAGAAGGCCACGAAUAUGAAUACAGAGUCAUGGCGGAAAACGCUGCUGGUGUCAGUGAGCCAAGCCCAGCCAGUCCAUUCUAUAAGGCCUGUGAUACUGUAUUUAAGCCUGGUCCCCCAGGAAAUCCUCGUGUUUUGGAUAGCAGCAAGUCCUCUAUUACAAUAGCAUGGAACAAACCAAUAUAUGAUGGUGGUUCAGAGAUCACAGGUUACAUGGUUGAGAUUGCCCUACCUGAAGAAGAUGAGUGGAAGAUUGUAACUCCACCAAUGGGUUUAAAGGCCACUUCUUUUACCAUCACUGACUUGAAAGAAAAUCAAGAGUAUAAAAUACGGAUAUAUGCGAUGAACUCUGAAGGUCUUGGGGAACCUGCUCUUGUUCCUGGCACUCCAAAAGCUGAAGAAAGAAUGCUACCUCCAGAGAUUGAACUUGAUGCAGAACUACGUAAAGUUGUAACUAUUAGAGCUUGCUGUACUCUAAGACUCUUUGUCCCAAUUAAAGGAAGACCAGCACCUGAAGUAAAAUGGACAAGGGAACAUGGGGAAUCUUUGGAUAGAGCGAGCAUUGAAUCAACAAGCUCUUAUACUUUACUUAUUGUUGAAAAUGUAAAUAGAUUUGAUAGUGGCAAAUACAUACUGACAAUUGAAAACAGCUCAGGUAGUAAGUCAGCAUUUGUGAAUGUCAGAGUUCUUGAUACUCCAGGGGCACCUCAAGAUUUGAAAAUAAAAGAAGUUACAAAAUCUUCAGUUACACUUACAUGGGAACCUCCUCUCAUAGAUGGUGGCUCUAAAAUAAAAAAUUACAUAGUUGAAAAGCGUGAAUCAACCAGAAAAGCUUAUUCAACUGUUAAUGCCAAUUGCCACAAGACCAGCUGGAAAGUUGAUUCACUGCAAGAAGGCUGCAACUACUACUUCAGAGUCCUAGCUGAAAAUGAGUAUGGAAUAGGCCUUCCAGUUGAAACUUCAGAAUCCAUAAAAGUAUCAGAAAGACCACUUCCACCAGGGAAAAUAACUUUGUUGGAUGUGACAAGAAAUAGCGUAUCCUUAUCUUGGGAAAAGCCCGAACAUGAUGGUGGUAGCAGAAUUCUGGGCUAUAUUGUAGAAAUGCAAAGUAAAGGCAGUGAAAAGUGGUCAACCUGUGCUACAGUAAAAGCUACUGAAGCCACUAUCACAGGAUUGAUCCAAGGUGAAGAAUACACCUUCCGUGUUUCAGCUCAGAAUGAGAAAGGUAUCAGUGAUCCUCGCCAGCUGGGUAUACCAGUUGUUGCAAAAGAUCUUGUGAUCUCACCAGCUUUCAAACUACUGUUUACCACUUUCAGCGUUCUAGCAGGAGAGGACUUAAAGGUUGAUGUUCCUUUUGUUGGUCGACCCAAACCAGCAGUGUCUUGGCAUAAAGACAAUGUGGCAUUGAAGCAGACUACAAGAGUAAAUGCAGAAAGCUCAGAAAACAGCACCGUAUUAACAAUAAAAGAAGCAUGCAGAGAAGAUGUGGGAUCAUAUUUAGUUAAACUUACAAACUCUGCUGGUGAAGCAGCUGAGACCCUAAAUAUUGUUGUCCUUGACAAACCAGGACCUCCAACUGGACCAGUAAAAGUAGAUGAAGUAACGGCAGAUAGUAUUACCAUUUCCUGGGAACCACCCAAGUAUGAUGGUGGUAGCUCUAUCAAUAACUACAUUGUAGAAAGAAGAGACACUUCCACCACUACUUGGCACAUUGUGUCAGCUACUGUUGCAAGAACAACUAUAAAAGCAUGUCGUUUAAAGACUGGGUGUGAAUAUCAAUUCAGAAUCGCAGCUGAGAACAGAUAUGGGAAGAGUACGUAUCUCACCUCAGAGUCAAUAAUAGCCCAAUACCCAUUUAAAGUUCCUGGUCCACCUGGAACUCCUUUUGUAACAAAUGUCUCAAAAGACAGCAUGGUGGUACAAUGGCAUGAACCAGUCAACGAUGGCGGCAGCAGGAUCAUUGGUUAUCACUUGGAGCGCAAAGAAAGAAACAGCAUUCUGUGGGCUAAACUGAAUAAAACACCUAUUCCGGAUACCAAAUUUAAGACAACUGGCCUUGAGGAAGGUCUUGAAUAUGAAUUCAGAGUCUAUGCAGAAAAUAUAGUAGGAAUUGGAAAGGCAAGUAGAACAUCUGAAUGCUUUACUGCACGUGACCCAUGUGACCCUCCAGGUCGUCCAGAACCUGUAAUUGUCACAAGAAACUCAGUAACACUUCAGUGGAAGAAACCUAUAUAUGAUGGUGGAAGUAAGAUCACAGGCUAUGUUGUUGAAAAGAAGGAAUUACCUGAUGGCCGUUGGAUGAAAGCAAGCUUUACAAAUGUCAUUGAUACUCAAUUUGAAGUAACUGGUCUGGUUGAAAACCAGAGAUAUGAGUUUCGUGUUAUAGCACGAAAUGCUGCAGGCACUUUCAGUGAACCAUCUGAGAGCUCAGGGGCAAUUACAGCAAGAGAUGAAGUAGAACCACCUCAAAUAAGUAUGGAUCCAAAAUACAAAGACACUAUUGUAGUGCAUGCUGGUGAGUCUUUCAAGCUUGAUGCUGAUGUUCAUGGCAAACCAAUACCUUCCAUUCAGUGGUUAAAAGGUGAUCGUGAGCUGACAAGCACUGCUCAUAUGGAAAUAAAAACUACUGAUUUUGCAACAAGCCUUAGUGUGAAGGAAGCCACGAGAGUUGACAGUGGGCAGUAUGUACUACUGGCAAAGAAUGUUGCAGGUGAAAAGAAGGUUCCUGUUAAUGUCAGAGUUCUUGACAGGCCUGGACCACCAGAAGGACCUGUUGAGAUUACAGGUGUUACAGCUGAAAAAUGCACACUGUCAUGGAAACCUCCACUACAAGAUGGUGGUAGUGAUAUUUCACACUACGUUGUAGAAAAAAGGGAAACCAGUCGCUUGGUGUGGACUGUUGUUGACUCAAAUGUGCAAACCUUGAGUUGUAAAGUUACAAAACUUCUCGAAGGAAAUGAGUACGUUUUCCGCAUCAUGGCAGUAAAUAAGUAUGGUAUUGGUGAACCUCUUGAGUCUGACCCAGUAGUCGCAAAGAACCCAUUUGUAGUGCCACUUGCUCCAAAGGCUCCAGAAGUCACAGCAGUUACCAAGGAUUCUAUGAUAGUUGUAUGGGAAAGGCCAGCCUCAGAUGGCGGAAGUGAAAUCCUAGGCUACGUCCUUGAAAAGCGAGAUAAGGAAGGCAUUCGCUGGACAAGAUGUAACAAACGCCUGAUAAGUGAACUGCGAUACAGAGUGACUGGUCUUAUAGAAAAUCAUGAUUAUGAGUACAGAGUUUCAGCUGAAAAUGCUGCUGGCCUAAGUGAACCAAGUCCACCUUCUACUUACUACAAAGCAUGUGAUCCUAUUUACAAGCCUGGUCCACCCAACAAUCCUAAAGUCACGGAUAUUACAAGAUCUUCAGUUUUUCUUUCAUGGGGUAAACCUAUCUAUGAUGGUGGCUCUGAAAUUCAGGGAUACAUUGUGGAAAAAUGUGAUGUAAGUGAUGGUGAAUGGGCAAUUUGUACCCCUCCAACUGGAAUUAAGAAUACUCACAUGGAAGUAGAAAAAUUAGUGGAAAAACACGAAUACAAAUUCCGCAUAUGUGCAGUAAAUAAAGCAGGAGUUGGAGAGCAUGCAGAUGUUCCUGGUUCUGUUAUUGUAGAAGAAAAGAUGGAGGCACCAGACCUUGACCUUGACAUGGAAUUAAGGAAGAUUGUAAAUGUGAGGGCAGGAGGUUCCUUAAGACUGUUUGUUCCCAUCAGAGGUCGUCCAACACCUGAAGUAAAAUGGGGUAAAGUGGAUGGUGACAUCAGAGAAGCAGCUAUUAUUGAUACCACUAGCAGCUUUACUUCCCUUGUUCUAGAUAAUGUUAACAGAUUUGAUAGCGGAAAGUAUACUCUGACCUUGGAAAACAGCAGUGGAACAAAGUCUGCCUUUGUCAGUGUAAGAGUACUGGAUACCCCAAGUGCACCUGUUAAUUUAAAAAUCAGAGAGAUCACUAAAGACUCUGUUUCACUUUCAUGGGAGCCUCCUCUCUUGGAUGGUGGAGCAAAAAUAAAGAAUUUCAUUAUUGAAAAGCGUGAAGCAACAAGAAAGGCAUAUGCAGCUGUUGUAACAAACUGCCACAAAACUUCAUGGAAAGUAGAUCAACUUCAGGAGGGCUGCUAUUACUUCUUCAGAAUCUCUGCUGAGAAUGAAUAUGGAAUUGGCCUCCCUGCAGAAACCAGUGACCCAAUUAAAGUUGCUGAAGUUCCACAGCCUCCUGGGAAAAUAACAGUGGAUGAUGUCACAAGAAACAGUGUCUCACUUAGCUGGGCAAAACCUGAACAUGAUGGUGGUAGCAAAAUCAUACAAUAUAUUGUUGAAAUGCAAGCAAAGGGGAGUGAAAAGUGGUCAGAGUGUGCUCGUGUUAAAACACUUGAAGCAGUUGUUACUAAUCUAACUCAAGGGGAAGAAUAUCUUUUUAGAGUAAUGGCUGUAAAUGAAAAGGGUAAGAGUGAUCCUAGAGCACUUGCAGUUCCAAUAGUUGCCAAAGAUCUGGUGAUUGAACCUGAUGUAAGACCUGCUUUCCACAGUUACAGUGUUCAGGUGGGACAGGAUUUGAAAGUAGAAAUACCAAUUGCAGGUCGACCUAAACCAACUGUUACCUGGGUUAAAGAUGGCCAGCCAUUAAGGCAGACAACAAGAGUCAAUGUUAGCGAUUCAGCUGAUCUCACUAUAUUGAAUCUUAAGGAAACUAGCAAAGAAGACAGUGGCACUUAUGAAAUCACUGUGGCUAAUGUUGUUGGACAAAAGUCUGCCUCUGUUGAAAUUAUUACUCUAGACAAACCUGACCCUCCAGUUGGACCUGUGAAGUUUGACGAAAUAAGUGCAGAAAGUAUUACCCUAUCAUGGAAUCCCCCAGUGUACACAGGCGGCUGCCAAAUCACCAACUAUGUUGUUCACAAGAGAGAUACAACAACCACUGUAUGGGAAACAGUUUCGGCUACUGUUGCAAGAACUACACUGAAGGUGACUAAACUGAAAACUGGUUCAGAAUACCAGUUCAGAAUAUUUGCUGAGAAUAGGUAUGGGCAGAGUUUUGCAUUGGAAUCUGCACCGGUUGUAGCACAGUAUCCCUACAAGGAACCAGGACCCCCUGGCACACCAUUUGUAACAACAGUUACAAAAGACUCCAUGGUCGUACAAUGGCAUGAGCCAAUAAAUGAUGGCGGCAGUAGAGUGUUGGGCUACCAUCUUGAGAGGAAGGAGAAAAACAGCAUUCUGUGGACUAAAGUAAACAAGACUAUUAUUCAGGACACAAGUUUUAAGACAAAUAACCUUGAAGAAGGAAUUGAAUAUGAGUUUCGAGUUUCUGCAGAAAAUAUUGUUGGUGUAGGCAGAACAAGUAAAGUUUCUGAGUGCUAUGUAGCUCGUGAUCCAUGUGAUCCUCCAGGUCGCCCAGAAGCUAUAAUAAUAAAAAGAAGCUCUAUUACUCUACAGUGGACCAAACCAGAAUACGAUGGUGGAAGUAAGGUUACUGGUUAUAUUGUAGAGAAACGUGACUUACCAGAUGGUCGCUGGAUGAAAGCUAGCUUCACAAAUGUCAUUGAAACUCAGUUCACUGUAACAGGACUUACUGAAGACCAAAGAUACGAAUUUAGAGUAAUUGCAAAGAACGCUGCAGGUGCAAUAAGCAAACCUUCUGACAGUACAGGACCAAUAACAGCAAGGGACGAAGUUGAACUUCCACGAAUUUCAAUGGAUCCAAAGUACAAAGACACUAUUGUUGUAAAUGCUGGUGAAACAUUCAGACUUGAGGCUGAUGUUCAUGGAAAGCCACUACCAACCAUUAAGUGGUACAAAGGAGAUAAAGAGCUCGAGGACACUGCUAGAUAUGAAGUAAAGAACACAGAUUUCAGUGCAUUAAUAAUUGUAAAAGAUGCUGUUAGAGUUGAUGGUGGACAGUACAUUCUAGAAGCCUCUAAUGUUGCAGGAACAAAGACAGUAACAGUAAACGUAAAAGUCUUGGACAGGCCAGGACCUCCGGAGGGCCCAGUCCAAGUGACAGGAGUUACAGCUGAAAAAUGUGCAUUGGCAUGGGGUCCUCCUCUUCAUGAUGGUGGCAGUGAUAUUUCUCAUUAUAUUGUAGAGAAGAGAGAAACUAGCCGCCUGGCAUGGACUGUGGUUGCUUCAGAGGUUUUGCCUACAAUGCUGAAAGUAACAAAACUCUUGGAAGGAAAUGAAUACGUCUUCCGGAUCAUGGCAGUUAACAAAUAUGGGGUUGGUGAACCGUUAGAAUCUGUGCCAGUAAUGAUGAAAAAUCCAUUUGUGGUUCCUGGACCACCAAAGGCCUUGGAAAUUACCAACAUCACAAAGGAUUCUAUGACUGUCUGCUGGACCCGGCCAGAUAGUGAUGGAGGUAGUGAAAUUGUAGGUUACAUUGUAGAAAAGAGAGACCGAGCAGGCAUCAGAUGGAUAAAAUGCAAUAAACGCCGCAUUACAGAUUUGCGAUUAAGAGUUACAGGAUUAACAGAGGAUCAUGAAUAUGAAUUCAGAGUUUCUGCUGAAAAUGCUGCUGGAGUUGGUGAACCAAGCCAGGUUUCUCCCUACUUUAAAGCUUGUGACCCGAUGUUCAAGCCUGGCCCACCUACAAAUGCCCAUGUUGUGGAUACCACCAAAAGUUCCAUUAUACUUGGUUGGAGUAAACCUAUUUAUGAUGGUGGUUGUGAAAUCCAGGGAUACCUUGUAGAAAUCUGUAAAGCAGAUGAAGAUGAAUGGUCACUUGUUACGCCACAGACAGGUAUACGUGCCACUCGAUUUGAGAUCAAAAAGCUUACUGAACAUCAAGAAUACAAACUACGAGUGUGUGCUCUCAACAAGAUUGGUGUGGGAGAGGCUGCAUCAGUUCCUGGUACUAUUAAACCAGAAGACAAACUUGAAGCUCCAGAACUUGAUAUUGAUUCAGAGCUAAGGAAAGGGAUAGUGGUUAGAGCUGGUGGAUCUGCUAGGAUUCACAUACCGUUCAGGGGACGACCAACACCCGACAUCACAUGGUCCCGAGAAGAAGGUGAAUUCUCAGAAAAAGUUCAGAUCGAUAAAGGCAUAAACUACACACAACUUUCAAUUGACAACUGUGAUAGAAAUGAUGCUGGAAAGUAUAUUCUUAAGUUAGAGAACAGUAGUGGUUCUAAAUCUGCAUUUGUUACAGUAAAAGUCUUGGACACACCGGGACCCCCUCAAAACUUAGUGGUAAAGGAUAUAAAGAAGGAUUCUGCUGUAUUAUCUUGGGAACCACCAGUUAUUGAUGGUGGUGCAAAGGUAAAGAACUACGUAAUAGACAAGCGUGAGUCAACCAGGAAGGCAUUUGCAAAUGUAAGUGCUAAGUGUGGCAAGACAAGUUUUAAAGUUGAAAAUCUUACAGAAGGAGCAAUUUAUUACUUCAGAGUUAUGGCUGAAAAUGAAUACGGAAUUGGUGUUCCAGUUGAAACCAGGGAUGCUGUCAAAGCCUCAGAGCCACCUCUGCCUCCUGGGAAAGUAACACUCACUGAUGUGACUCAGAGAAGUGCAUCAUUUACGUGGGAAAAACCUGAACAUGAUGGAGGUAGCAGAAUUUUGGGAUACCUUGUUGAAAUGCUGCCUAAAGGAACAGAAAAAUGGAGUGUUGUUAGUGAGACCAAAACAUGUAAUGCAGAGGUGUCUGGUUUGAGUCCAGGACAGGAAUAUCAAUUCCGUGUGAUUGCCUACAAUGAAAAAGGCAAAAGUGAUCCCAGAGCGCUUGGAAUUCCUGUGAUAGCUAAAGACUUGACUAUUGAGCCAAGUUUCAAACUCAUGUUUAAUACAUAUAGUGUACAAGCUGGAGAAGACCUGAAGGUAGAAGUACCAUUUAUAGGUAGACCCAAACCUACUAUUACUUGGACAAAAGAUGAGCAGCCACUGAAAGAGACAACCAGAUUAAAUAUUCAGAAUACAACAACAUCAACUAUUUUACAUAUUAAAGAAAGCAACAGGGAAGACUUUGGCAAAUAUACAGUAACAGCAACAAAUGCAGCAGGUACAGCAACAGAACACCUGAGCAUAAUUGUACUAGAAAAGCCUGGCCCACCACGAGGACCUGUCCGCUUUGAUGAAAUUAGUGCAGACUUUGUUGUUUUAUCAUGGGAUCCACCUGAUUAUACUGGUGGCUGUCAGAUAAGCAACUAUAUAGUAGAAAAGCGUGACACAAGCACUACCACAUGGAACAUUGUGUCAGCAACUGUUGCAAGAACAACCAUCAAAGCAACAAAGCUUAAAACAGGUUCUGAAUACCAGUUCAGGAUUUCUGCUGAAAAUAGAUAUGGAAAGAGCUCUCCUUUGGCUUCUAAAUCAGUUGUUGUGCAAUACCCCUACAAGGUGCCUGGACCACCUGGAACCCCAUUUGUCACAGCAGCUUCCAAGGACCAUAUGAUUGUACAAUGGCAUGAACCGGUUAAUGAUGGAGGAAGCAAAGUUCUUGGCUACCAUCUUGAGCGUAAAGAUAAGAACAGCAUUCUUUGGACAAAACAGAACAAGUCACUUAUUGUGGACACCAAAUAUAAAACAGACGGCCUUGAAGAAGGUCUUGAAUAUGAGUUCAGAGUUUCUGCUGAAAACAUUGUUGGCAUUGGCAAAGUCAGCAAAGUAUCAGAACUGUAUGUUGCCCGAGAUCCUUGUGACCCACCUGGCCGCCCAGAGGCCAUUGUUGUUACAAGAAGUAACAUCACACUGAAGUGGAAAAAGCCAGAAUAUGAUGGUGGAAGUAAAAUAACUGGUUAUAUUGUAGAAAAGAAAGAACUGCCAGAUGGUCGCUGGAUGAAAGCCAGCUUUACAAAUGUGUUGGAAACAGAAUUUACAGUAAGUGGUCUUGUUGAAAACCAACGAUAUGAAUUCAGAGUAAUUGCAAGAAAUGCAGCAGGUUGCUUGAGUGAACCAUCUGAAAGUUCAGGGCCUAUUACUGCCAGAGAUGAAAUUGAAGCACCAGGAGCUUCACUGGAUCCUAAAUACAGAGAUGUCAUUGUUGUUCAUGCUGGAGAAACCUUUGUUCUUGAAGCUGAUAUCCAUGGCAAACCUAUUCCUGAUAUUACAUGGUCAAAAGAUGGUAAAGACCUUGAAGAAACAACUGCAAGAAUGGAAAUUAAAUCUACCAUUGAGAAAACAAUUCUCACUGUCAAAGACUGUAUAAGAGUAGAUGGAGGUCACUAUACUCUUAACCUCAAAAAUGUUGGUGGCACCAAAUCUAUACCAAUCACUGUAAAAGUGCUUGACAGACCAGGACCUCCAGAAGGACCUUUGAACAUUACAGGUGUCACUGCAGAAAAAUGCUACUUGUCAUGGUCUCCACCUUUACAUGAUGGUGGUUCUAGUAUCUCACAUUAUAUCAUUGAGAAGAGAGAGACAAGUAGGCUUUCAUGGACACAAGUAGCAACAGACGUCCAGGCUCUUAACCACAAAGUAACCAAACUCCUUCCUGGCAAUGAAUACAUUUUCCGUGUAAUGGCAGUCAAUAAAUAUGGAAUUGGAGAGCCCUUGGAAUCUGAACCAGUUGUGGCUCGUAAUCCAUACAAACCCCCUGGUCCUCCUUCAACUCCUGAAGUUUCAGCAAUCACAAAAGAUUCUAUGGUGGUAACAUGGGGUCGCCCAGAAGACAACGGGGGAGCUGAAAUUGAAGGUUACAUACUUGAAAAACGAGACAAAGAUGGUAUCCGGUGGACCAAAUGCAAUAAGAAAAGGCUGACAGACUUGCGAUUCAGAGUAACAGGUCUAACUGAUGGGCAUUUCUAUGAAUUUAGAGUGUCUGCUGAAAAUGCUGCAGGGGUAGGGGAACCCAGUGGGCCAUCCAUUUUCUAUCGUGCUUGUGAUGUUUUAUAUCCUCCAGGUCCACCUAGCAAUCCAAAGGUUACAGAUACUUCCAGGUCAUCAGUUUCCCUUGCCUGGAGUAAGCCCAUUUAUGAUGGUGGUGCUCCUGUUAAAGGAUAUGUAGUAGAAGUAAAAGAAGCUGCUGCUGAUGAAUGGACUACCUGCACCCCACCAACAGGCCUACAAGCAAAACAGUUCACUGUGACAAAACUGAAAGAGAACCAGGAGUAUAACUUCCGCAUCUGUGCCAUCAACUCAGAAGGAGUAGGAGAACCUGUGACUAUACCUGGUGCAGUCUUAGCAGAGGACAAGAUUGAACCUCCUGAAAUUGAACUUGGUGCAGAUCUCAGAAAAGUAGUCACUGUACGUGCUAGUGGUACUUUACGCCUGUUUGUCACCAUCAAAGGAAGACCAGAACCUGAAGUUAAAUGGGAGAAAGCAGAAGGAACGAUUAGUGAGCGAGCUCAGAUUGAAGUCACCAGUUCCUACACAAUGCUGGUCAUUGACAAUGUCAAUAGAUUUGAUAGUGGUAGAUACAAUCUUACUUUAGAGAACAACAGUGGCAAAAAAUCAGCUUUUGUUAAUGUCAGAGUGCUUGAUACACCUAGUGCACCUCUAAACCUCACAAUCAGAGAAGUGAAAAAAGAUUCUGUAACUUUAGCCUGGGAACCACCACUUAUUGAUGGUGGAGCUAAAAUUACCAACUACGUAGUUGAAAAGCGAGAAUCCACAAGAAAGGCAUAUGCCACAGUUACAAGCAACUGUACUAAGAAUUCCUUCAAGAUUACUCAACUACAAGAAGGAUGUAGUUACUACUUCCGUGUUCUAGCUGUAAAUGAAUAUGGGGCUGGUUUACCAGCAGAAACUGCUGAUCCAGUUAAGGUAUCUGAACCACCUGCUCCACCUUCAAAGGUCAUUCUUGUUGAUGUGACUCGCAAUUCUGCUUCAAUUAAAUGGGAAAAGCCAGAGAGCGAUGGUGGCAGUAAAAUUACUGGUUAUGUAGUAGAAAUGCAAACUAAAGGAAGUACAAAAUGGAGUGCAUGUACACAGGUGAAAACAUUGGAAGCAACAAUAACAGGCUUAAGUAUGGGAGAAGAGUACAGUUUCAGAGUGCUUGCUGUUAAUGAAAAAGGAAAAAGUGAUCCAAGAGAACUUGGUGUCCCAGUCAUUGCAAAAGAUAUUGAAAUCCAGCCGUCUGUUGAGCUCCUUUUUAACACAUUCACAGUGAAAGCUGGAGAUGAUCUUAAGAUUGACAUUCCAUUCAGAGGGCGACCUCUUCCCACUGCUAGCUGGAAGAAGGAUGGGAAUCCCUUAAAAGAGACAACCAGGGUAAAUGUUCAGACAUCAAAGACUUUAACUUCACUGUCCAUCAAGGAAGCUACAAACGAAGAUCUGGGACAUUAUGAAUUACAUCUUUCAAAUACUGCUGGGUCAACAACAGCUUCUUUAACUGUAGUUGUCCUUGACAGACCAGGACCACCAACUGAUGUUAAAAUUGAUGAAGUUAGUGCUGAUAGUGUAACUCUGUCUUGGAAACCUCCAGCAUAUGAUGGUGGAUGUCAUAUUAGCAAUUACAUUGUGGAGAAGAGAGAUACUACCACAACAACAUGGGAGGUAGUGUCUGCAGCAGUUGCAAGAACAGCAAUUAAAGUAUCUCGACUCAUCACUGGAUCUGAAUAUCAGUUCCGUGUUUGUGCAGAAAACCGCUAUGGGAAAAGCACUUAUACUAAUUCUCCUUCUGUUGUGGCAGAGUAUCCAUUUAAGCCUCCAGGUCCACCUGGAACGCCUCGUGUGGCACAUGCAACUAAAUCUUUCAUGAUUGUAACUUGGCAGGUGCCAGUUAAUGAUGGAGGUAGCGUAGUACUAGGAUAUCAUUUGGAGCAUAAAGAAAGAAGCAGCAUUCUUUGGACAAAAGUCAACAAGAGCCUUAUUACUGAUACACAAAUGAAAGUUACAGGUCUUGAUGAAGGACUGAUGUACGAAUACCGCGUGUAUGCAGAAAACAUUGCUGGAAUAGGCAAAUGCAGUAAAGCAUGUGAACCAGUUGCUGCAAGAGAUCCAUGUGAUCCUCCUGGUCAACCAGAAGUUACUAAUAUUACAAGAACAUCUGUCUCAUUGAAAUGGACUAAACCAGAAUACGAUGGUGGAGCUAAAGUAACAGGAUAUAUUAUUGAACGCAGAGAACUACCAGAUGGUCGUUGGCUAAAAUGCAAUUUUACUAAUGUGCAAGAAACAUACUUUGAUGUAGGUGGACUUACAGAAGACCAGCGUUAUGAAUUCCAUGUGAUUGCAAAGAAUGCUGCUGGACUCUUCAGUCAGCCAUCUGAAUCAACUGGACCCGUGACCGUAAAAGAUGAUGUGGAGGCUCCAAGAAUUAUGAUGGAUGCCAAAUUCAGGGAUGUUGUAGUUGUGAAAGCUGGAGAAGUGUUUAAAGUAAAUGCUGAUGUUGCAGGACGGCCAAUACCAGUGAUUUCAUGGACAAAGGAUGGCAAAGAGCUCGAAGGAAAAGCUAGAGUUGAAAUAGUCUCAACAGAUUUCACUACUGCAAUAACCAUUAAGGACUGUAUCCGAGGUGAUUCAGGACAGUAUGUAUUGACAUUACAGAAUGUUGCAGGAACAAAAUCUUUGGCAAUUAAUUGCAAAGUACUUGACAGACCUGGCCCACCUGCAGGUCCACUAGAAAUAAAUGGACUUACUGCUGAAAAGUGCCAUUUAUCAUGGGGACCCCCUCAAGAAAAUGGCGGUGCAGAUAUUGAUCAUUAUAUUGUGGAAAAACGUGAGACCAGCAGAAUUGCAUGGACACUUUGUGAAGGAGAGCUUAAAACAACAUCUUGUAAAGUGACAAAAUUACUGAAAGGUAAUGAGUAUAUUUUCAGAGUGAUGGGAGUUAACAAAUAUGGUGUUGGGGAGCCUCUAGAAAGUGUUGCUGUCAAAGCCCUAGACCCAUUUACAGUUCCAAGUCCACCUACAUCUUUGGAGAUCACCAGUGUGAGCAAAGAUUCAAUAACUCUUUGCUGGGCAAGACCUGAGUCUGAUGGAGGCAAUGAGAUCUCUGGCUAUGUAAUUGAAAGGCGUGAGAAAACCAGCCUAAGAUGGAUUCGUGUAAACAAAAAGCCGGUUUAUGAUUUAAGAGUGAAAUCAUCGGGUCUCCGUGAAGGAUGUGAAUAUGAAUUUCGGGUUUAUGCAGAAAAUGCUGCUGGCCUCAGUCUCCCAAGUGAAACCACACCAUUGAUUAAGGCAGAAGAUCCAAUCUUCCUGCCAUCGCCCCCAUCUAAACCUAAGAUUAUGGAUUCUACAAGGUCAAAUAUCACAAUUGGUUGGACAAAGCCACUGUUUGAUGGAGGUGCUCCAGUAACAGGAUACACAGUUGAAUACAAGAAAACUGAUGAAACUGACUGGACAACAGCUAUUCAGAAUUUAAGAGGCACAGAAUAUACCAUAACUGGAUUAACAUCGGGCUCUGAGUACGUUUUUAGAGUGAAAUCCAUUAACAAAAUGGGUGUCAGUGAACCAAGUGAUGUCUCAGAACCUCAGGUGGCAAAAGAAAGAGAGGAAGAACCUGCCUUUGAAAUUGACAGUGAAAUGCGGAAGACUUUAAUUGUAAAGGCUGGUGAAUCAUUCACAAUGACUGUUCCUUUCAGAGGCAAACCAGUCCCAAAUGUAACAUGGAACAAACCAGACACUGAUCUCCGUACACGUGCAAGCAUUGACACUUCAAGUAAUUGUACAUCUCUUACUGUUGAAAAAGCAACUAGAAACGAUUCUGGAAAAUACACAUUAACAUUGCAAAACAUCCUGAAUACUACCACCUUGACUUUAAUUGUCAAAGUUCUUGAUACACCUGGCCCACCAUCUAAUAUUGCUACAAAAGAAGUAACUAAAGAAUCUGCUGUGUUAUCUUGGGAUGUUCCUGAAAAUGAUGGUGGAGCACCUGUAAAGAACUAUGUAAUUGAAAAACGAGAAGCUAGCAAAAAAGCGUGGGUCACUGUGACAAACAACUGUCAUCGCCUGUCCUACAAAGUGACUGGUUUGCAAGAAGGCGCCAUUUACUACUUCCGUGUCUCUGGAGAAAAUGAAUAUGGUGUUGGAGUGCCUUCUGAGACCAAAGAGGGAACAAAAAUAACAGAAAAACCCAGCCCACCAGAAAAGCUAGGAGUAACAAAUGUCACAAAGGACAGUGUUUCUCUUUCAUGGCUAAAACCAGAACAUGAUGGUGGAAGCAGAAUUGUGAGCUACGUCCUUGAAGCUCUUGAGAAAGGACAGCAAAAAUGGGUUAAGUGUGCAGUUGUAAAGACAACUCAUCAUGUUGUCCAUGGUCUUAAGGAAAACGUCGACUACUUCUUCAGGGUGUCUGCAGAAAACCAAGCUGGUUUAAGUGAUCCUAAGGAACUACUGCUCCCUGUUACAGUUAAAGAACAAUUAGAAUCUCCCGAGAUUGACAUGAAGGGCUUCCCUCAUAACACUGUAUAUGUUCGAGCAGGAUCAAACCUAAAAGUUGAAAUUCCAGUUUCUGGAAAACCAGUGCCAAAGGUGACAUUGUCUAGAGAUGGUGUUGCACUGAAGCCUACCAUGAGAUUUCACACAGAAACCACUGCAGAAAGUCUCAUCAUUAACCUUAAAGAAAGUGUGGCUGCUGACGCUGGCAGAUACGACAUUACUGCUGCGAAUUCAAGUGGCACCACAAAAUCAUUUGUUAAUAUUGUUGUGCUGGAUAGACCUGGUCCUCCUGUUGGUCCUGUUGUCCUUAGCGAUGUCACUGAAGAGAGUGUAACACUCAGAUGGCAACCACCAGCUUAUGAUGGCGGAAGUCAGGUUACCAACUAUAUUGUACUGAAAAGAGAAACAAGUACUGCUGCUUGGUCUGAAGUGUCUGCCACUGUUGCUAGAACUGUUAUCAAAGUUAUGAGGCUCACAACAGGGGAAGAAUACCAAUUCCGUAUCAAAGCUGAGAACCGCUUCGGCAUCAGCGAUCACAUAGACUCGCAAUGUGUGGUUGUCAAGCUUCCUUACACUACCCCGGGCCCUCCUUCUACACCAUGGGUCACUAAUGUUACCCGAGAGAGUAUUACUGUCGGAUGGCAUGAACCAGUCACUAAUGGGGGCAAUGCUAUCAUUGGAUAUCACCUGGAAAUGAAAGACAGAAAUAGCAUACUAUGGCAGAAGGCUAACAAGACCCUUAUUCGUACCACUCAUUUCAAAGUCACCACAAUCAGCGCUGGCCUUAUCUAUGAAUUUAGAGUUUAUGCAGAAAAUGCAGCUGGCAUUGGAAAAGCAAGUCGUCCUUCUGAUCCAGUCCUUGCAAUUGAUGCUUGUGAACCACCAAGAAAUGUUCGUGCCUCAGAUAUUUCCAAGACCUCUAUCACUCUCUCCUGGCAGAAGCCAGCAUUUGAUGGUGGUAGCAAAAUCACUGGAUACAUCGUAGAAAAACGUGAUCUUCCAGAUGGCAGAUGGACAAAAGCUAGCUUCACCAAUGUUAUUGAGACUCAAUUCACAGUAUCUGGCCUGACACAGAAUUCCAAGUAUGAAUUCCGGGUCUUUGCGAAGAAUGCUGUCGGUUCCAUUAGUAAUCCCUCAGAUGUUGUGGGUCCUAUCACAUGUGUUGAUACAUACGGUGCACCUGAAAUCGAUGUGCCACCAGAAUACACAGAAGUGGUGAAGUACAAAGCAGGCACUUCAGUUAAGCUAAAACUAGGCAUCUCAGGCAAGCCUAUACCCACAAUUGAAUGGUUCAAAAAUGGCAAUGAGGUACUGACCAGUGCACUAGUGUCUUUUGAAAACACAACAGAAUUUGCUUCUAUACUCAUCAAGGAUGCCAAUCGACUCGACAGUGGCACCUAUGAAUUAAAAUUGAAGAAUGCCAUGGGUUCAGCAUCAGCCCACGUUAGAGUACAGAUACUUGACAAGCCAGGACCCCCAAGUGGACCUAUACAGUUUAAGACAGUCACUGCUGAAAAGAUUACAAUAAUGUGGGACCCACCAGCAGAUGAUGGUGGUGCACCUGUAACACACUAUGUUGUUGAAAAGCGGGAAACAAGUCGGGUUGUAUGGUCUUUAAUUUCUGAAAAACUGGAGGGAUGCAUUAUAACUACAACAAAACUCAUCAAAGGAAAUGAAUAUGUGUUCCGUGUCCGUGGUGUGAACAAGUUUGGAAUUGGUGAUCCACUGGAAUCUGAACCCGUUAUAGCCAAAAAUUCAUUUGUUACACCUGGACCACCUAGUACACCAGAAGUCACAAAGAUAACCAAGAAUUCUAUGACGGUUGUCUGGAAUAGGCCCACUGUUGAUGGAGGCAGUGAAAUAUCAGGAUAUUUUCUGGAGAAACGUGACAAGAAGAGUCUGAGUUGGUUCAAGGUCUCUAAGGAAACCAUUCGGGACACCAGACAGAAAGUAACUGGUCUGACUGAAAACAGCGAAUAUCAUUUCCGCGUUUGUGCUGUCAAUGCAGCUGGACCAGGUCCAUUCUCUGAGGCUUCUGACUUCUACAAAGCUGCAGAUCCUGUUGAUAAGCCAGGCUCACCAACAAAGCUGAAAGUUGUGGAUACAACCAAGACAUCUGUUACCCUUGGCUGGAUUAAACCUGCUUAUGAUGGAGGAAGUCCAAUUACCCACUAUGUGGUGGAGAAGAGGGAAGGUGAAGAGCAAGAAUGGACUGUAGUCAGUACUAAGGGAGAAGUGAGAACAACUGAGUAUGUUGUAUCCCACCUUCAGCCAAGUGUUAAUUAUUAUUUCCGUGUAUCUGCCAUGAAUUGUGCUGGACAAGGAGAGCCUAUUGAAAUGAUGGAACCCGUUCAAGCUAAAGAUAUUCUUGUGGCACCAGAGAUUGAUCUGGAUGUUGCUCUUCGGACAUCUAUUGUUGCUAAAGCAGGUGAAGAUGUGGAAAUAAUGAUUCCAUUCAAGGGAAGACCUCCUCCAACAGUCACAUGGAGAAAGGGUGACAAGAAUCUUGGGACUGAUGAAAGAUACAUCAUCCAGAACACAGAAUCAUCUACACUACUUAGUAUUGCUCAAGUUACACGAAAUGAUACAGGAAAAUACGUUCUUACAAUUGAAAAUGGAGUUGGAGAAGCAAAAUCAUCAUUUGUGAAUGUAAAAGUACUUGACACACCUUCUGCAUGCCAGAAGCUGCAGCUUAAGCAUGUUUCUCGUGGCACAGUUACACUGGUAUGGGAGCCACCUCUCAUCAAUGGUGGUUCUGAAAUAACAAAUUAUGUUGUUGAAAAAAGAGAUGCUACAAAGAGGGCCUGGUCAACUGUUACAACAAAGUGUUCUCAUACCACCUUUAAACUAACUAACCUGUCAGAAAAGACUGCAUUCUUCUUCCGUGUUCUUGCUGAAAAUGAAAUCGGUCUGGGUGAACCUUGUGAGACAUCUGAACCAGUGAAAGCUGCAGACGUACCUGGACCUGUAAAAGACCUAGCCAUGAAAGACUCUACAAAGAGUUCUGUUAAAUUGCAGUGGAGCAAACCUGACUACGAUGGUGGUAGCAUUAUAUCAGACUAUGUUAUUGAAAAGAAACUUCAGGGAGAGAAAGAAUGGACAUACGCAGGCACAAGCAAGAGCUGUGAAUUUGUAGCUGACAAACUUAAGGAGCUUUCUGUUGUGGAAUUCAGAGUCUUUGCUAAAAAUGAAAAAGGCAUGAGUGAUUCUGUUACUGUUGGACCCAUUACAGUGAAAGAACUUAUAAUAACACCUGAGGCUGACCUUUCUGAUAUUCCUGGAGGACAGAUUGCAGUAAGAAUUGGACACAACCUGCACGCUGAACUGCCCUAUAAAGGUAAACCUAAUCCAUCAAUGAGCUGGCUCAAGGACAACCUCCCUCUUAAAGAAACAGAACAUCUUCGUUACAAGAAAACUGAAAACAAGAUAAGCUUAAGUAUCAAGAAUGUGAAAAAGGAGCAUGGUGGCAAAUAUACUUUAAUUCUUGAUAAUGUAGUCUGCAGAAAGUCAUUCACAAUCACUGUAAUCACUCUUGGUCCUCCAUCCAGGCCAAAAGCACCUUUAAGAAUAGAUGAAAUCAAAGCAGAUAGUGUAGUUUUGUCAUGGGACGCUCCUGAGGAUGACGGAGGAGGAGAAAUCAGUGGCUACAGUAUUGAGAAGAGAGAAACCUCACAAAUGAACUGGAAGCUGGUGUGUUCAAGUGCUGCAAGAACAACCUUCAAAGUACCAAACCUUGUUAAAGAUACUGAAUAUCAGUUUAGAGUUCGUGCAGAAAACAGAUAUGGAGUGAGCCCACCUCUUGUCUCAGCUGAUGUUGUGGCAAAGCAUCAGUUUAAACCACCAGGUGCCCCAGGCAAGCCUGUUGUAUACAAUGUAACUGCUGAUGGAAUGAGCAUUUCCUGGGAUGCUCCCGUUUAUGACGGUGGUUCAGAGAUUGUGGGAUACCAUGUUGAAAAGAAGGAAAGAAACAGUAUUUUGUGGCAGAAGGUUAAUGUUGCAUUAAUAUCUAACAGAGAGUACAGGAUUACUGGACUGCUUGAGGGCCUGGAUUACCAGUUCCAAGUAUAUGCUGAAAACGCUGCAGGCCUAAGCCGAGCGAGUGAGCCAAGCAAAUUUACUUUGGCAGUCUCUCCAGUGGACCCACCUGGUACUCCUGAUUACAUUGAUGUCACUAGGGAAACAAUCACCCUGAAAUGGAACCCCCCUCUGCGUGAUGGAGGCAGCAAGAUUGUUGCUUACAGCAUUGAGAAACGGCAAGGAAGUGCAGACCGUUGGCUCAGGUGUAACUUUACUGAUGUGAGUGAGUGCCAAUAUACAGUUACAGGGCUCAGUCCAGGUGACCGAUACGAAUUCCGAGUGCUUGCAAGAAAUGCUGUUGGUACAAUCAGCCCGCCUUCACAGUCUUCAGGCUAUAUUAUGACCAGAGAUGAAAACGUUGCUCCAACAAUUGAAUUUGGUGCUGAGCACUUUGAAGGCCUUACUGUUAAAGCUGGAGAGAGCAUUAGACUUAAAGCUCUAAUCAAAGGACGUCCAGUACCUAAAGUGACAUGGUUUAAGGAUGGGAAAGAGAUUGAUAAAUUAAUGAAUAUAGAAAUAACUACAGCUAUUGGAUAUAGUACACUCUUCAUUAGAGAUGCUAUCCGGGAACAUCGUGGAGUGUACACAGUAGAAGCCAAAAACGCAUCAGGCACUAAACGGGAAGAUAUUACCAUCAGAGUACAAGACACACCAGGAAAAGUUGGUGGACCAAUACGAUUCACAAACAUCACUGGAGAAAAAGUCACAUUAUGGUGGGAGCCUCCAGCAAAUGAUGGUUGUGCUUCUAUUUCUCACUACAUAAUUGAAAAACGUGAAACCAGCAGGAUUGCUUGGGCAUUAGUUGAAGAUAAAUGUGAAGCUUGCACCUAUACAGCACUUAAAUUAAUUAAGGGCAAUGAAUAUCAGUUCCGUGUCUCUGCAGUGAACAAAUUUGGAGUUGGCAGACCAUUGGAGUCUGAUCCAGUUAUCGCACAAAUACCUUACACUCUCCCUGAUGCACCAGGAACUCCAGAGCCUACCAAUGUAACAGGAGACAGUAUCACACUCACAUGGGCAAGACCAGAGUCAGAUGGUGGAAGUGAGAUAAAUGAGUACAUUCUUGAAAGGAGAGAAAAGAAGAGCAUGCGCUGGGUUAAAGUAUCCAGUAAGAGGCCCAUUACUGAGAACAGAUACAGAGUAACUGGCCUUAUUGAAGGCAAUGAGUAUGAGUUCCAUGUCAUGGCUGAAAACGCUGCAGGAGUUGGACCUCCAAGUGACGUUUCAAAGCUGAUUAAAUGCAGAGAACCAGUCAGCCCACCAAGUGCUCCUAAUGUUGUAAAGGUGACAGAUACAUCAAAGACUAGCGUAACCUUAGAGUGGACAAAGCCGGUUUUUGAUGGAGGCAUGGAAAUAAUUGGGUACAUCAUUGAAAUGUGCAAAGCUGAUCUUGAAGCAUGGCAGAAAGUCAAUGCAGAGACUGUUAUUGCUACUAAAUAUACCGUUGUUGAUUUGGAGGCAGGAGAACACUAUAAAUUCAGAGUUAGUGCUGUCAAUGCUGCUGGCAGAGGAGAAAGUUGCGAAGUUCCUGCUUCAGUCCAAACCGUGGACAGACUUUCUGCUCCUGAAAUUGAUAUUGAUGCGAAUUUCAAGCAGACUCAUAUUGUAAGAGCAGGUGCAAGCAUUCGUCUAUUUAUUGCCUUCUCUGGAAGGCCUGUUCCUACUGCGGUGUGGUCCAAAGCAGAUGUUAAUCUUAGUUUGCGUGCUGACAUUCAAACAACUGAUUCAUUCAGCACAUUGACUGUGGAGGAAUGCAAUAGAAAUGAUGCUGGCAAGUAUGUCUUUACUGUGGAAAACAACAGUGGAAGCAAGUCUAUUACAUUUACUGUCAAGGUUUUGGACACACCUGGUCCACCAGGUCCUAUUACAUUUAAAGAUGUGACUCGAACAUCUAUUACUUUAAUGUGGGAUGCUCCUAUUCUGGAUGGAGGUUCUCGUAUCCACCACUACGUUGUGGAAAAACGCGAAGCAAGUCGUCGUAGCUGGCAAGUAGUGAGUUCAAAAUGCACUCGACAAAUCCUUAAGGUCACAGAUCUAGCAGAAGGUAUGCCAUAUUAUUACCGAGUAUCAGCAGAAAAUGAAUAUGGUGUAGGUGAACCCUGUGAAUUAACAGAACCAGUUGUAGCCACAGAAGAACCUGCUCCACCUAAGAGACUAGAUAUUGUUGAUACAACCAAAUCUUCUGUAGUUUUAGCUUGGCUUAAACCUGAUCAUGAUGGUGGUAGCCGUAUUACUGGAUACCUUCUUGAAAUGAAACAAAAAGGAUCUGACUUCUGGACUGCAGCUGGACAAACCAAGCAACUUACUUUCACCGUUGAAGGCCUUGUGGAGAACACGGAAUAUGAGUUCCGGGUCAAGGCAAAGAAUGAUGCUGGCUACAGUGAGCCAAGGGAGGCUUUCUCUUCUGUUAUUGUUAAGGAGCCACAGAUUGAACCAACAGCAGAUCUCAGUGACAUAAGCAGACAGCUUAUAACAUGCAAGGCUGGAAGCACCUUUACUAUUGAUAUACCAAUCAGUGGACGCCCAGCUCCAAAAGUGACAUGGAAACUUGAGGAGAUGAGGCUGAAGGAAACUGAAAGAGUGACCAUCAAGACAACAAAAGACCGAACCACGCUGACUGUAAAAGACAGUAUGAGAGGUGACUCUGGUAAAUACUACCUUACACUUGAGAACACUGCUGGUGUGAAAACAUUUACUGUCACAGUGGUAGUCAUAGGAAGGCCAGGUCCCGUCACUGGCCCAAUUGAAAUAUCAUCUGUAUCUUCUGAGUCCUGUGUGUUGACCUGGAAAGAACCUGAAGAUGAUGGUGGCAGUGACAUUACAAACUACAUUGUAGAGAAACGUGAAUCUGGCACAACAGCAUGGCAGCUGGUAAAUUCCAGUGUGAAACGCACACAGAUCAAAGUCAGUCAUCUCACAAAAUAUCAAGAGUACAGUUUCCGAGUAAGCUCAGAAAAUAGAUUUGGUGUCAGCAAGCCAGUUGAAUCAAAACCAGUAGUUGCUGAGCAUCCAUUUGUCCCACCAAGCCCACCUUCAAGGCCAGAAGUCUAUUCUGUGUCUGCAAGUGCCAUGGCCAUUCGCUGGGAGGAACCCUAUCAUGAUGGUGGCAGCAAAGUCAUUGGAUAUUGGGUGGAAAAGAAGGAGCGCAACACCAUCCUUUGGGUGAAGGAGAACAAAGUACCAUGCUGUGAAUGCAACUAUAAAGUCACAGGGUUGGUGGAAGGCCUAGAAUAUCAAUUCAGAACCUAUGCUCUAAAUGCUGCAGGUGUUAGCAAAGCUAGUGAAGCUUCCAGACCUGUAGUGGCUCAAAAUCCAGUUGAUCCACCAGGAAGACCAGAGGUAACAGAUGUCACCAGAUCUACAGUGUCGCUGAGCUGGUCACCUCCACUUUAUGAUGGUGGAAGCAAAAUUGUCGGAUAUAUUAUUGAGCGCAAACCAUAUAAUGAAUCUGGUGAUGGACGUUGGCUGAAAUGCAAUUAUACCAUUGUCUCAGAAAACUUUUUUACUGUGACAGCUCUUAGUGAAGAUGAAGCCUAUGAAUUCCGUGUACUAGCAAAGAAUGCUGCUGGUGUGAUUAGCAAAGGAUCUGAAUCAACUGGUGCUGUCAUUUGCAAAGAUGAAUACACACCACCAAAGGCUGAACUUGAUGCCAGACUUCAGGGAGAAGUUUUGAGCAUUAGGGCUGGAUCAGAUCUUGUUCUGGAUGCAGCUAUUGGUGGAAAACCAGAACCAAAAGUCUUCUGGUCCAAAGGUGACAGGGAACUGGAGCUAUGUGAAAAGAUAUCUCUGCAAUACACCAGCAAACGAGCUAUUGCAAUUAUCAAGUUCUGUGACAGAAGUGAUAGUGGAAAAUAUAUCCUAACUGUUAAAAAUGCCAGUGGGAUGAAACAAGUUUCUGUUCUUGUCAAAGUGCUUGAUUCACCAGGCCCAUGUGCAGGCAAAAUCACAGUUAGCAGAGUAACAGAAGAGAAAUGUACUCUGGCAUGGAAUAUUCCUGAGGAAGAUGGCGGUGCAGAAAUCACUCACUAUAUGAUAGAAAGGCGUGAAACCAGCAGACUUCACUGGGUUAUUGUUGAGGCUGAAUGCCAGACUUUAUCAACUGUGGUAACAAAACUUAUUAAAAAUAAUGAAUAUAUCUUCCGUGUGAGAGCUGUCAACAAAUAUGGACCGGGUGUUCCACUUGAAACAGAACCUGUGAUUGCCAAAAAUGCUUUCACUAUUCCAACACAGCCUGGUGCUCCUGAAGAAGUGAGUGUCGGCAAGGAACAUAUCAUCAUUCAGUGGUCGAAACCAGAAUCAGAUGGUGGCAGUGAGAUUAAGGACUAUCUUGUGGACAAACGUGAAAGAAAAAGUCUGCGCUGGACACGAGUGAAUAGAGAUUACACCAUUUAUGAUACUAGACUGAAAGUCACCGGUCUCAUGGAAGGGAGCCAGUACCAAUUCCGUGUCACUGCAGUGAAUGCUGCUGGAAACAGUGAACCUAGUGAAGCUUCACAAUACAUGUUAUGUAAAGAACCAUCAUAUACUCCUGCAUCACCUUCAGUUCCAAGAGUUGUGGAUACUACAAAGCACAGCAUAAGUUUAGCAUGGUCAAAGCCCACAUAUGAUGGUGGUGCUGACCUCUUAGGCUAUGUUCUUGAAAUGAAAGAAGAAGGUAGUGAACAGUGGUAUCGACCACAUACAACUGCCACUCUGAGGAAUGCUGAGUUCACCGUGACUGGUCUUAAAACAAACCAGAAAUACCAAUUCAGAGUCGCUGCAACAAAUGUGAAUGGUAUGAGCGAAUUUAGUGAAUCAUCAGCAGAAAUAGAACCUGUGGAAAGAAUAGAAAUACCUGAACUUGAGCUUGCUGAUGAUCUGAAGAAGACAGUUACAGUCAGAGCUGGUGGUUCCCUGCGCCUAAUGGUCUCUGUAUCUGGCAGACCUGCUCCUGUAAUCACAUGGAGCAAGCAGGGUGUUGACCUUGUAAGUCGAGGCAUUAUUGAUACUACCGACAGCUACACUCUACUUAUUGUGGAUAAAGUUAAUCGAUAUGACGCUGGAAAAUACAUCAUUGAGGCUGAAAAUCAAUCAGGAAAAAAAUCUGCAACUAUUUCUGUGAAAGUGUAUGAUACACCUGGUCCACCACCUGCAGUGAGAGUUAAGGAAGCAUCAAAAGAUUCUGUGACACUUACUUGGGACAUUCCAGUCAUUGACGGUGGAGCCCCAGUCAACAAUUACAUAAUUGAGAAACGUGAAGCUUCCAUGAGAGCUUAUAAGACUGUCACUAUCAAAUGCAGUAAGACACUUCAUAGAGUUACUGGACUUCUGGAAGGAGCUUUGUAUUAUUUCAGAGUACUACCAGAAAAUAUUUAUGGCAUUGGUGAAGGCUGUGAAACAUCUGAUGCAGUACUGGUAUCUGAUGUCCCCAUGGUACCACAAAAACUCGAAGUGAUUGACACCACUAAGUCAACUGUUACACUUGCUUGGGAGAAACCACUGCACGAUGGCGGCAGCAGAUUGACUGGCUAUGUUAUUGAGGCCAGCAAAGCUGGAACAGAAAGAUGGUUGAAGGUAGUGACAUUGAAGCCUACCGUCUAUGAACAUACCAUUAUCUCUCUCAAUGAAGGUGAACAGUACUUGUUCAGGGUCAGAGCACAGAAUCAGAAGGGCGUGUCGGAACCACGAGAGACUGUCACAGCAGUGACAGUUCAAGACCAAAAAGUUCUACCAACAAUUGACUUUACUGGAAUACCUCAGAAGACAAUCCACGUACCUGCUGGCAAGCCCAUCGAAUUAGCCAUUCCAAUUGAAGGACGACCACCUCCAGCUGCAUCUUGGUUCUUUGCUGGUUCUAAACUAAAAGAAUCAGAACGCAUCAAAAUGGAGACUGCUGCCAAAAUUGCCAAAUUAACUGUGCGUGAGACCACCAUACAUGACACUGGGGAGUAUACACUUGAACUGAAGAACACAACUGGAACAGUUACUGAUACAGUAAAGGUUAUAAUCCUUGACAAGCCUGGACCACCUGUUGGACCUAUCAGAAUUGAUGAAAUUGAUUCAAAUUAUGUAACCAUCUCCUGGGAGCCACCUGAGCUGGAUGGUGGAGCUACCCUUAGUGGGUAUGUGGUAGAACAGCGUGAUGCUCAUCGUCCUGGAUGGUUGCCAGUUUCAGAGUCAGUAACCAGGACAACAUUUAAGUUCACCAGACUUGUUGAAGGUGCAGAAUAUGUGUUCCGUGUAGCUGCUACAAAUCGCUUUGGAAUUGGAUCUUACCUGCAGUCUGAAAUCAUAGAAUGCAAGAGCAGAAUCCGUAUUCCUGGUCCUCCUGGCACUCCAGAAGUGUUUGAUAUCUCUCGAGACGGCAUGACAUUGACUUGGUAUCCUCCAGAAGACGAUGGUGACUCACAGAUUACUGGUUAUAUUGUGGAACGCAAAGAAGUUAGAGCAGAUAGAUGGAUCCGUGCAAAUAAAGUUCCAGUCACCAUGACUCGUUACCGUUCCACUGGGUUGGUCGAAGGAUUAGAAUAUGAACACCGGGUCACAGCAAUCAAUGCCAGAGGCACUGGGAAACCCAGCCGUCCUUCCAAGUCUGCUGUUGCCAGAGAUCCAAUUGCUCCUCCAGGUAAACCUCAGAAUCCAAGAGUCACUGAUACUACAAGAACAUCUGUCUCCCUGGCUUGGAGUCCACCAGAAGAUGAAGGUGGUUCUAAAGUUACUGGCUACUUAAUUGAGAUGCAGAAGGUUGAUCAAUUUGAAUGGACCAAAUGCAAUACUACGCCAACCAAGAUUCGGGAAUACACCUUGACACAUCUUCCCCAGGGUGCAGAGUACAGAUUCCGUGUGCUAGCCUGUAAUGCUGGUGGGCCAGGAGAACCUGCUGAAGUGCCAGGAACAGUCAAAAUAACAGAAAUGCUUGAAUAUCCGGACUAUGAACUUGAUGAAAAAUACCAAGAAGGUCUCAUGGUGAGACAAGGAGGAGUAAUCAGGCUUACAAUACCCAUUAAGGGUAAGCCCAUCCCAGUAUGCAAAUGGACAAAAGAAGGACAGGACAUCAGCAAGAGGGCCAUGAUUGCGACUUCUGACACUCACACAGAACUUGUGAUCAAAGAUGCAGAAAGAGAAGAUUCAGGCACCUAUGAUUUGGUACUUGAAAACAAGUGCGGCAAGAAAGCCGUGUAUAUUAAAGUCAGAGUGAUUGGCAUUCCAAAUCCACCAGAAGGACCACUUGAGUAUGAUGAUUUACAAGCUCGUUCUGUCAGAGUAAGCUGGAGACCUCCUACAGAUGACGGUGGUGCAGAUAUCCUGGGUUAUAUCGUUGAGAGAAGAGAAGUGCCGAAGACUGCCUGGUACACUGUUGACUCUAGAGUGAAAGGGACAUCACUGGUGGUGAAAGGGCUCAAAGAAAAUGUGGAAUAUCACUUCCGUGUUUCUGCUGAAAACCAUUUCGGUAUUAGCAAAUCUCUCAAAUCUGAAGAACCAGCAGUACCAAAGACACCUCUAAAUCCUCCAGAGCCUCCAAACAACCCACCUGAAGUGCUUGAUGUUACAAAGAGUUCUGUCAACUUGUCCUGGUCCAGACCUAAAGAUGAUGGUGGUUCUCGUGUAACUGGCUACUAUAUUGAACGUAAAGAGACAUCUACAGAAAAAUGGGUCCGGCAUAAUAAGACACAGAUUACCACUACAAUGUACACAGUCACAGGACUUGUUCCAGAUGCUGAAUAUCAAUUCCGUGUCAUUGCUCAAAAUGACAUUGGUGAAAGUGAAGCAAGUCCUGCUUCUGAACCAGUUGCAUGCAAAGAUCCAUUUGACAAACCAAGCCAACCUGGAGAAAUUGAGAUCACUUCUAUAUCUAAGGACAGCAUUACAUUAGAAUGGGAACGACCUGAAAGUGAUGGUGGCAAAGAGAUCCUUGGCUAUUGGGUUGAAUAUCGCCAGUCUGGAGAAAGCACCUGGAAAAAAUGCAAUAAGGAACGCAUCAAGGACAGGCAGUUUACAGUAGGAGGUUUACUAGAGGCCACAGAAUAUGAGUUCCGUGUUUUUGCAGAAAAUCAGACUGGUCUCAGCAGACCUCGAAGGACUGCUAUGGCAGUGAAAACUAAAUUAACAUCUGGAGAAGCACCUGCCAUAAAAAAAGAAAUGCAGGAUGUUACAACUAAACUGGGUGAGGCAGCUCAGCUGACAUGCCAGAUUGUUGGAAGACCUUUGCCUGAUAUUAAAUGGUACCGCUUCGGCAAAGAGCUGGUACAAAGCAGAAAAUACAAAAUGUCAUCUGAUGGACGCAAUCAUACACUGACAGUAAUGACAGAUGAACAGGAGGAUGAAGGUCUCUACACUUGUAUGGCUACCAAUGAUGUUGGAGAAACUGAAACUAGUGGCAAGCUAUUAUUGCAGGCUCCUCCUCAGUUCCAUCCUGGCUUCCCAUUGAAAGAGAAAUACUAUGCAGGUGCAGGUGGCACCCUCCGCCUUCACGUUGUGUAUAUUGGCCGGCCAGUACCAGCAAUAACUUGGUUCCACGGCAACAAACCUUUGAGAGGAUCAGAAACAAUUACUAUUGAGAACACAGAACAGUAUACUCAUCUUGCUAUUAAAAAUGUCCAGCACAAAACUCAUGCUGGGAAGUACAAAGUACAACUCAGUAACACAUUUGGAACAGUUGACACUGCACUUAAUGUGGAAAUACAAGAUAAACCAGAUAAACCAGUAGGGCCAAUUGUUAUAGAGUCUAUACUGAAGAAUUCUGUGGUAAUAAGCUGGAAACCACCAGAGGAUGAUGGAGGUGUUAUGAUAACCAAUUACAUCAUAGAGAAACGUGAAGCCAAGGAAGGAGCAGAAUGGCAACUUGUAUCUUCAAGUAUUUCAGGCACAACGUGUAGAAUUGUUAACCUAACUGAAAAUGCAGGCUAUUAUUUCCGUGUUUCUGCUCAGAAUAUGUACGGCAUUAGUGAAGCACUGGAGGUCUCAUCAGUAGUUUUUAUAAAGCCUCCGUUUGAAAAACCAGGACAACCUGGCCAGCCAGUAGCAAGUGCUGUCACAAAGGAUUCUUGUGUUGUCUCAUGGAAGCCACCCACAAGUGAUGGCGGUGCAAAGAUUAGAACUUACUAUCUUGAGAAGCGUGAGAAAAAACAAAACAAGUGGAUUUCUGUAACAACAGAUGAAAUUCGUGAAACAGUCUACUCUGUGAAAGAUCUUAUUGAAGGUCUUGAAUAUGAGUUCCGUGUAAAAUGCGAAAAUCUUGGUGGUGAAAGUGAGUGGAGUGAGGUAUCCCAACCAGUCAUUCCAAAAUCUGAUGUACCAAUUAAAGCUCCACAUUUCAAGGAAGAAAUAAGGAAUCUGAAUGUGAAAUUUCAAGCUAAUGCCACAUUUGUCUGCAAAGUCACUGGUCAUCCUAAGCCAAUCGUCAAGUGGUACAGACAGGGCAAAGAAAUCAUGCCAGAUGGGGAGAAGAUCAAGAUCCAGGAAUUCAAGGGUGGAUAUUACCAGCUGAUCAUCACGAAGGUAACAGAUGAUGAUGCCACGGUAUAUCAAGUUAGAGCUACCAACCAAGGAGGAUCUGUGUCUGGCACUGCCUCUCUGGAUGUUGAAGUUCCUGCAAAGAUUCAUUUGCCCAAAAACCUGGAAGGCAUGGGAGCUGUUCAUGCCCUCCGAGGGGAAGUGGUGAGCAUCAAGAUUCCAUUCAGUGGCAAGCCUCCCCCUGUGAUCACAUGGCAGAAGGGACAAGAUCUCAUCGAUACUAAUGGGCACUACCAAGUCAUUGUUACACGAUCAUUCACAUCUCUUGUUUUCCCAAAUGGUGUUGACAGAAAAGAUGCAGGGUUUUACAUUGUUUGUGCCAAAAACAGAUUUGGAAUCGAUCAAAAAACAGUUGAAUUAGAUGUGGCUGAUGUGCCUGAUCCACCAAGAGGUCUGAAGGUAACUGACGUUUCAAGGGAUUCAGUAAACCUAACCUGGAGUGAACCAGCUACUGAUGGUGGAAGCAGGAUCAUAAACUACAUUAUUGAGAAACGUGCUACAACAGCAGAGCGAUGGAUUCGUGUUGCACAAGCUCGUGAUACACGAUACACAGUGGUGAACCUGUUUGGCAAGACCACCUACCAGUUCCGUGUAAUUGCGGAGAAUAAGUUUGGCCAAAGUCAGCCUUCAGAACCUACUGAUCCAAUUAUAACGAAGGAAGAUAAGACCAGGGUAAUGAACUAUGAUGAAGAAGUUGAUGAAACCAGAGAAGUUACGGCAGCUAAAGCAGCUCACUAUUCUACAAAGGAACUCUAUGACAAAUAUAUGAUUGCAGAAGAGCUUGGACGUGGGCAAUUUGGCAUUGCACACCGCUGUGUUGAGGCAGUUUCGAAAAAGACUUACUUGGCCAAGUUUGUCAAAGUAAAGGGUGCUGACCAAGUUUUGGUAAAGAAAGAAAUUUCCAUCCUAAACAUUGCUAGGCACCAAAAUAUCCUGUAUCUUCAUGAAUCAUUUGAGAGCCUAGAAGAAUUGGUCAUGAUCUUUGAAUUCAUUUCCGGGGUUGACAUCUUUGAAAAAAUCAGCACAGCUUCAUUUGAACUUAAUGAAAGAGAAAUAGUAAGUUAUGUACGCCAGGUCUGUGAUGCACUAGAAUUUUUACAUCGUCAUAGCAUUGGACAUUUUGAUAUUAAACCAGACAAUAUUAUUUACCUCACAAGAAGAAGCUCUGUAAUUAAAAUUGUUGAAUUUGGUCAAGCUAGACAGUUGAGGCCUGGAGACAGCUUUAGACUGCAGUUCACUUCUCCUGAAUAUUAUGCACCUGAAGUACAUCACCAUGACUUAGUCAGCACAGCUACUGACAUGUGGUCAGUUGGUGCUCUAACAUACAUACUUCUCAGUGGCCUUAACCCUUUCAUUGCUGAAACAAACCAGCAAGUUAUUGAAAAUAUUCUAAAUGCUGAAUACCUCUUCGAUGAUGAAGCAUUCAAAGACAUAAGCAUCGAGGCCAUGGACUUCAUUGAUCGCCUACUAGUAAAGGAAAGAAAAUCUCGGAUGACAGCUGCUGAAGCGCUUAAUCAUGUGUGGCUAAAACAGCAGACGGAAAAGACCAGCACUAAAACCAUUAAGACCUUGAGGCACAGGCGUUACUAUCAAACUCUAGUAAAGAAGGAGUGGAACACAGUUGUGUCAGUAGCCCGCAUUUCCUGUGGAGGCGCAAUUAGAUCCCAGAAAGGCAUAACAGUGGCUAAAGUUAAAGUUGCCCCAAUAGACAUUGGGCCUAUUGCUGGGCAGAUAAAGCAUAAUGUUGUAGAAGAAGGAGGCCAUGCCAAGUAUGUAUGUAGGAUUGAAAACUAUGAUGAGUCAACACAAGUCACAUGGUACUUUGGUAUGAGGCAAUUAGAAAGCAAUGAGAAAUAUGAAAUAAAAUAUGAAGAUGGUGUGGCAACCAUGUAUGUCAAAGAUGUCUCCAAAUCAGAUGAUGGUACCUACAGAUGCAAGGUAGUAAAUGAUUAUGGUGAAGACAGCUCUUAUGCAGAACUUUUUGUUAAAGGUGUGAGAGAAAUUUCUGAGCACUACAGAUGCAGAACUGUUAGAAAAGUGAAACGACGGGUUGAUACUAUGAGACUAUUAGAGCAUCCCCCAGAAUUUACUCUGCCUUUGUAUAACCGCACUGCAUAUGUUGGAGAAAAUGUCAGGUUUGGAGUAACUAUAACAGUUCACCCAGAACCUCGCUUAACAUGGUACAAAUCAGGCCAGAAAAUAAAACCUGGGGAUGAUGAUAAGAAGUAUACUUUUGAAUCAGACAAGGGUCUUUAUCAACUUCUCAUCAAUAAUGUCACUGAAGAGGAUGAUGCUGAAUACAGUAUUGUGGCACGCAAUAAAUAUGGUGAGGAUAGCUGCAAAGCUAAGCUGACUGUGAUUCCACAUCCACCUCCACCAGAUGCCACACUCAGGCCAAUGUUUAAAAGACUGCUGGCAAAUGCUGAAUGUCAAGAAGGCCAAAAUGUCAGUUUUGAGAUCAGGGUAUCUGGUGUUCCAAAACCAACGCUGACAUGGGAGAAAGAUGGUCAACCUCUAUCCUUUGGUCCCAACUUUGAUAUAAUUCAUGAAGGUUUAGAUUAUUAUGCUUUGCAUAUCAGAGAUACUUUACCAGAAGACAGUGGCUAUUACAGAGUUACUGCUACAAACAGUGCUGGAUCUACAAGCUGUCAGGCUUAUCUAAAAGUUGAACGCUUGAAAUAUGUCAAGCGUGAGUACAAGACGGAAGAAGAACGGGAGAAGCAUGUACAAAGGCAAAUUGACAAGACUUUACGAAUGGCAGAAAUCCUUUCUGGGGUUGAAGCUGUUCCACUGACACAAACUGCACAAGAGGCUCUCAGAGAAGCUGCUAUCUUAUAUAAACCAGCUGUUAGCUCAAAGACCGUCAAAGGUGAAUAUGAAAUUAAGGAAGAAGAAAAGAAGGAGAAGGAGGAAAGAAGACUUCGUAUGCCAUAUGAGAUCCCAGAGCCUCGCAAACAUGUGCGCGCUGCUCUUGAGGAAGAUCAGCAUAUUAAACACUUUGUGCCUCUCUCAGACAUGAAGUGGUACAAGAAGCUGCGAGACCAGUAUGAAAUGCCAGGAAAACUUGAGAGGACUGUUCAGAAACGCCAGAAACGCAUACGUCUUUCCAGGUGGGAGCAAUUCUAUGUGAUGCCACUGCCACGCAUUUCUGAUCAGUACAAGCCUAAAUGGCGCAUACCAAAGCUGACACAAGAUGAUCUUGAAAUUGUGAGACCAGCACGCCGGCGGACCCCAUCUCCAGAGUAUGAAUAUUACUAUAGACCAAGAAGGCGAUCACUUGGUGAUUUGUCUGAUGAGGAAUUGCUCAUGCCUAUAGAUGACUACUUAGCCAUGAAGAGAACCGAAGAGGAAAGACUGCGCCUUGAAGAAGAGCUGGAGUUAGGCUUUUCUGCUUCUCCACCAAGUAGAAGCCCCCCACGCUUUGAACUAUCUGCCCUUCGGUAUUCUACUGCAGGAGCACAGGCCAGUUCAGAGGAAGAAAGAAAAAGAGAGCUGAGGUAUUCAAGCUAUCACAUCCCAGCUAAAGCUGACACCAGUGCAAGCUAUGCAGAGCUUCGUCAACGUCACGACAGGGCUGCCUACAGACCGCCUAAACAGAAGCAAAGAAUAAUGGAUGAGAGGGAGGAUGAGGAAUUGCUCCGUCCUGUUGGCACUGAUCAACGACUUUCUGAAUACAGGAGUGAGCUCAAAUAUAUGGCAGAGGAAGAAAAGAGUAGACUCAGGAGAAGGAGGGAAAGAGAAAAAACUGAGAUCACAUCAGAAGAAGAAGAAGAAAUAGAAAUGGUGCAAUAUGCUCACAGGGAAUUUUCACCUCCCUCUAGAUUACUAAGGAGAAGAAGAUCCCUUUCUCCAACUUACAUUGAGUUGAUGCGUCCUGUAUCUGAAUUAAUUCGACCUCGCUCACGGCCUCCUGAAGAAAGUGAGAGAAGAUCCCCAACACCAGAGAGAACUCGACCACGCUCACCUAGCCCAGUCUCUAGUGAAAGAUCUCUCUCCCGGUUUGAGAGGAUGGCAAGAUUUGAUAUCUUUUCUAGAUAUGAGUCCAUGAAAUCUGCUCUGAAAACUCAAAAAAUGAUGGAAAGGAAAUAUGAAGUUCUGACUCAGCAGCCUUUCACUCUUGACCAUGCUCCUCGCAUUACCCUGAGAAUGCGCUCACACCGGGUACCAUGUGGCCAUAAUACUAGGUUCAUUCUAAAUGUCCAAUCAAAACCAACUGCUGAAGUUAAGUGGUACCACAAUGGUAUUGAGCUCCAAGAGAGCAGGAAGAUACACUUUACUAAUACGAGUGGUGUAUUAACUCUGGAGAUUCUCGACUGCCACAUUGAUGACAGUGGAACAUACCGAGCUGUGUGCACAAACUACAAAGGGGAAUGCUCUGAUUAUGCAACGCUAGAUGUUACGGGAGGAGAUUACACUACGUACUCUUCCCAGAGGAGAGAUGAAGAAGUACCAAGGUCAAUUUUACCUGACUUGACAAAAACAGAGGCAUAUGCAAUCUCCUCAUUUAAGAAAGCAUCUGCAACAGAAUCAAGUUCCUCAGUAAGAGAGGUCAAAUCAGAAGUGUCAGCAACAAGAGAAUCACUUUUAUCCUAUGAACACUAUGCUGCUGCUGAAGAAAAAGUCACUGCAGCUGAAGAAAAAUCGUUGGAAGAGAGGACUGUACGCAAGGCAUUUAAAAGCACUCUACCAGCAACAAUCCUUACAAAGCCACGGUCAGUCACAGUUUCUGAAGGGGAGGCUGCAAGAUUUUCCUGUGAUGUUGAUGGUGAACCAGCACCAACAAUAACAUGGCUCCGUACAGGUCAACCUAUUGUUUCUUCAAGGCGCUUCCAAGUAACACGAACACAGUACAAGUCUGUCUUUGAAAUUUCUUCAGUCCAGAUGUCAGAUGAAGGAAGUUACACUGUUGUGGUGGAAAACUCUGAAGGAAGACAGGAAGCACAUUUUACUUUGACCAUUCAAAGAACAAAAAUUCCUGAAAAAACAAUUACUUCACCUCCAAGGAUCAAAUCUCCUGAGCCUCGUGUAAAGUCACCAGAGCCAGUUAAGUCUCCUAAACGAGUGAAAUCUCCUGAACCCAUCAGCGGUCCCCCAAAAGCUAAGUCACCACCUGGAGACAAAAUGGUACCAGCAAAGAAAGUACAAUUACCAACUGCUUCUCCACCAAAGAUAAAACAGCAUCUGAAAGCAGAAACUCUUGGAGAUAAGGUAAAGUUAUCCUGUGCAGUUGAAAGCAAUGUUUUAAGUGUCAGAGAAGUGGCUUGGUAUAAGGAUGGUAAAAAACUGAAAGAAGACCAUCAUUUCAAGUUUCAUUAUGCAGCAGAUGGCACUUAUGAGCUCAAAAUCCAUGAGCUCAUGGAAUCUGAUAAAGGAGAAUACACCUGUGAAAUUAUUGGGGAAGGAGGCGUUUCAAAAACUAACUUCCAGUUUACUGGCCAAGUAUUUAAAAAUAUCCAUUCCCAGGUAAGAGGUGUAUCUGAAUCUCAUAAAAGAGUUCAGAAAGAAGAUGAGUUGCUUAUGGUUUCCACCCAGAAGAAAUCAGCAGUGGCAACUGAAGAGAAAUCUGCAAUUCAAGAAGUCAUUAAAAAGUCAGUUGUUACGGAAGAUGUCAAACAACUGAAAGCAGAAAUUACAGCUUCUUCUACUAAAAUGACAGUGUCUGAAGGGCAGAAAGUGACAUUGAAAGCCAACAUUCCUGGUGCCUCUGAAGUAAAAUGGGUGCUGAAUGGAAUGGAGCUGAGAAAUUCAGAUGAUUACAGAUACGGUGUUUCUGGAAGUGAUCACACGCUAACUAUCAAAAAGGCCAGUAAUAAGGAUGAAGGUAUACUCACCUGUGAGGGUAAAACUGACAAAGGCAUUAUUAAAUGCCAGUAUGUUAUGACUCUUUCUAAAGAGCGCUCCAGUGAACCAGCAUUCGUCAUUCAGCCUAAGUCUCAAAAUGUCAAUGAAGGACAAGACGUGUUGUUCACCUGUGAAGUUUCUGGGGAUCCUUCUCCUGAAGUUGAGUGGUUAAAGAAUAAUCAACCUAUUGCAGUUUCAUCACACCUCAGAGUAUCUCGCUCUAAAAAUAUAUAUUCUCUUGAGAUUCGAAAUGCAGCACUGAGUGACACUGGAAAAUACACUGUCAAGGCAAAAAAUUACCAUGGGCAGUGCUCUGCUACAGCAUCUUUGACCGUACUCCCUCUAGUUGAAGAACCUCCGAAAGAGGUAGUAUUGAAGACCAGUGGCGACGCAAGCAUGCACGAAAGUUUUUCUUCUCAGUCCUUUCAAAUGGCUUCUUCUAAACAAGAGGCUUCAUUCAGCAGUUUCAGCAGUAGCAGCAUGACUGAAAUGAAAUUUGAAAGCAUGUCUGCCAAAAGCAUGUCCUCCAUGAAAGAAUCCUUUGUAGAGAUGAGCUCCAGCAGUAUUAUGGGGAAAUCUAGUAUGGCUCAACUGGAGAGUUCAACUAGUAAAAUGCUUAAAUCAGGUCUGAGAGGAGUACCACCCAAAAUUGAAGCUCUCCCAUCUGAUAUCAGCAUUGAUGAAGGAAAAGUUCUCACACUAUCCUGUGCCUUUUCGGGUGAACCUGCUCCUGAAAUAACAUGGUACUGCAAAGGGAGAAAAAUUACCAGUCAGGACCAGCAAGGCAGAUUCCACAUCGAAACAAGUGAAGAUCUAACCACCCUGAUCAUCAUGGAUGUCCAGAAGAACGACGGUGGACUUUAUACUCUGAAUUUAGGGAAUGAGUUUGGUACCGAUUCUGCCACUGUGAAUAUAAAUAUCCGAUCACCUUAGAGAGCUUAAUCUGUAUUAUUUACACUUGUAUUUUUACAAGUGACUCAUAUAUGGACUGAAAUAUCUGAUAUGUAAAUAUAAAAGAAAAAUAUUUUUUUACCUACCUGAACGAGACAAAGUCCAGAGCUAUACAUUAUGACUUAUAGUCAUUAUUGACCUAAGAUUUUAAACCACUUUUUUCACUGACAUGUACAUACUGUAUAUAGCCGAAGUUAACGGUUAUGAAGUUUUGUACCAUUUAUUUUAUGACAUUUUGAAACGUAACUUUUGGAACUAACAGUUGGCAGGGGAAAGUUUCCUAGCAAACGACUACCCUGCUCAACAUUUAACUAAUUUUUGUGCCUCAACUCAUUGUUGAUGUCUAAGAAUGCCUCAACAGGUAGAGAGGCUCCCUGUUGAAGAUUACCUACACCUAAGACAUGAUACUGUGCACAGUAUUUCAUACGUGCACAAUUAUUUAUGUUGAAUCAGAAAUGUAAGGCACUGGUGAUGUUUGCAAUUACCCUCCUGUAAGCAUUGCUUUAAUGUUUUACAUUGGAUCUGAUUAUGUCAUAAUUUUCAUACUUGACUGACAAUUUCUGGACAAAGUGUGAGCGGCCAGCACUUUGUUCACCCACUGUCUGUGUACUGUUUCUGACAUAUUGACUGCCUGAAUAGCUUUUUAAAAAGUAACAUCACCUGGCCAUCCCCUUAAUCAACAAAGCUAUUUAGGUACUCAAGUGCAGCAGCAGUACCCCAUCUCGGAGGUUCUUAGGGUGCAGUGAUUGAGUUUGUGUGGUAGUAUUAGACACCCAGUAGUCACUUCCAGGCAACUAAGCAAUGAACCACAGUUUGAAAACAAACUGUUGCUACAACAUCAAAUACCAGCCUGCACUUCAAUUUGCUUUAGUUCUCCUAAUGUAGUAAUAGAGCUUGGUAGCUGUUGAACCUCCUUGAGAUAGAAUUGUUCAUUUGAAAUAAAGCAUGCUUUCUGCAUCAUAAA
This is a messenger RNA of Corvus hawaiiensis (hawaiian crow), 95534 nucleotides long. RefSeq names its product titin (gene TTN). Lineage: Eukaryota; Metazoa; Chordata; Aves; Passeriformes; Corvidae. The record is from RefSeq and is a predicted model, not a curated record. Gene Ontology annotation, molecular function: protein kinase activity; protein binding; ATP binding. Gene Ontology annotation, biological process: protein phosphorylation. The transcript is spliced from 257 exons. The coding region runs from base 203 to 94552 and encodes 31449 amino acids.